Molecule: messenger RNA, 99243 nt
Organism: Cinara cedri
Lineage: Eukaryota; Metazoa; Arthropoda; Insecta; Hemiptera; Aphididae
Source: the annotation of a GenBank genome assembly
CCGCCGCGUAUUAUUUUAAUACACGCGUCGACCACUCGUGCGUCCGCCGCUCGCGACGACACGCGACGAUUUGCAGGUCGCCACCGUACUCGUAUAUCAGUACCGAAAUAUUUUAUUUAUCGUAAAAAAAAAAAAUGAUUUUUUUUUUAAAAAAAAUAGCAUUUGAAUAAAAUCUCAACGAUUUUCAAUCGUAUAUUAUAUUUUGCUCGGCGAUUCGUGUACACGCAUCGGGAAAGUUUUUUUCCGCAGCCGUCACGGGAUCGGCCGCCCCUGCUGCAGGCCCCGAGGAACCCUGUCCCGCGGCGACGGAUAUUCUGCAACACCUAUAAUUUAUUAUAUUAUUCGUCUCGUUAAGAACGUAAUGCCCAGGUAAGUGGUGUGAUUUUUCUUAGAAAAAAAAAAGUUACAGGUACUAUAUAAUCAUAAUUACUAUCGAAAAAAAAAAAAUGAUAGGAUUUUAAAUUUUGUUCAGGACCAAUAAAAAAACAAAAAAAUGUAUACAAGUAUAUAUAUAUAUAUAUUUUAGAUCUCCGAUCGUUACACCGGAAUUUGUUCACGUAUCUGAUUGUAUUUUAUAUAAUAAUAUUCUAUCGGAUAUUCGAUCCGAUUGUUGCGCCAAAAUUCCGAUUCCCGUACCUGUAUAAAUACUGAUACGGAUUCGUGUCUGAUUAUUGCGGCGCCCGUUCAAACAAAUUGUUUACUACGCCGCGGAAAGAAUCCGUUCUUACGAAAUGUGUUAUAACUUAUAGAUUUAUAAGUCAUCGGUGCUUAUUAAGUUUACCAAUUUUAAAAAAAAAUUAAAAAUUGUAUUUUAAAUAUUUUAGAUUCUGAUUGCAGCGACCGAUGUAUUGGUUUUAUUUGUAUAUGCGUGUGUGUGUGUGUGUGUGUGUGUGUAUGUGUGUAUUUUCUUCUGUCUGUUGAAAACUUUUCCAUCAAAAAUUUUGUUCGGAUUACACGCUGCAAGUGCAGCACGUUUUCUGAAAACAAAAUAUUUGGUCUACAGUCGGUGCGUCGAGGAGGUCAGUUUUUCUUUUGUUUACGAUGACGGACGUUUAAACAAAUCCGAAACGAAAUUCACAGAUAUAUAUAUAUAUAUCAAUAAACCCCCGUCGAGCUCAACUUUAAUAUAGAUACGAGACGAUACUCUCGCGUCAAACGGAUCGGCAUAAUAUAAUAUAAUACCCGGCUCGGCUAUACCGACUUUACAUUAUAUAAACGUCCCGAAGGGUUGUCGGGGUUUUAAUGAAAAAAAAUUAAAUAUAUAUAUAUAUAUUUAAGGUGUAUACACUGUGGGAUAAUAUCCGGAUAGACCGCCGGUCGGGUUUCUCGCGAUAUCGCGUGCUUAAAAAAAAAAAAAAAAACAAGCGAUAGUCUUUGAAUUUUGUGUUUUCCUUCCCCCUCCCCAUCGGGCCACGUACCGCCUUGUCGAUGACGAGGUAUUAACUAUAUUAGGGCGAUGGGGGGGGAGGGGGGAGGGUUGGUGAGAAUUGAUAAUCAGUCGUUACUGCAAUAAUAACAAUACCAAUAUCGAAACGCUACAAUACCAGAACAAGAAAACAAACACAAAGCCAUGACGCCCGUACCGAAUCGGCGUCGCUCGAUUCCAUUCGAAUAUCGGUACCUACUAAGAACCGACGGUUCGAAAUGUUAAUUUUUCAAAAACGCAAUAUAUAAAUUUGAUUUGUAGGUGGUAGUCAAUCGUUUUUUUCGUAAGCCGUAAUAAAAUUCGACUUUUUUCGCACGUAUACCUACUAUUUUCUUAUAAACGUCCAUUCGAGUAAAAUCAAGUGGGUUCAUUCAAGUCGAUUGAGUCUAGUGUUUUUUUCGAAAUUAUCGCUUAAGCGCGUUCAAAUUUAAUCGAUUCUCUGAUAUUAUUAUCAUGAUUUAUGUGUGUUCACGAUAUUUCGUAUUGUUGCUAUUAUAACACUAUAAUUAGUGAACAUUUGUAUUGAACAAUAUCAUAAUUUUUUUACUAAAAAAAAAAUUAUAUAUAUAUAUAUACAUCAACAUACCUAUCAUGUUAAUACGAGGAUUUGUUUCGUUUAUUUACUUAAACUCCGAGUUAAAUGUUUUUAUCAACUAGCCAGCAGAUCUACGAAAAAAUGAAUGUAAUUAUUAUCGUAAAAUCAGAAAUGUUAUAACUUUCAAGUAAAUUAAUACCUACUCGAAUUUCAUGUUAUUUCUUACCUAUUAUUUAAACGAUACAUAAAGAUUUAUAAAGAUUUGUCUAUGUAAAUUUAUUUAUUUGAUUAUUUACAUUCUAAACAUUUCACACAAUUUAUUUCUAAUUCAUAUCGUGCCACGAAAUAAAUAUGAAUUUAUACCGAUCGUGAUAAAACACAACGCUGAUAAUUUAUACACCUAAUAUUAUCUAUGCAAUACGAAUUUUUCGCAAAUAUCGAUCCAUCGUUUACAAUAAUCAAAUCGUGUUUUGCGUUAAAACACACGUUUGCCUCAACAUAUUGUACAUUUCCGGAUCCUAUUUAUAAUUUUAUUAUAAAUACAUAACGCGUUCAUGAUGGUUAUUAAACGCUCGUAUAUUACUUAUCAAGCUGUUACAGAUUAGUAUUUUCAGUUUCCGCAGAAACUUAGCGGAAAUUAUGAAUAUUGUUGUAUAGUUGCUAAUAUAAUAUAAUUGCGGUUUCAAACGCGUACACUUGUGCAUCUAAAAAUAUAUUGUUUACUAUAAGUACACGGUUUUUUUUUUUGUACAUCAAUUUUAAUCGUCGGAAAUGCUCGUACACUUACACUAAACUUACAAGAAAUUGUGUUUUUUCGGGAGGGGGGCAUCAGUGGCCAUUAUCCUCUUAAAACAACAAACAAUACCGGUUUCCUCCAAAAUAAAAAAAAAAUCUAGAUUUUCAUUUUCCUCCACUGUUCAUUAAUUUCCUCCAUUGCAAAAACAGGAAUUUUAUUAUCUUCCUUAUAAUUCGAAUUUGUACGUAUUACACGUUCUAUACUUCUGAAAAUAUUUCAGUAGAAAAUAUUUUUCCGAAAAUCUCUAUAAUAAUAUUUAAAUCGAUACUGUAGCCGAUACUGAUAUUAAUUUGCUAACAUGUAUAAUUUUUAAAUUUAAUAAGUACAUUUUGUUAUUAAAAAAUAACCUAUAAUGACUUGAUAGUUGUUAUUAUUCAUAUUUGUAGGAAAAUACGUAUGUGAUAAUUUUAGUCUGAAGUAACUUUUUUUUUUUUUUAUUAUGGGAAUUGAACAGUGUAGAAGAGUAUAUCGGUAGGUCUUUCUUUUUACGAGGAAAAUCGUGUUCCCGACCUAAUUUUUCGGCCGCACCACAGAAGUCGGUCGCACGGAGUUAUUUAAAUUUGUAUUUAUGUUUCCCCCCCCCCCUUUAUAAUUAAAUCCCUUACUAAUUCGGAGAUUACAUAAUACGAGGUCGUUCAUCCGAGUCGGUAUUAUAGGUGACUCUCAAUGGGAUUUUAGAUUAUGUUUUUUAACUUACCACCUUCAACGUGAAAUGGUAAUUAUUCGGAGGCGAUAAGUAUAUAAGUAUUAUGCUCGUUGAACUUUUAUGUCUAACUCUAAAUAUACUGCACGGCGAACGUAGACGUACGGGAACGCAAGUCACGCGAAUCUAAAAAUAAUAUACAAACGUAAAUUAGUCAGUUCGGUAGGUACCGUUUAAAAUGUGUACAUUAUAAUAAUAUAUGUGUAAUAUAUAUUUUUAUUUUAUAUUAUACGUAUACUGAUGCUUAAUUAUAAAAACAACUGUAUUAUUAUUAAUACAAGCAAAAUAGAGUUAUUUUGGGAUUUUGUUUUGUAAAUUAUGAAAAUACAAUGGUCCCGUAAAAAUACUCAAAAAUUUGAUAAAAAAUGAAAGUUUCGUUAUUAAAUAGGCCUGAUAUAUUGCACUCAAAAAUAAAAAAAAUUCAAUACAUUUUUCAGUUUGAAUUUAUCAAAAUAAGAAUGUGUAACCGAACUCCGAUCAGAAUACUCAGAAUAUGAUACACCAUUGGCAACAAAAAACGAUUCGGAGCGACGUUUCUUCUACACAUUUACGUACAUUUUCCCGUUUCUCUUACGUUUUUUCUCGGUCUUUUUCAAUUAUUCUGAAAACCGUUCAGAAAAUUAAAAGACCUACUGCAAUGCAGUGAAAUUUUUUUCAACAAAAAAGGUCUUUUGUCAUUCUUUGAUUGAAGCAUGAUUUCUAUUCGAAAAAUGAUUUUAAAACACUAUAAACACACAUAUUAUAGUAAAACGAAUACAUUUCUCGCUGCACUCAGAAUCUAAAAAACUAUUUCCACCGGCGUAUAAACAAAAUAUUUAGUGUCAAUUUGUGUCGUAUUUGUCAUAUUAUAGUUUAUUUAACAUCAAUUGCGUAUCUAGUUUAAACACGUCUUCGUCAAAAUUGGAGAUUUUCCAACGGUUACGAGUAUAUAAGUGUAUAUUAAUCAUGUGAAAAAAUAAAACAACUAUGAUGAUUAUGGUAUCUUGCCAUCGACCGAAAAAAAAAAUAUAUAUAACUUACACCGAUUUUAUAAAAUAGGUAUUUUAGGAAAGAAAAAAACAAAUACAAACUUAUAUACUUCGUGGUUUUAGUUGAAAUAAAUAGGUUUUUAUUUUUUUAAUUUAUAUUAAUUCGGCGCGUGUCAAUGAAAAAAUGAUAUUAUAAUUCCAUAUGCUAGAGUUGCUUAAAGAAUUGUAUUCAUUUUAAGUCUCAUAACCCGAAUUUUUGUGAUGUUAAAUAAUAUAUUAUGUUCCCGGUUCUGAAUUUGUUGUUAAAAAAACUAUGUCGAUAAGAUCAAACAAGUUUGUGGCUGAUAAGUAGUAGAAUUAUCGUGACAAAUAACUAAUGGUUCGGUUAAUGUCACAAAAAAAAAAAAAUGAUGUAUUGUAUUUCUUUGUUUUCAACACUCAUUCAAAAUAAUCUUAGCUUAAAAUAUUCUUUUAACAAAAUUAAACUCAAAACGAAUUAGUUUCUGUUCGUAUUAUUAUAGUUGCAAUAUAAUAGGUAUAUGUUCCAGUAUAAAUACUUAAAGUUAAAACUAUAUACUUAAUAUUUACAAAUUAACACUUAUAGCUAUGUGUAGUAACGAUCAUUAGGCAUUACUAUUAGGCUAUUAUACCUAUAUUUCGUAACGAAGUUUUUUUUUUCAUCAUUAAGUACGAAACUCUCAAUCGCUUAAUAUCACCACACGGUUUGGAAUUAUAUUAUAGUGUUACCUAUAUAUUAAUUAUUUUAAGAUUAGGUAACAGGUAAAAUGGCAAAAUAUUGAUUAUAUAACUGUAUACAAUAUGUAUUUUUUAUUAAGUAUAAUAGAUACACUAAGCAAGUUUAUCGAGAAAAAAUUAAUUACUUCAUAAACUUAGUUCUAUUCGAUAGAUGCAUUCGAAAUGGAAUUUUAUAAAUUAAAUGAUCUUUCCAAAGUCUGAAAAAAUCCACCCAUAGUAAUGCAACAAUAACAGAACAGCGAAUGAUUGGCACACCAAUACUAAAUAUUUCAGAACGUUUGCAUAAAACACGCUAUCUUUUAUCCGGAUCAUAAUAUCGAUAAAUUAAAAAACAAAAAAAAAAAAACAUUUCGAGAUAAAAUCGAUUUGAUAAUAUGAAACGCGCUCCCGAGGCACUGAUGUUAUGUCAACAAUAUUAUUACAAAAACAAAAUGGUAAUAUUUAUAAAUCGUUCGAAUGUUUCACAUGUGCACAACAUAUUUUAUAAAACAAAACGUUAACCACUGCAAAAGUAAAAAAAACAAUAACAUCCUAAAACUAAACGAGUUAAUAUUACUGACGGGUGGGCCACUGUUGUAGAUUGGAAGUUGGAAAGGUAGAAUUUACGAAGUUAUUAAUUUGUUUAUAUGUAAUGAUAAAUCAUUGCUGGCGAAAAAUAUUUAAAAGAAAAAUUCGGUAAUAAAUGUUUUGAAAUGCCGUUAUAUUUACGGUUUUCGUCAAGAUUUGAUCUUAAAUGCUUAUAAUAGAAAAAAUCGUCAAAGUGUUUUUAAAAUUGUACACGAUUAAAAAAGGGCUAAUAUAAUUACUCUAUGAAAAUAUCAGCUCCCUACAAUAAUUGCUAACCGAUUAACAAUAAAAAAACAAAAUCGAAAACAACGAAAUCGGUAGUGCUGUAAAAUGUCGUACAUUUUCUCGUAGUUUCUAAGUUUUUUUCCAAUUGUUAUAAAAAUUGCUCGGAAAUUCAUAAAAUGACUUAAUUACAUACCGACUAAAACCGAAAUUCAACAAAAAAGUUACAUGGUAUUUUUUUAGUUAAAACAAGAUUUCUGGUAGAAAAUAUAAUUCGUAAAAAUUUUAAACAAUGAAAUCGGUAGCGCCACGGCUUGCCGUAAAUAUUUAUUCGUCCUUUCUAUGCGUUUUUUCCCAUUUUUUCCCAAUAAUCAUGAAAAUCUUUGGACAAAUCAAAAAAUUAUUUCUUUAAUGAAUCAUCCAGUUCCAAAAUGUAAUUAAAAUGGUCUUUUGUUAAUUUUUGAUAGAAAAAUUCACACACAUCAUAAUGAAACUAAUACAUUUUUAGACGUGACUCGUAACUUCAUAAUAUAUCAGACCAAUAUGAAAAAUAAAAAUAAAUGCCUACGACGCAUUCGAACUGUACUAUUAAGUUAAUGGGAAUAGGACGGCGUAGAAGGAUUUUAAACAUUCUCGCGAAUUUCUGCGAUAUUUUCCCGCGGAACAUUGAAAUUUAAAAUAAUAAGAUUCCGCAUGGAUAAAUCGUAUAAUAUGUUUGUAUUAUUAUUGUUAUUAUUAUAUACAAACUAUAAAACGUUGUGCAAAAGUUUUAACGCAACAGACUGCCUCUUAAUAAUAUGAAACUCAAGAGGCGGAGGUAGGGUAAGUGCACCAAUUUAAAACCUUUCCGUUUGUAUAUAAGUAUAUAAUAUUAUAAUUACUGGCACGCGUAUAUGCAUUUAAUAAGUCUAACGCAGAGCAUUGUGUUAUAAUAAUAAUAAUUUUGUGAAUCUAAGUGUAAUAAUAUUAUUUUAGGACAUUUUUGCGACACGGCGCCAUUUUGGAAAACUUUAACGUACCUACUUCCUUAACAAUCAUUUUAAAUUAGGUAGAUAUAUUUUUUCUUUUUGGUUUCUGAACGAAGCGAAGAAUGCGUAUUGGUUUUACUAUAAUGUGUUUUUGUUUUGUCCUGAUUUUUCUGUCAGAAAUAGUGUUUCAAUCAAAAAGAUUUUAAGGACUGGAAUAGUAUACUUUUUGAAUUGAAUUUUGUUCAAUUAGUGCAUUUUAAUGUUGAUUUUUCUUAUAACUGUCUUAGAAAAUACGAAAAACUAGUUAUUUUUUGUUCAAUUUUUGUUAAUUUGUAUGUCACCCAGAUAAUAUGGGAAACAACUAAUAUUUAUAAAAAUAAUAAUAAUAAUAAUUUAAAUAUUCUGCUCAGAAUGGUUUUUCUUUAACAUUGGUUUAUUUUCACGUAUAGGUAUAAAUUAAAUAACUCUUUUCCAAAUUCCUUCCUAAAUUAAUAGCACAUCCAUCAUCUGUAUCAGUCUUUUGAAUUGGAAUCGAAUUGUAAUUGGUUUUAACAUGAUGGUUUUUUUUUUUAAAUUUUUUUUUUUGUUGUAUCUUUCAGUAAGUGUUUUGUUCGAAAAUUUGCGCCAAUGUAUCAAUUAUAGCACCUUUUCUGUAAAGAAAUUUUAUCUCGUUGGUGCGUUGAGGAGCCUAAGAGGUAAUUUUUCAAGGGGUUUUCAAAAUAAUUAGGAAAACCUGGAAACAAAAUUAUAGGGAAAACGACAAAUAUUUACGCGCAAAUAAAUGUAUGUAUUCUACCUGCCCAGCUUCCCACUAAUGUAGCAGUAAUACAUCCAUCAGCAGGAUCAGCUUUUUUUUAAAAAUAGGAUUAUAAUUUUUAAAAUCAACAAACAAAAUUAAUAUCUCCUGUAAUAAAUUAUUGUUGUAACAUUUUGUAAACCGACUCAGCUAAUUUAGGAUAGUCGAAAAAAGUUAACGAUCUAAUAUGCGUUAAAUGUUAAUUUAAGCAUUUACUUAAGUAAUUACCUAAUUGGUAUUAACUUAAGUGAAGUUAAUUUGUGUAAAAUUUCUUUUUUUAAUUAGUAAAAAUAAUUAAACCUAAUAUUAUCGGUAUUUAAAUUUAAAUACAGAACUUCACAAACAUUUUUUAAUAAAAAAAUAAAAUACAUUUUUAUUAGAACUUUAUUUAUUUAAAAUUAACCGAAUUAAAUGUGUAUUUAUUGUAGAAAAUAAAUAAAAAUAAUUGAAAUUCACAAUUUUAACGUGAUAUAAAUAUGUAGAAAAAUAAAAAUAAAAUAAAAAAAUGUAUCCUAACAAAUAAUUAAAGGUUAAAAGUUAAAACUAAUUUACCUUUUAACAUUUUAACUCGUCAAUGCCCUGCAGCCUUUUUUAAUAAAUUAGAUAAAUGUUUUAUGCAUGAUAUCUAUAUCAUAAUAAUCGUCUUGUUAUUUUGAUAUUUUAAUUCUAAUGUGUAAGUUUAAUAUUUUACUCAUAUUAUUAGUAUUAUUAUUAUCAUUUCUUUUUUUCGCCACGAUAUUUUUCAUUUUAAUUAAUAAUUAAAAUUAAAAUUAUAAUCGGUACUUAUUGUUUAUUUCUAGAAUGCACUAAUUAGAGAUCUCGAUGGCAAGCAUAUAAAUUUUCUGGUCAUUUUUGUUUUUAUAAAACUCGAGUUAGCGUGUUUCAAAAAGAGAAUGAGAACCGUAAAAUUGUAAAACCAUUUUAGAAAAUUAGUUAUUAAAUACUAAAUACUAAAUAUUUUAACCAUUCAACUUUCAACUUCAAUUUUACUUAAGAAAUUAAUAUACUGGUUAAUGACCGACAUAGUUAAUGUCUGUCAGUGGGACCGACAUAGCGUUCAUUAGUUCAAAAUGACAAUUGUACAGCAAACGUGAUGGAAAACGAUAUUAAGUACAGAGUUAAUUUUGUUGACUGGAUUUUAAAAAAAAUUUGUUUUUUUUUUAUCUAAAAAAAAUAUUGAAAUUCAAAGAAUGUUUUAUUUUCAAAUACAGCUAUAAUUUUUAGUACAUAACUAAUUUCGAUAAAUUCACAGAUAUUUUCAUUAGAAAUUCGUCAAAGGAUUGAAUUGAAAAUAUCACAUUCUACAAGACGUUGGUACAGGUAUAGAGGUACCUAUUUAAAGCUGAAAAAUAUUCUUAUCUUCGUUGCGGUGUUCCUUUAAUCAAAUAUUCGCGUGCCGCCGUAUACAAAGUAGUUUCUUAAAGUUAAACAUUAGUGGCUUCAAUAAUAAGUACCCAAGUACAUUGCAUGCAUAAUAGAAUAAGUAUAAACUUGUAAUAAAUAUUGUACGUGUAGCUUUCAAAUUUAAAUAUCGAUAUACCGUAACAAGUAUGUUUAUUUUUGUUAGUUCACGAAACUAAACUUGAAUCGUUGUAAAUGUCAUAAAUAUCAAAAUAUAUUUACACUUUGGUAUACGAAUUGAAUAUUAACUAACGAAAAAUAAACAAAAUUAAUAAAACAUAUAAUAUUUGAAUUUACUAACGUUCUCGUUGGUCCUUACUCUUUCGUUACUCACCUAAGAUAAUUUUUUACCUUAAUAUACAAGCAGGUAAAAUUAAUAUUAAUAAAAAAAUAAACUUGAAUAAGAACCAAAUACGUUUGCAUUUUCAUAUUUUCUUUUCUUAGUAUGCUAAAUUUAAAUAUUAUCAAAGACUGAUGAUCAGCUUACCAAUAUUUUUUAAAUGUUACAAAACAAUUCUAUUGAACCCAUUUAGUCGAUACAUUUUAAAGAAAAAUAAAUUAUAAUACCAAAUAUUUGCCUGUACCUGUAUUUUUAAUGUAUAUACAUAUUUUAUACCAAUGAUGGUAGAUUUCUUAUUUCAAAAUAAUUUUAAAAAGUCCUAUAUUGUACACCGAAAAAGAACCGGACAUAUACUUCGAACCGUCGCGCUUCAAUAGAUCACUGCUGUAAGUGAGAAUUGUGUAAUAAGGUUAAGGGAAUUAAGUUUGUUUACGAAAAACAACGAAAAAUAAUUGCAAUCGAAAAACAAUUCAAAACAGAGCCACUAUGAUUUUAUAGUAUUAGUCAUCAUUCAUCAUAUUUAUUUUCCUUUUAGUUAAGGUAACUCAAAAAUAAAUAAAUAUUGAACUGAUAUUUCGUUAUUUCUUGUUAGUUUUUAGAAAAUCUGUUGGGAAUCUAUAAAAAGUUAGCCAAUAAAGUACCACUGAACAAAAUAUUUCACCUAGGCGAAAAAAACACAUCUUUGAACCAUAACCUUCUUUGAUAGACUUAUAAUCUAAAAUAUAAAAAAAAACCUAUCCAAAAAUAAUGAAUCAAGUUUUUGAAUUAUUUAGACAUUUAGUUUUAUAUCACUUCAAGAGUAGACACCUAUUAAUUAUCUUACUACUGGUUUUUUUAUAUAAAUAAAAUGUAGACACUUUUAUUUUAGUAAAAAUUAACAACCCAAAUAGUGUUAUACAAUAAAUUAUUAUAAAUUGUUUUUGUACAACAAAGAAUAGAAUUUUUUUUAAAAAGUACAACUCAGAAACUCGAAAAGACAAAACAUCUGGAAAAGAGGAUCUACUAAGUUAAAGAACUCUCUACUUCAGUCGGACGGUUCACUUUUGGUUAUUCUUUAAUAUUUAAAAAUCGUAACAACAAAAUAUAUUUGUUAGCCGAGGUAUGAAUAUAAUUACAUAAUUUUUGGCCAGAAAAGUACUUGUUUUCUUGUUCAUAAUUUUUAGAUUCUAAGUGAAGUGAGAAAUCUAUUAGUUUUACUACGAUGUGUGUCUUUAUUUAUUAUAUAUUUUGUUUGCCUUUAAACAUAUUUUUGAAAAGAAAUUUCGCUUCAGUAUUUUAUUUUAUGGGAAUAUUUAUGGUAGAACAUAAUUUCGUCUGAAGGCACAUUGGAGACAUUAUGAAUUCGGUUUAAUAAGCUAAACUUGUUAACAACACAAUUGAAAGAAUCAGAGGAUCAGUAAAAAAAAUUGAAGUUACCCUAGAUAAUUAUUGUUAUUAUAAUUUUUUUUUUAUUAUUGGAGGUUAAAAUAUCAACUGCAGAAUUUUAUUCCUAAAAAAUGUAAUUACGUCUGAAUUCGACAAUGUCAUUAGAAAUAUUAUUAUUAAACUGACAAAUAAAUCGAUUUAUUGAAAUAACGACGAGUUUUUAAAUCAAAUACCCAAUACUUCAACAACAGUUUGACAAGAAAACGUGAAAAAAAACGCCAUAUACAUCAAAUCGAUUUAUUUCAUAAAUAUUUAGUAAUAGUAGUAAAAAAAUAAAUGAAAUUGAAAUUGAAUUCGUUUUGAAUAUAUUGCAUUUAAUUAUUUAUUAUUAAUGGGAAGACAUAGGUAUAGAAUACAACACUAGAAAAUUACGUAAUUUAAUUGUUUUUUCGGUUAAUUAAAUGACCUAAGAGAGAGGAAACAAUGGUUUCAGAACAAUUGAGACGAUGUGAUUUAAGCAUAGAAGUAGGUAGGGAGGUUUUUUAGGGCUUAGGAUCCUCAAUAUAAAUAAUUUCCUACCAGUCUUAGAAUUUUAGGUUAUCUCAAUUUGAAAAUAAUUAGAAAUACUAAUAUUGUAUUUCACUAUAUUGAAAAUGUUAAUUUGAAUGCAGUGAAAGAUUGAUAUGGUUGUCUAAAACUGUCUUUAAAAUGAAAAUGGUAGAUUACCAAGACUAAAAGAUCGAAUUAGUUUAUUCUCAAAAUAUUGAAUAAUGUACAACAUUAAAAUAAAUAAACUGUUUUUAAAUAGUUUUUUUAUGGGGGGGAGACUAAAGACACACACCAAUUUUAAUAGGUAACUUGUCUAAAAAUUAUAAUUGUACCUAAAAUAACAAAUUACAAUUAUACAAUUAUUUAUUUUUUACUUUUUUAAACAUAAUAUUGUCAAAAAGUUUUCCAUAUAAAUAAUAAUGGUGUUUCGGGAUCAGAAGAUCGAAAAUUAAAAUCUUAACUUAUCCUAAUCCAUUAAAACUUCUCAUCUUGAUUCUGAUUAUAUGUUAGGGUGAUUUUCUGAACUUCUUGCGAGAAAUAAUUUUCGACAAUGAAACGCAUUAAUACAUAAUAUAUAGCACAAUAAACUCUGAAUCAUUUGAGUAAAUAUAAUAUAUGAGUAAUGAGCACUACGUGGGAUGUGGAAUCUUCGGUAAAUAAUAUCGAGACGAUUUCAUUUUGACAUUUUGGAGUAGAUAGGUAUAGAAUUAAGUGUUUAAUUUUAGAGAACCCGGCCGGUGAUUUUGUAAACAUUCAGUGGCAAAUUAAUUAAUCGAGACUUGGUACAUAAGUGUUAUUGUAUUAUUAAACACAAACAUUAAAACUUAAAUGAAUCAUUCGACUCAGUUAAACAUAUAAAUAUGCAUUUAAAUACAUUAACUAUAUAAUAAAAUAGGUAAACUAUAGUUCAGUGUUCAAAUUGGAAAAAUAGAAGAAAAGGGACUUUUAGCUGUCCUUGCAUUUAUUAAAUUCAACAAGCAGGCGCCUAAGGUGUAAGGCUCCUCGCCCUCCUUAUACCGCUUUUAAAAUAUAAUUGAAUAAAAAAAAUAAAAAUAAAAUACAUCGAUGUUUCUUAAAUUUUUAAAUAUUUUUAGAUACUGAGAAUCUAAAGAAAACACUAUUCGUAUUACUAAGAAGAUUUUUUUUCAUUUCGGAAAACACUUUUAUGGUUAGUGAAAAGUUCUGAAUUUUUAUGUUACAUCUAUAAGAUACAGAGUUUUCAUCUAAUGCUAUAUUUGAAACAUUUUUCGAAAUUCACAAUUGCAUUUUAUGUAUUUUUUGAAAACACCCUUAAGAAAAUACUCAGUUUCUACCUCAAAAGCUAUUAAUAUUUAGAAAUAUUAUCGAUGGUUUCAAAUAGUCCACCCCGGAUUUUUAAUUUUUUUUGAUUUCUUGGUUACCUACCUAACCUAUUCGUUUUAUCUUGACAACAAGAGAGAAAAACAAGAAAUAACAAUACUUCUUCGUUCAGAAACGUUUUUUGUUGAUUACAGUAUACAGACAAUCUUGGUCGUAUAUAUUAAACUUACCAAAAACAUUGACCUACUCGUGGCAGUACCAACUUGUUUAUAUACUUAUAUAGGAAUGUAUUUAUUAAUAUUUAUCUAUUUUAAAAUGUUUUCUUAUUUUCACUAAGGAGAUAUUUUAACAUUAAAAUAUUAGUUAAAUUUCAUACUUUAUUAAUACGUUGGGCAAAAGUGUAAUACAGAAUGAAUAAUAAUAAUAAUGAUUUAUGACUAAACGUGAAAGAUUAUAUUAAAAAUACCAUUUUAAUUGUAUCUAAAUUGACAAUACAUGGUUUUUGAAAAUGUUAUUAUGCGUAAAAAUAAACGCACCGUCCCAAUAGAAAUAAUUAGUAACACACUAAACAAAAAUAGAAGUAUUAGAGGAGCUCCGUCUCCCUUCGCUUCCUUCCAAUUCGAGCACUACUUACAUUCGGUUCGUUAUGUCUUACGUCUUGGUAUUUUAAUAUUAUAUUAUAACAGGUACAUCAAUGCAAACGUUGAAUAAAACCCCAUACAAAUAUAUUGCUGGGUAGGUACAAGCUAUAAACAUAUUAUGAAGUUCUGCAACAAGAAACCAUUUAAUAGAAAUAAUACUCUUUUAGAAUAUAAUUAAGAAGCAAUAUAUCUAUACAGUUAUAAAUUAUAACUAUCUAACUUGGCAAUGCUUUGCUAAACAAUAAAUAAAUAAAUAAAUAAUAAACUGAAAUAAAUAAAUACAUUUACAAGAACAAUUAGAUAUUUGUAUCGAAAUUGCCUAAAAAUCCCUACUAUAAUUCACGGGAUUAAGAAUGGAACGUUGAAGACUGUCCUAUCGCAUACAAAUCGGUUGAAUAGUUUCAUAGUGUAUCGCAUCUAAACUCGUCGUACGCGUGAUUUUUAUGCAUGAAAUAUGUUCUAAAUAAAAAUAAUAUAUUAUAGGUACUUGCACCAUACAUAUACGACACCUAUAUAUUGUUCGAGUUGAAUGUUGAUAUUAUGUUUUAUCAUCCAUAGCGAAUGAUGUUUUUUAUUUUUUGAAUGUUUGUGGGUGGUUUUAAAUUUAAAAAUUGGAUAUUAUUGACCAAAAAAUUGAUGCUUCACAAAAUAAAUUUAGAGGUAGGGAUUAUCUAUCCUCCUCUUUGGUAUGAUACUGAUUGCAAUUAAUUAUACAUUAGGUAGUAUACAAAAUAUCUACGGCUAUUAUAUUUAUAUUAUUUCCAAGUGAAAAAUGUAAAAUUGACUUUAGUGGGCGAAAAAUUUAACAUCAGAAAAAACAGGUUGAAACCUUAGAGCUACAAAUUUGUAUUUAAAUAUACAAAUGUAUUUUUUAGAUUCGGAGCGUAGCGAAUCACAGGUAAAACGGACAACAUUUACGACGUGCCUCGGUGUUACCGAUUUCAUUGUUUCUAAUUUUUUCAACUUAUAUUUUAUACCACAACUAUUGCUCCAGUAGAAAAACGACAAAAUACACUUUUAGUUAUAUUUUUAAAUAUUGCUUCAAUAUAAAAACAACAAGAGACCCUUUUUAUUAUAAUUUUCAAUCUCAUUAAUGCCCAAGAAAGUAGUUUUUUAAAUUAUUUCUAUUUUUUAUAAUAAUUGAACAAAACCAAAAAUACUAAAAAAAAACGUAAAAAUGUACGAAAAUAAUUUUUUAUUAUUUUUUAUUUUGUUUAUUUGCUGUAAUUUAGUUAAAAAUAUUUUCAGUAACCUGAAAUUUUGAUAAAAAAUUCAUAUUAGCUUUCUCUAGAUGUGGUAUAAUUUUCAAAACAAUUUGAGCCAUUUUUGAGCUAUUUGUGGACAUUUCAAUUUCGCAUUUUAAUUUGGUAGGUACUUUGUGGGUAAAAUUGUUAGAAUAAACAGAAAUGCUAAAAAUUUGACAGACGUUUUAUUAUAAAUUGUAUUUAGUGGUCAAAAAAUAAAAUAAAAUGAGUUGUGAUUAUAAAAAUGUGGUUAUUUUUUUUUUUUUAAAUCAAAGUUUGACGAAAAUCGUAAAUAUUACAGCUUUUCAAAACAUGUAUAACCGAACUUCACUCCAAAUCGUUUUUCAUUGGCAAUGGUUUAUCAUUGGUUAUAGGUAUAAAUUAAAUAUCUUAUUUUAUCCCAUCAUUCCAACUAGCCACCUUUAACAAUGGCUGCAACAAUUCCCAGUAUCAGAUCUUUUUUAAAAAUUGUUACUGAUAUAAAUAAUAUUGAAUAAUCUAUAACCAUAUUUAAAUUAAAUUAAAUUUAAAACAUAAUAUGGUUUUAUUUUUUUAGGGUUGGUGGGGUAAACAAUAAUUCUAGAAGUAGAAAAAGUUAAAUAUCCCACCAAUUUUAUUCGAUACACUGUCUAAAAAUUAUAAAAGCGCCUACGUUGACAAAUUAAAGAUAGAAUAUUAUUUUUUUAAAGAUAGUAUUAUAAUAAUGUUUAUUAAACGUUUCUCGUAUAAUAUGAUAUUUGCAUAAAAAUACCGUUAGCAAUUUCUCAGGUAUAAAAUAUACGUACAUUGGUAAACCGCAUUACAAACUUUUUGAGACGGGUCGGUCAAAAUUUGAAUUUCAACGCUGAAUUAAGAUGUUUUAGUGUGAAAAUCGUUUUUAUCAACAUCAUAUUUUAUGAAGGAGACCAGUUUAAUAAAUUAGGUCCUACAGGUAAAAUGUUCUUGAGAGAUCGGGCCUUAUUUUGCAUUUAAAUUUAUGCAGUUAGACACUGUUCACUUAUUACCGAAAGUUAGACGCGUAAAUUAAUGUUUACGUAGUUGAAAUUUAUUAUUUUUUUUUUUUUUUAGAUACCUAUUUGUAAUCAAUUGUUAUUAUUUUUUAGUAAAAGUAUAUUAAAUAUUAUUAAAAAAUAGUAAUAUUAUUGUUUUUUAAUGGAGAUAAAAAUGCUAUUAUAAUAUUUGCAUAAUAUUAUAAAGUUUACAAAAACAAAGUACUUAGGUAAUACAUAAGACGAUGCAUUUCCUUCUCGUCUUAACUAAUUUUUUUUUAAUACUGAAGUAAAUAAACAAUUUAUUUCGGUUUCUUUAAAUUUAUACGUUUGUGACAUGUUUGAUUACACGGACAUCACUAUAAUCUUGAAAUAAUUGCGAGAAAUACACAUAUCAUUAAAAUACAAAGUAUUUGGGUUCUAAAAUUAAAUGACAUUUAUAUUUAUUUAAAUAUUUCAUAAAAGGUUCAUAGAAAAUUUAAUUUGAUGAAAAAUAAAUAAAACUCUUAUAGUAAUUAUGGUAGACAUUUACAAGGUACUAAACGGUCCUGAACUGCCCGCAGCUUUUAUAAAAUUUGUUAACAACAAAUUGAAAACACCUUUAAUGAAGAUGAACAACUAGUCUUAAUAAACAAUUCAUUCAGUUUAAUGUUUGAUAUUAUACAUUACUACGGCCUAAGGACAAUUUGAACAAAAAAUAAUAUUUAAAGUUUAAAAAUAAUCCAAUACUACAAUAUUAUUCGAUUAUGAUUUUUAAAACAUAAUAAAAAACCAAACCAAGAAACAGUUAACAUUUAGGGAGGGGGAGUUGUUUUCAAUAUUCUAUAUUCAUAAAGUUAUAAUCUUAAAUAAUACUAUUUUAAAGUUAUGUUACAGCGAGAAAGUGUUCAACUGGAGAUUAUAUUUUAAAUGACACUAAUACGUUGUGAUAAUAAUCAUUCAUUAAGAAUAUACUUUAAAAUCACUGUAAAAUUACCAAAUCGAUAUAUUCUAAUAUUAGUUAAUAUUAAUUUCCAAACUGUUGCUCAGUGAAAAUUUCGUUUUUUCAUUUGCACGGAGACUAUAUUCCUAAAUAAAACAAAAUAUCCUAACUACGUGUUUACGUGAACAUUUAAAAUUAUUAAAAAGCUUGACAGGUUAGGUAUUAGUCCUAUGAUUAUCCAUCACCGAUAUCACUCCCGACAAGAGAGGGAGGGUCGGGGAAGAAUCACUCCGGGCCCUGGAUUUUUAUCAGGACCCGGUAUGUGAAUCGAAAAAUAAAAAAAAAAAACAAUAAGUGUUUACGGAAUUUUGAAAAAUCCGGGCCCCCAUGAGCACCCCGUAAAACCCUAGUGUAAAAAAAUUGUAUUAUUUUGAUUUUUGAACAAAAAAGACUGCGAGUUGUUAUCUUACACUACAUAGAUACAUAAUACAAAUAAAUAAUAAAAUAAAGUAGAUACCUAUAGGCUAUAUUAUUUAUAACACAUGCGAAAGUGUCCGUAGCACGUAAUCAGUUUAAAAAUUAAAUAAUUCCAAGAAUUGUCUUUACGUCGUAGAUUGAGUAGAUAGAUAACAAACGUCGGAGGACGGUGCUGUAAAUUUGAUUUGAUUUAUUUUGUUUUUUUUUUUUUUUGACUUUUAUUCGUCGUGACUCGUAAAUAAAUAACAAUAUGUUAGCAUAAUGUUAUGUUUUAAUUUUCAAUUGUAAAUAUGGAACAUGUACGUAAACUGUGGGAUAAAAAGUGGGGCCUGUAUGCGACCUACCCCCGGGUGCCAAUUUUCUCUCCACGGCCCUGAGUCCUAUAUUGCAAAAAUUACAUUUCUGUUACGUCGCUAUUUAUUGAAUGAACCGAAUGAGUAUAAUUAAUUUAAUACAUUUUAAAUACAUCUAGGAUGUAAGUAAAUGCAAAUGGAAAUACUCAAAGAGAAAUCCGACAUAGAAUUGAUAGUACACAGCUAACCGAUGUUUUUUACACCCGAAAACCUGUUUUCAAAUCAAAGCUUACUUUAUUUAAAACAAAAACUAUACCUAUUGUUUAAGAGAAUAAUGGAACGUCCGAUGGCUUGGUGUAUGCGUGAUGUGAGAUAUGAUCUGUGUACAAUAAAAACGCGCAAAAAAUAACUAAAUAUUAUACGAAAGGAAAGUAAUAAGUUUUUAUUAUUAUUUUUUUUUUUUUUUUAAUGUACUCAUGUAAAAAAUAGUUGGAUCCGCCACUAACUUAAUACUUCAUUAUUGUUAUAAUUAUUUUUUACAGUGCAAUAUACAGAUACGCGUUAUAUAAAAAUCGGUACGCAUUGCACACGUUUUAUUGUUCAUAUUGCACGUUCUGUGUCUGGUUACAGUAGCGAUGCGUAUAUUACGCAGCGUAUAAUGUCCGGGCAGCGAUCUGCAAAACGCUAGGGGCGCAAUAUUAUAAACGACGAAGAAUCGUCUACAUAGUCACAGGCGAAGCACUACGGAGAAACGCGAAUACUUAUAUGUAGGGUACAUAUAUUGUAUUUAAUUGGACUCAUCGUUUUACACGGAACAGACGUUAUAAUAGAUCAAACAAACGUACAACAUUUGGACAAAUUAUUAUCGGAACACAAUCACAUUUAUCAGAAAUAUUAUGUUAAACGGAACAGACGAUUUUUGGAAUUCCGGUACAUUGAACAGACACACAUGUUAUUGAAUUGUAUUUAUAAUUUUUCCCAGGGGGGCAAACGUUUCUCGGGAUUACAGCGUCUACAGUAAAUACGCACUGAAAUUCUAAUACUUUGAACGAACAUUUAUUGGGAUUCUCGUAUUUUUAAUUAUUAAGAAAACUACAGGGAAAACCAAAAGAAAAAAUACCCCUGUAAUGCACCAACUAGAAAAAAGUUUUUACAAAAAUGCAUUCUUAUUGUUUUAUGAUUUAAAUUUUCGAUAAAAAAAAUUAUUCACAAUACUGUUAUUCCUUUUAUAUUAAUUAUUUUGUUCGGUUACGUAUCUUUCGUGAAAUUUUAGUUCUAAGCAAUGUCUAAUUCAGCACUGUGUAAAUCCAUUAAUUUAUGAUUAAUGUUCAAUACCGUAUCUUUCCAAUGUAAUGUCUGAUCCAAGAUUCCAAACACAUUUUCCAAUGAUAUGUAAUUCUACGUUGCAAUUUUCGUAUAUAUAAUUUAAAAAAAAUUUUAAAUCCCACGCGUUCUCAUUCCGUAAAAUUUGUGUUUAAGCUAAAUAAUAUUCUAGUACAAUAGAAGCGAUCAGUAUCAUAUUAUGACGUGAUAUAACAACCCUUAUCAAGUAUCGUUGGAUCCAAACAAACAUGAAUGUUACGCAAAGUAAAAUUUAAAUUCUUACAUUCCAUAUUUUAAAUGAGUACUAUGCGGUAUUUAUUUCAUUGUUAAGCGUGGUGAAUGGAUUAAUGAAACAGUAAGUGUUUCCAAGUGUGGCAAAGCAUCUCUUUAAAUAGAAAUCAUUGAAUUCCAAGCAGAUUGUAUCUUACGGCUCCGCAUAUGUUUUUGAGUCUGCUCUUUCAAAAAUGAAUUGCAUAAAAAACAAAUUCAGAUCCCAACUCACCAACCAACACUUGGCCAUCAUGGACUAUAGCGUGCACUAAUUAUAUAUACUCUAAAUUUCAAACAGCUGGUUGAGAGAAAGACCUGUCAUUUUUCUCAUUGACGUGACCGUAAACUUUCGUAUAUAAUUUGUUUAUUUCCUAUGUUUUAUAAUAUUUAUUAAAUGUUUCACACAUUGAGCGCAUUUUUUUUUUCGGUUUGUUAAAUUAAUUUUUUAUUUUAUUUCGCCUCGACUUUAUUUAUGAACCGGGUUUCAAUGGCCCGCCAAAAUUGUAUAAAUUCCUAAUAAUGUGGCCCUCCGUGAUUAAUCGGAUAAUCGGUGACCCCCGGCCUAUACUACGCUAUAUCAUUGCGAAUUGUGAUUAUUAAACCGUGGAAGAAAAGACCGCAUUGUACGCGAGAUAGCCAUAAAUAACGGCCGCGUUUAAAACCGAGUAAAAAUGUUAAAACGCACCGGACGCGCGUGCAGGUACGCGUAAUGGUCGUAUGAUAGUAUAAUAAUAUUCUCGGUGCGCGUUAUAUUGUUAAGGCGGGGUAAACGACCGAAACGACACCGCGAAAAACGGCCGGUAUACACAAUAAAAGUGUAUUAUGUCCUUCUUAAUAAUGAAAACGCUAAUAAUAAUAAUAAUAAUAAAACAAUAGUAUGCGUAUUGUGAAACGUGUCGCCGCCGACGCCGGUCCGCGCGUAUUGCGGAAUUUAAGCGGAAAAAUUUCCGGUAUUCGCGUCGUUCGUCCGUUUCUAGUGUACAUAUACAUAUACCAACACCUAGCCGUAUCAUUAUACGCGCAUAUUAUUGAAUUUCGGAAGGUCCGUGCAGACGCGCCGGCGACGACACUGUCUUUUUUUUACGGCACCGACCCUUUGGAAAACCGCAAGCGCGCGCAUACGUAGUGUACAAUUAACUGUGACGUAUCGUCGGGAAACAUAUUUUUAUCGAACGCGGCCUACCUCCCCCCCCCCCUUACCCUCCCGUUCGCGCUCCCGUCCGAAACGGACGGCAAAGUUUAGAAACGCGUGUUGCGUUCGGAACAGUAGUCUCCCACAUUCUCGAUCGGUAAUAAAAAAAAUACAAAAAUAAAACAAUACCGUGCAUCACGGUAUGGAGUGGAUACGCGCGAAAAUAUCGUACCCCCGGGGUCCGUAAAAUAAUACCUAUAAAUACGCACUCGUUAUAUUAUACACGUAUUUAUUAUUUAUUAUGUACGUGCACAUAAGUUUAUUCCGGGACGAAUAAAUACAUUUUAAAACCGAAUUGUUCGCGUGAAAACGAAAAUAAUUUUUUAUGAAAACAUUAUCGCUCUGUGAAACAUUUAAAAUUUAAAACAAAAAAAAAUCACUAAAAAUCCCCCAAAAAAAAUAUGAUAAAAACCACUGUGCAAUAUUGUGCAUAUUUUUACAUACAUUUGUUACUUAAAACAUUUAAGCCCUAUUUCCUCGUUCCCUCCCCCCACAAAAAAAAAAGGUGAAAACUGACUAAUAUUUUUUCCAUCCUCCGUGGCCAACUGCACGCGCAUCAUCCACGUCACGAACGACAACGUCCUCUGCACUCGGCAUCACAUGCACCGCAAAUAUACCUACUCGUAUAAUAUUACCUAUUAUAAUAUACGAAACACGUUGUUAAAUUUCCUUUUGCUCGCGCUGAUGAACUGUCAGACCUGAAAUCCAGAAUAUUAUACAGUUCCAAAACCAGAAUAAUAAUUUCUGCUUCCACCCCAACCCCUCGAGAAAUUCGUUUACAAAGUUUAUCAUAAUAUACUCGUAUAAUAUUAUACUAUGUGCGCAGCCAAUCGAGCGUCGUCGUCGGCCAAACGUGUUUGUACGUCACACAAUUUUCUUCGUAAUGAAUACACUUACGGAAAUAAUAUUAUAAUGAUUAAUGCCUUUGCAUUGUGCGGUAUUCUCAUCCCCCUCCCCCACCAAAUGUUACAUAAUCUUAUUAUACACAGGUACCCACUGCGUUUUUGUUUGCAUUGCGAUGAUGAUAAAUCCGACUUUCUAUAAUAUAGUUAAUAUUGUUUAUUGUGUUUACAUGCUAACGGAAAUCCGAUACGAAAUAUUCAAAAUCCGGUCAUAUUUCGAGCCGUGGGUAGGACAGUGUUAUAGGUGGAAUUAUGGGAAUGUAUUGGAUAUAGGGUAUAAUUUAUUUAUUUUAUAAUAUGCAGAAGGCCACGAUAAAUCAUUACAAUCAAAAAAAGCAGAGAUGGUUGUUAACUGUUACGAUUGGGGUUCGGAAAAAAAAACAAAUGAAAAAAAAGCAUAUGGAAAAAAAGCUAUAUAUUUUUUUUAAAUAUUAUAUUAUAAAAAGUAAUAUUAAAUUGUACCACAUAGUAAGUACCUACACAAUAUUUCUAUACCAUUGAUUUAAUUAUAUAUUCAAUGAUAAUAUUUUAAAUGUUUUCACAAAAAUAACUAUCGGAGCAAAUUAUCGAAAUCUGCAGCCCAUAAACGAAAGUAAAAAAAACUACUAUUGUAGUGUAAGUACAAAAUAUAUGAAAAUCAACUUAAAAUAAAAAUAUGCCUAUACCAUAUUAUAGUGGAAAAAAUAAAUUUGGAUUUAUACGAGUAUGACUUAUAAUUCAUAAUUAUUUAAUUUUAAAAAUCAAUAGGUACAUUAUAUUAUUAUCGGUAUAUUAUAAAAUAAGUUAUAUGAAACAAUAGUACUUUACAUCAUGCAUAGAUACAAUAAUAAUAUAUUUGUAUUAAGUUCAAAAAAAAAAAAAAUUCUAAAUUUAAAAAGAAAAUAAAUAAUAUAUACGCAUAGAUAUUAUACACGCAGUGUAAAAAAAUAUGUAAGUACCUAUAUAAAAUGUAUUUAUUCAAAACGUAUAUGACAGCGUUUAAGAAAUUAACAUUCGAUUUUGAUAACUUGCUCCGAUAAUUAUUUUUGUAAAAACGUUUAAAAUAUUAUCAUUGAAUAUAUAAUACAGUCAAUAGUAUUGAAAUAUGGUGUAGGUACCUAUUAUGUGGUACUAUAUAAUAUUGUGUAGUACUAAUCAAUAAUAUUAUUUUUUAUAUUAUAAUGUGUAAAAUAAAUGUAUUGCUUUUUUUACCGAUUGCUCUUUUUCCUAAAUUCGUUACGGGUAUGCAUUAUGUCGUCGCCUAUUUUCAUCAGUUUGUUAAUAAUACGCCUUACGCACACCUUGCUAAAACAUUUGUUCUGUUCAUUUAUUAUCGCAGUUCUCUAAUAUUCUUAUUGGGAUUAUCAUUGCCGAUAAUAGUAGAUAACUACGAUCUAGAUACAGAAUAUGCAUAUAGAUACUGAGCGAAAACGUGGUACACUGUGAUAGUGUAAUCGUAUACCUAGCUGUUUUGCCGUAUUUUAGGUAUCUUUUGCUUGUAAGUACAUCCCUAUUAUAGUCAUGAUUUCCCCCCUUGUAGCUAAGGUAUACAUAACCCAGAAAUUAUUAACAAAAAUAAAAACAAUGUGUUAUCGUCACCGCCCUAUAGAUUUCAACAUUCAUUACUUUAUAUUUUACAACACGUAUACAUUUAUAUCGUUGUAAUGCGACUACAUUAUAUUAAUUAUAGGUAUAAUAUUAUAAUGAAAUUACUAUUCUUGUCAUUUCAACAAUAACCUGCUUAAACAUUUUCCGGAUGACGACAAUAUGAUUAAAUAAAGGGUAUAUAACUUCACAAAGCGGUUAAGUUACAAUUGGAAACUAUUUUAAAGUUAAACAUAGGUACCUACUGUGCAGAAGACAUUUACUUUCAAAAAGAGACUACGCAUAAAUUGAUCAAAAACUAUAUAGCAUUCUCGAGAUUACAACAACAAGCGACCAAACAAAUAUUAUCUGAAUCGGAUAAAUUAUGCUCAAACAAUUAUUACGUAUAAGCCAAAUAGAUUGCAGUACAUUCAGCACUUUAUCUACAUAUUAUAACCGUAUAGAAUACAAUAAAAGUACAAUAAACCUGUACAGGAUAAUGCGUAAUAAUUAUUACCACAAAAAAAAAAAAAAAUGAAAUAAAAUACAAGGGAGGAGGGGACAGAAAGAGAUAGAGGUUUUGGAUUUAUCGAUUGCGAAGUGAAGUUUCCAAUUGGUUACAGUCAGUCGACCGAAUAGUGAAGUGAUGGGUAAGUAAAAAAAAAAGAAUUCAAAUCAAAUAUUACAUAGAAAAGGGUAGAACAAGGAAGAUACAGUCUGCAUACUUUUUUUGGGGGGGUUUUUUUUCAUAUAGUAAGAUAAUAAAAUAUCAAAUGUUUACAUUCUACAUGACGUAUAAUGGAAAACCAAAAAAAAAAAUGAAAAUAAAGUUCAAUCAAAUUUGAUUUCUUGUGUUGUAGUGUAUUAUAUAUUAUUUUGAGUAAGAUUUGUAGGACGUAAUAUUUAACCAAAAAAAAUAUAAUAUUUCUACCAGAGCAAAAGUAAUAAAACCAAUUUUUAAAAGUCAUAACCAGUGAGAGGGAGAGAGAGAGAGAGAGGCAAAGAAAAGAAACGUAGACAGUCGGAUCAGUUAUUCUUUAUCAUUUUAUAGUCAUCCGAAGAACUGUACUUACAUAUAAUCUCAAAAAACCGAUUUAAGUACCGAAUAUAAAAGAAUAAAACGUAUAUUACAAAUAUGUUACUAUUUAUUGUUCGUUUUAAAAUAAAAAUAUAACACAAUCACCUCGGCUGCUGCAACGAAAGAGGUCGUUUUUCAUUUUUAUCCAAACUUCUAAUCUAAUCUCUUCGGACGAAUAGAGAUACGAUCUUUUUCGUUACGACAUACGACUUAUAGCGCUACAAAUUUAACCAAUUCAACUAAAAUGUAGAUAUGUCUACACGAAAUAAAUAUAUUUUCACUUUUGAAUAUGAAAAAAAUAUCGUUAUUUUUUAUUAGUAAAUAAUACAAUAUAAGUAUACUACAAGUAUAAGUAACCGAUACUAUAAUGCGUUUAUAAACGUUAUGAAUUUAUCACAAAAUCAAAAAUGUGUUAAGAUUUAGUAUUUCAAAUACCCAAUAAAAGGCGGCCGAUUAAAAAUGUGCGGUGUUAUAAAAAUCAAUAACUAUUUUAAAUAAAGUUUUUUUCAAGCUAUGUACGAAAAAAAAACGUAUUAAUUCUAUAUGUACGUAUAGUAUGAAACAAAUUUACAGCUAAAGUGUAAUAUAGCCUUUAUAAAAGACAGAUAGAAAAACAGGAAACGCCAAUUAUAUAUUAUGAAGGUAUAAACUAUAAAGAUACGAGUUUUUAGUUUUUUUCGGCAUGUGCAUAUUACUUAGAAAACAAAAAUAUCACACCAUCAAAAAUCUAAAAAUAUAAAAAGAAUAUUGAACAACCACUAUAGGUAAUAAUAAAAAUAAAUGUUUAUACGAACCUAUCUUAAAAAAAUUACUUUUUUAUACAAUCAGAUGUUACAUAUUCGUAUAGUGUAUAUACUCAACGCCGAUAAAGUUUUAAAUUAAAUUUGUAUUGGGGAUUUUUUUUUACAUACUACUAUAUUAUAUUAUAUUAUCUAAAAAAAAGAUUAUUUUUCUUUUUUUUUUUCUAUUCAAAUCGGUGAAAAAUCCAAAAAUAAUAUUUUUACUGUAAACAUUUAAUUAUAUGCAUGGAUACACUUUUAUUCUUUGUCAUGUGUAUUCGUUUUGAACAACAAUCACCGUAAUAUUUUUAAACGCGCAUUUAUUUUAUUAAACAUCCAGAACAUUGUAACAAUGGGCUAAGGGAGCAAUAUUUUAAUACACCACGUUCAAUCCAAACAUAUUUAAACUUAAAAGACAUCGUGGCUCGUCAGAAAAAAAAACCUCGAGAAACGUCAAACAAUAACGUCAGAAUCUCAGAAAAGUCCAUUUAUCACGGCAUGAAAACUUAUAUAUCUGUACACGGAACAAUAAGUAGGUAGCGAAAGGUGUGCUGAAUCACGUGCGUAAUCACGAAUGUACACUAACCAAAAAAAUAAUGAUAAUACUAAUUUUUUAAUGAAUAAAAUGAAGAAAGUUGUAUGAAUCUAUAAUGUUAUAAAAGGCUCAAAAAUUUAAAAAAAAAAAUAUAUAAAUAUACUUAUAUAGAUACUUAUAAAUAUUACAAUAUUAUAUUAUUAUCAUCUUGUGAUCGUUUACACGAUUAUUCUCGUGAUUUGUUCAGGCAAAUUUUAAAAACGUGUAUAAUUGCACGAGUCACCCGAGACAAAGCUUUAUGAAACUCUUUAGAUAAUAAUAAUUUAACAAACUCAAUCGAAAUUAAUUAAAUCGACCGGGGUACAGUUACUGUUUGUUUAUCACGAUUAUUCGUCUUAUUUGACUUUCUUUUUUGUUUUUAAUAGUAAGUACUCGUAUUAUUUAUUUUCAAUUGAAACGUGAUAUUCAGAUAUUACCAUAGUUACGAGUAUUUUAUUUGAAGAUUUUAAACGGCGCAAAUUAUUUUAAUUUAAACGUUAAUACUUACCUUUAAAAUCAUAUAAUACUACCCAUUUACCCAUUUUGCAGUUUACUCCGUGCAGUCAGAUUUUCCAUUAUUUUUAAGAAUACUAGAACACUCAGAAACCAUCCUCAAUAAACUGACAUUUUGUGUUUGUUAUUUACGAGUAUUAUAACGGUAAUAACUGUCUAAGAAAUCUGUCAAAUAGCCAUACUCAAAUUACUUUGAAAACUUAAUAACCUAUCAGAAACGUCCAACGUUAUAAAUAUACAAUGUUAAUAAAAUAAUUCGUGAGUGAUAUUGGAAUAUAAUUGAAUUAUUGGGAACGGACACCACCAGUGACGUGUAGAAAAUGUUUUUUUUUUUAAGUGGUUGAAUAAGACUUAUGAGUAAAACAGGACUUUAAUGUAAUAAGAACCCACCCACCUAUUUUGACAGAGAAACGGGCCUCGAGAAACAGUCAUCGUCGCAACUCGUAAUACCUAAUAUACAUUAUACAUAUGAAUCGCAUAAAAUAUGAACGUUUUGUACAAUUAUCGAUAUACGUUCUAUUUGUUUUUGGUUUUUCAAUACCUACUUUUGUUUUGGAAUUAUUAUUUCGACGUUUUUCACCUGUUAAAGGUAUUUAAUUGUGCGACCCUAACAAAUAAUGUUGAAUUAUAUAGGUAAUAAUAUAUUUACGAAUAUAUCAGCGUUAAAUUCAGACACGGUUUUGUGGUUACGGUUAAAAUAAACAAUACAUAAUAGUGAUGUAAACGGCUAUUUUAAGUGAAAAAGAUAAAAUUUCAAUUCAUACCAAAUAAAUCUUUUAGUUAAUAGUAACAAACCCUUAUGUAGAACGCUUGUGUUUUUGACACUCCCAAAAUUUCCACUUAUAAUCAGUGAUGUUAUCUUCAUAUUUUUUAUCGAGUAUACACUUAAAAAAACUUAAAUUAUUCCUUACGUUACGCUCAACUUUAUUUUUGACCAAUUACAUUUUAAUAUGAUCCACGUCGUUAAAAAAAAUCUGUUUAGAUAAAUCAAUUCUAUCCACAUAAAACCAAAUAAAAUCUAAAGAUACAUGAAAAAGUCAAGUUACUAUAAAUAUCUCAAAAAUAUUUUAAAAAUGUACUGUAAACUUCAAAUUCCAAAAUUAUUUUAAAUGGUUGUAAGUCUACAACCUUGAACAUGGACAUUUUAUUCCUCAAAAUGAAUAAUUGAACUAUAAUGGAAUGUAAUAGGGCUGUAAACAAUCCUUUAAUUAUAACAUCACAAUUUAAAAUUGUAUAUCAAAAAAAAUAUAAAUAAGUAAAUAUACUUACCUUGUAUUAGUCUUUAAAAUUCAAAUCGUAAAUCAUUUAAUUAUAAUUUAUUAUUAUUUUAAGUUUUAACAAAAAAAAUUUGAAAUUUUUAUUGGAAAUAUUUAUUAGGUAAUUCGAAACAACAAAAUUAAUAAAAACACAUUAUAAAUGGGUAAGCGAUUAACACCGUCAACAUUACCUACGAUUUCUUACCGACCUAUAUUAUUUAAUAAAAAAAUGAAUCUUGAUAAACUAAAAACAAUUAGAAAAUAUCCUUCAUCAAUACAUUUGGAUUUUAGAUUCGGAGCGUAGCCUAACCUAACCUAACUGAACCGAAUUUCGCUCCGAAACGUUUUUCGUUAGUAAUGGUUUAUCGUUGGUUACAGGUUUAAAUUAAACAAUUUUAUGUAUCCAACUAUCUCAAUUUUCCACCUAAAAUAGUGGCAAAUCCAUCCUCAGAUCAGCUCUUUUUUUUAAUAUUAGAUAUACAAAUAUAAUAGAGCUUUCAAAUUAAAACUGCGCUAAUUGUAUUAACUAUCUUGAAAGUAUAAACCUCAAAAUUCAAAAUAAUUAAGUUAAACUUGAUUAAAAAUUAAUAACCAAAUGUUCAGAUGAAUAUUGUAUUUGUUUCCUCCUACCUUUCGUAAUAAAAUAAGCCUUCUUUUGAUACGGUGAGCAGUAAGUAUAAGCCAAAAAAAAAUUCUUAUAUCUGUUUAAUUAGUUCCAAAAAUAAUGUCCUUCAAUUAACUUAAUAUCUUGUGGAAAAUGUCGCAGGAGAGACAGCUGCUUCUCUCACCUCUCUCGUGCGCACGCUUAUGCAAGGGGUUUUCAUUAUAAUUGGGAAAAACACAAAAAAAAAAAAAUUAUAAAACAUAGGACAAAUAUUUACGGCUCACCGCGACGUUUACCGAUAUCAUGUUUCUACCAUAAAUAUUGCUUUAAUGAAAAAAAAACAAGACACAAUUUUAUUGCAUCUUUUUGGUGAGUAAGGGAUUCACUUUUUUUGAUUUUCCAACUAGUUUUCAUAAAAUAAUUCUGGACAAAUUUAUGACGUUAACAAUUUCAUUAUUACAAAUUGUUUCUAAUUUUCUUUUCUACAAAAAAAAAAAUGUUUUGAAUUUCAACAAUAUCACUUUUGCUAAAAGAAAAUUUUAUUGAGUUAGUUAAUAAGAUGGUUGUUUUUUUUUCCGUAUAUUUUUUUAAUAAAUGGGUAAAACCGGAAAAUUACAGCAAAGUUUACUGAAAUAACGGUUUCAUUAUUUUCAGUUUUGUGUUUUUGUUGUAAUUUUGUUUAAAACCAUCGAAAAGACCAGAAAUUAUCUAUACCUAUUUAUGUAUGACAUUUUCAAGACAUGGUCAAAUUUUCAAAUUAAUUUUGUGAUUAAGUUAUUUCUAGGCAUUUUACUGUUUUGAUUCCUUUUUUUAGUUUUUAUUUGAUAAGUAUGUGUAUGCCAAAAAAAAAUUUAACACAUGGUUCAUUAUAUUAUGGUGUACACUUAGUGACCAUAAAAAUGAUAAUUGAGGAAAAUGCAGUAGUUUUUUUUUUUUUUUUAUAAGAAUUUUAAGAUUAAAAUUUGACUAGAAGAAAAAUGGCCGUAUUUAAAUACAUAGUAUUAUACGUCAUAUCCUGCUGUAUAUCCCGCCGACAUCGUUUCUCUUCAAAAGAACACUACCUACUUAAAAUACUAAAAAUACUUAAAAUAAUUGUAUGUAAGAGUAGUAUAACCGCAUAUUGUUGGAUGGGUGUAUAAUGUAUACAAUGCAAUUUUUCAUAAGUAUAAUAUAGAAAUAUUACGUCUAAUAUCAAAAAUAUCGAAUAAUUUAAAUGUCCUUUAUAAACGAGAUAGUUAGCAUGCAGAUUAUAUUAUAAAAUAAAAUAAAUAAACUAUAAAAUAAAUUAGACGCUAAUCUAAUAUUUUAGAUAGUGCAAUUGAUUAGUUUAUGGUAUAAUCAAUAAUAAAAUUGAAAUAUUUACCAAUGAUCUGGAAAUCCAACAUAAUAUAAAAAGUAAUAACAUUGUUCUUGAUUAGUAAAAAUAAUUAUAGUCUGACUACAUUCAUGGUCGUAAACAUGUAUACAACAGUUAACAGUUGUAAUCGAUGUCUUACAUUCCCCCCCCCGACCAUUUUUGUGUUUGGCCAUGUUUUCCAAUAAUUUUAAUUAUAUAUUCGAAAUUUUCCUCUGGUAAUUUCUUCCAACGACCAUUUUUUCCGAGGACCGUACACUGUGUUAUAUAGUUAUACAGAGCCUGCCGAAGGGCUGUGCGGCGCCUGUGGGCUGUGGUGACAACAAGUAUGAGCGUAAACUUGCUAUUCGACGCGAAAGAAAUAGGUGGUCCAUAAAAUACGUACUUUCGUAGCGGAAAAAAGUUUUAUUUUUAUGUCAUCUAUUUGAUUGAGCAGUAGUCAGUAAUACAGUGUGUGUGUAUAGGCGAAAAUACUAAAUUUAUCGGUUUUAUACGGCUCAUUGAAUUUACCAAUUUAUUAUAUACGCGUUAUAAUUAUAUAAUUUAUUAUACCUAUAAUAUAAUAUAAUACAGGUAUUAUAUAGGCCCUAUAUUAUAGCGUAGGUAGGUUUUACAAAAAAUGACAUAAUUAUCGAAUAAAAGACAUUAAAAAUUGAAGUCGCAUUUAAAAAAAAUAUAUAUAUUUAGAAAUAUUCACAAUUAAAUUUUAAAACGAAAUAAAAACUAUUCGUAAAUAAAUAAAUAAAUAACGAUUUAUGCGCGUUUCAUAAAAUAAAUUGGAAAAUUACACUGCAAAAUUUGAACUUUAAAUGUAAUUUAAUGAAAAUCGCACAUAAAGAAACUACUUAUGUUUAUAUGACCUACAUCCAAUAGGUUUUUUUUUUAUCUUAUUAUUUUUUUUCAAAACAACCCGCUUGUGAAAAUGCUUUAAAAAGGUUCGUCUUGUUUUAUACAUCAUCGUAUACCCUUUCCGCGAUAGAAAAUAUAAAUUGGACACAUGUGGUACAGUACGUAAUAUUAAAAAGGGGCCAUAUUUUAAAUUUUCCUGUAGUUUUUGAAGAACUUAUUAUGAGAAAAAUACACUUUUGCGAAAACAUGUUGAUACGUAUAGGACAUAGGAAGGUACAUUCAACGCGCUCGUAUAUUUUUAUGAAAUUGAUUUUGUUACAUACAUUUUAGAAAAUAAUAAUCCGAGGUAGAUACUGGAAGCUUAGACCAUACACCGCAACUUGCGAGUAUAUACUGUAAUGUAGAAAAAAUGUACACCGAAAAAAUCAACGAAAACUUCAAAUCUUUAUUUUUUCUCCGAAAUUUCACAAUCAUUUACGCGCAUCAUCAUUAUAUAGUUGGUAAUUUCUAAAGAAUAACUAAUACACGGGAUUAUUUUAUAUUUUCGUUAAAGGAAUACUGUUUGAGUUCUUGGAGUGAUAACAAUACAAUGGGUUAUUAAAACGUACAUAUAUACGUUGCAAGCGUACUUGUAUAGAUAUUCCGCCAAAAUUACAGACAAGACAAAUUUUGAAAUAAAUGUAUAAGGUAUUUUAAUAUUAUUAUUAAAAUUUCAACCCGUAAACGCAAGUUAUUACGGGGUCCAUUAUAUUAAGAUUUCGUACGCACCUUUUUCGCGGUUUUGUACGGUUUACCCAAAUGCAUUGCAAAGUUGCCGUUGUCAUACAUUUACUAGUAGAUUACGAUACCGUACCCUGCAUUUUGUCUAUGGGUACCGCUAUUAUUAUAAGUCCAGUUUAUUACAGCACUACGGUUAUAUUAUUAUCAUGAUGGUCUAUCUACAACCGUGCAAGGGGCUCCAAGCCGUUAUCUGCGAUUUGUAUAAUACACUAUUAUGAAAACUAUGGUAAAUAACAAAUAUGUACUUAAUGUAUAAUACUACUAAAAAGCAGUUAUUAAAAACAGAAAACCCCGAAAAAUUUGGAAAAUCAAAAUUUUGGAAAGGCAAACUAUAUUAUACAUAUAAAUGUGUAUAAAAAAAAAAAAAACUAGGUGGUUUCAUACGAGUUUUCAGCGUUCCGUAACACUCCAGAAAAUCUCAUAUUGAUUUAAAAUUUAAAAGCAUUAACAAUUUUAAAGAUCCGAGUUUUUCUUGCGAAGUAUAACAAGAUAGUACAUAUAAUAUACAUAUUAUAUAUUAUAUGGCUAUAGUAUAUAUUUUCUUGUGUUUAGUGUGUGAAUGUUAUGCAACUCGGCUUUGCGUGCGUUGGCAAUGUUGUACUCAUUUGCAUACGGAUUCGUAUUCAUUUUAGGGUCAGGUUGUAAAACCAAAUCAAAAUUUGGUAUACUCAGUGUCGGUCUGGUCAUCGAAGGGCCCAGGCAGGAUUUUUUUUCAGGAAUCCAACCUGCCUGACCGCUCGCGCAUUAUUGUUUUCGAUAUUCAUAUUUAUGUUAAGUAAAUAAAUUAAGUCAUCAUACAUAGUUCAUUCAAUUUUUAUCUUUUAAGAGUUAAUACAAAAUUGUAAUUUAUCACAAAUUAAAAUAAAUUUCACCUUUAUAUGUAUUAUCUAGGAUAAUCGAAACUGUUGUAGCCAUUGUUGUAGGUGAUUAAAUGUAUACCUGUAAGCAACGAUAAACCAUUGCUAAUGCAAAAACGAUUUUGAACGGAGUUCGGAUAGUGAUGCUUUGUCGGCAAUAUAUAUAUUCAUAUUAUAGUAAAAUUAUUAAAUAGACUUUAAAUGUUUUCUUUAAUAAUAUGUGUUUAAUGUUGUACUAAUUUUCCGGGUUUCCUACGGUUUUCCCGGUAUUUCGAAUUUUCUGGGAAAACUCUUGAGAAAAUUGAAAAAUUACUUUCCUAAAGUACCAUUCCAGUCUAAUUUCCUCUUAGAAAAAUUACACUAUAUAAAUGUUAAUAUUACAACAAUUAUCGUAAAUGAAAAAAAUUAAUAGUACAUGAACUCUACGUGACUAUAUUAUAAGAACAGGCAGUUUAUAUCCGAAAUUUUCUGAUUAUUGUUGAAAUAAAUUAUAUUUACACGCCGCCGGACGGUUCAUUGGUAUUUGAUGAGAGAAAUUUGUACUAUAUAGGUACCUAUAUUUCUCCAAACGACGAGAUUUUAUAUUAUCAUAUCGACUAUUGGUCGUUUAUUUGGGAAAAAUCCGAUUGUUAGUGUGCCGAUUAUGUAUAAAUUAUAAUAUACCUAUAUACACGGUGUAUCUAUGGUAGAAAAAAAAAUGUCGAGGCCCUGGAAGCGAUUGCUGCCUAGCUGCCUUGACCAGACCGACAAUGGGUAGACUACGUAUGGAAUCGUACUACCAAAAGGGACAAACGUACGAAAUAGUAUUUUUACGGUCUAAACUAAUUUCGUAGCUAAGAAAUUUUUUUUGAAUGAGAGGCUGAUCAGUUAAAUAACACAUAUUUUAGUUUAUUGCAGUAUAUUAUACUGUGUUUCAAUAAAUUAUUUAAAAUUUCCUGAAAUGUCGGUAAGGUUAUAGCCCCUCAGCCCCUCCCUUGAAUACACCACUGGUUUUAAUAAAUAAGUAUUUUUCGCUGAUUAUUAUUCCAUAAUUAAUGGUUUAUAGUUAACGUCAUUGUUUUUCUUAAUCGUGACUCUCGUUAUGAAGCACAAACAACGAAAUGUUUUUAGGUUAUAAUAAAUUAAUCAAGAAAUAAAUUGUUUUAACACAAUUUUAAUAUAAUAAUAAUAUGUACGUAAAUAUAGUAGAACUAUAUAUACGUCGAAUGAUUAAAGUUUCCAAACUAAUAAUUUAUAUUAUCCAUCGAACUCGGCUGAUGAUUUUUUAUUCACAUAAUAAUUUAUUAAAAUGUUAAUUAUAAGUAAUCAGAGAAUAAAUAUGGUCGAGGGAAAACAGUCCGAAUAAAAAUUCCCUCGAUUCGGGUAGUGGUAGUUCAAUAUGGUUUAUUAUUUUCACUCACGCAAUAAAAAUGAUAUACCUACCUAGAGAGCCAAAAUUUAAUAUUUAAUUGAGUAAUCAUUGAUCAACUCAGCAUAUCGCUGUGAAAUGGAUCUCCAUUUUUUAUUCACGAAAAACAUUACCAUACGCUAAGUAUUAAACAUUAUAAUAAUAUAAUGUACUAUCCGAAUGAUAUUAAUGAAAUAUAUUUUAUUAUUUUUAUUAUGAAAAAUAAGUCACCUAUUUUACUCCGAAAAUCUUUGAAAUAUUAAAUUAUAAUAAACAGGGAUGGGAUUUGCUAUAAUAUUCCCCCUUCCAAAAAAAAAAAAUAAAUAAAUAAAAAGUAGUAAAAAAAAAAAAUGUAAAAUUAUAUUUGCUUAUUUUGUAUUAAUUCUACAUUUAAUUUAUCGGGCUAAUUUGGUAUUCUCAUCUAUAUCCCAUAAUAAUUAUCAAAUACAGCAAAAUCCUCUUCCUACUAAUACAUUAUCAUUAAUAGGUAUCAGAGCUAUUAUACGUGAUAGUUUAAUGUAGGAUCAUUGAUAUACAAUAUCGUUUAUUUUGACUUCACAAAGCCCAUUAAGCCUAUUACUACAACACAUAUCUGCUACUGCCUAUCCCGGGAUAGACCUAUCCUGUCUCUCAAUUCUAUACUCCGAUUUCCUCUAGGUUCUUUACGACUUUGUCUGUCCACAUUUGUUUCGGUUUGCCUAGUGGCCUUUUCUAAUUUGAUUUUCUAUUUAAAACCGCUUUCAUUAGAUCACUUGAUCUACAUACGUGACCAGCCCAUGAAAUUAUUUUAUAUCGUAUUGCAGCGAUAUACUACUGAGGUACUGCUACUGUUUAUAAAAAAUCGAAUGUAUAUUAUAAACAGGCUUUGAACAACACAGUCGGUAAAUAAAAAAGAAAAUAACGCGAUCGCUAUAUCUAUUUAUUAAAAUACUAAACAUCUCGUUGUUUAUUCUCAUUAUAAAAAUAUUAUAUUGCUAUCUCAUUAUGUUGCAAUUAUGUAUUAUUUAUUUUACGGGCGUGUUCCAAAUAUUUUACUCUUGCAACUUGUAUAAAUAUAUACACCCACAGUAAAUUCUGCUGACGAUUUUAUAUACAAGAGGAUAUAUUUUAUACCUACAAUACGUUUUGGAAUUAUCGUACGCCCGUCAUGUCCGUUAUUUUUUUUUUUUUUUUUUGCUCCGGUUACCAAUUUCCACCGUCAGUUUUUCUACACAAUAAUAAUGUUAUAAUAUACCUAUAUAAACUUUCAGACGAUAUUUUUUUUCGGCCUACACUCAAGAGAGCCAUCAUUAAAUUUAAUUAUCUUUAAUAAUAUUAUGUAUAAUAUAGAUAGGUAAAUACUGCACCUAUUGUUUUAUUGACAAUGCCCAUCCCCGCUUUCGCGCAGCUUAAAAUAAUGAUGGAUUUAUUGAAAUUCGGUUCUUUUUUGAAAAAGGUGUCAGUAUACCGUCUAUUUUCCAACACUUGGGGUUUUUUUUGUAUAAUAAAUUUAUUUUUUUUUUUUAAUUUAGGUGCCUGCAGUAUUUGAAAAUAAUAAUCAAACAUUUUAUCAAUUUAGAGUUUUAACAUUGACAAAAAUAUUUAUAAUUGGUAAUAAGAUAAAAAAUAAUAACAUAAAUAUUUUUGUUUUUAUAAUAAAACCACCAAUUAGACAAUACUAAUUUAAAUUUAUGUGAGUAUGAAUUUUUUUUCGUUGCCUAUAAUCAAAAUAAUACAACAUUAACUAUUAAACUCGAGUAAUUAAUUAUAUAAGUGUAUUUUAACUAUUAUAUUCCUUUUUUCCUGUAGUGAUUUUAUUCCUCUAAGGCGUUUGUAUAAUUUAAAACUAGCAUAGGUUACACGUUCUUUUGAUAAAAUCCAUUGCCAGAUAAAUUUAAAUUCAAAUUAGAAUACCUAUAGUAAUUUAUAUUUCCUCUAUAAAAUAUUUUUCGUGAAGAGUCUGUUUCAUAUAUUACGAGUAAAUAUUAUACCAGAGUAAUUUACAAAAAACUCUUCAGUAUUAUCAUAAUAAAAAAAAAUCUAAAAUUUUCUUCUUCAUUACUAUGGAGUUAUUAGAGGUACCUACCUACAUCCUAAAAUGAAAUUUCUGCGUAUUUGACAGAGCGUUUAACACCGAGCGAGAAUGAUGAAUGAACAAAACCAACCGUCUCGGCGUGACAAAUAAAUAAAAUAGGUACCUAUACGUACGAGGUGUCUGUUAUGUUGGUUACAUAGAAGCUGCACCACGGGUUUGAUAUCCUGCACCAUCUCUGAAAUGUUGUAGGUAAACAAAAUACGUACAUUAUUGUCGAUGAUAUUAUUCACUUCGAUAUUCACAACACAAUAUCACAAUAAACUAUUAUAUGCUAUUAUAAACAGUAAACACUUUUAAAUCUGUACAAAUAAUCUUCAAAAAUAAAUGCGUAAAUACAGACGUAUAGGUUUUGAUGCAGGUAUUAGAAAAGAAUAACAGUUACAAUAAUAUUUGACAAUAACGCGACGCAGCCAUAACCGAUAACAUCUCUAGAGCAAUGGAAUAUUCUAACUUACCUAUAUUACGGAAAAACAUCACAAGAGACAUUUUUUUUUUUUUGAAUAAAUGAAUAGCAAAUCAAUCCCGUCACAACAUCUAUACAAAAUGAAAAUUCCAAUAUUGUAAUAUCAAAUAACAUUCCUACAACACAUACAUCCAUUCAUUUUAGAAACGAUAAAUCAAAUUAUGUUCAUAGAAGUACUUAACAUACCUAUAGUUGGUUAUUAAAGUUUCAUGAAAGAACUUGAUAAAUAGCUACAGUAGCGCACGUGGAUGGGAAUACGAACUAUGGAGAUUAGCCAUCCUAGAUAGUCUGAAGCCUCCCAAUGCUGAGAUAGAGCUCAGUGGAUCAUAUGUGUUUUUUAUGAUGGUAAAGCUUAAGCCCUCCCCCCGUCUAAGGUAUAAUUGUGCCACUGGUGGUGGUAACCUAAAAAAAAAUGAUAUUAAGAGACCAAUUAUAUAAAUAAAUAAUUAUAAAUAUAUUUUCUUAAUGAAACUAAGCAAAGCUAAUGCUAAUUUGAUCCGAUUUUGAGUGAUAUGGUUUGUUAUAAUAAAGCUAUUCAACUUGCUACACCAAUAUGAUUGUGAGUGUUUGCCACUAAAUGACUGUCAAUAAUAUUGAAUGUAUCUACCCGGACAGGUGAUGAAAUAUCUCUCUACUCGAAACAAAAAGCAAAACGGGUAAUAAUAAUUGCUAAAAUUAUGUAGGUAUAUAAGUAUUAUACGCUUAACUUAUUCUCCGUGUAUAAUGUGUAUAAUUUCAUAUCAUUAUAAAAUUAUGCAAUAUGCAUUAGUAAAAUACAAACAAAAGAGGUGAUACUAGUGAUGGGUGUGUAAUUUUUCAGGAAGUUAGGAAAGUUAGGAAGCUUGGAUACAUAAAGUAAUUUAAUUUAUAUUUGUACGGAAAAACAAAUCAUUGUUAACUAAAAACGAUUCUGAACGAAGUUUGGUUAAACGUGUUUUGAUAAAUGAAAUUGAAAAUUGAAGUAUUGAUUUGUAACAAUAGUAUAAAUUUCAACUGUGCGUGAUUUUUGCUUUAAAUUGUUGAGUAUUUUCAUAAAGCUAAAACAAUUGUAUCCGCAUUAUAUCGAAAACAGUACGUGAAAUGCCCGUGAUUAUUACGAUUUACAACAUAAUUUUAACUCAUCAUAUAAAAUACUUAGCACGAUUAAUUUUUUAUUAUUAAAAAUUAUUGAACUAUUAUAAAUAGCUCAACAAUUUUAUAAUUGCGAGUUUUAUAUGUACUUUUUAUUUGGUGGGUAUUGGUGGGAUAUUAUUGUUUGAACAAAAUACUUGAAAAUUGAACAGGAGAUUCAUUGUAUAAGUUAUACUUAAAAAAAAAAAAACAAGAACACAAUGUGUAAUCUUUUUUUUAACAUUUAAAAAUCAUAAAUAAAAAAAAAAAUUGUAAAUAUUACGGCCAUGCAAAUCAUGUGCAGUACAAAUGAACUUCGGUCAGACUCGUUUUUCGUUAGCAAUAGUUUAUGGCUACAAAUUAAAUUAAAUUAUGUAUCCUUCUUUCCAACUUCUGUUCUAUAACAGACAACAGUAGUGCACCAUCAGCAGUAUCAGAUUUGUUUUCAAAUAUUAUAUAGCUGUGUAAAAAAGUAGUUUUAUAAAAAGUGUCAAAGAAAAUUUUGCAAUAUUUUCAACUACUAUUGAUAUAUUGCACUACACACAGAUGUUUAUUUUUAUUUUAGAAAUGCCUGUUGUGUUUACUUUACUAUAUCUAUAUAUUAAAGUAUAUACGUAUACCUAUCAAUAAAGGGUAAAAUGAUUUAUUGAUUCGUUUUAUAUAACUUGUCAGUGAUGGUUUUGAUUAUUUACACUGGCUACGUACACACUUUUGUUUAUCUGUUUUUCGAAGCAAAUACUUUGUGACGGUAACCGAAAACCCAAAGUCUUAUUUGAACGUUCAAAAUCUCAAAUCUGCUUACUUAUUAAAACAAACACUGCACAUUUUAUGGUUACUAUUAAGGUUCAUGUGCAAAAUUGGACUAGUCUUAUUAAAGGCCUGAGAAAGCAGCGACCGAAAUGGUCCUUCUCCUUUUAUUAUAAUUCCAUAAGGAAAAAUUAUUUGGAUAGGCAGUCAAACCGAUGUAACACAUUCGUUCAAAAUAUCUACCAGAAUUAUAGGUACUUCAUUGUCAUAUUGCAAUGUUUACAAUAUAUAAAUACAUGAAUUUAUACAAUAUUGGAUUGAUCACUCUGAUAAAUCCUCGGUAAGACACGAAUUAUCUCGAAUGUAUUGACUAUUUUUGGAUUUUUUUUUUUUGAGAAAUUUAAGAAACGUGAAACUAUAAAAUGCUAAAUUUUUGUUUUUUUUUUUGUCACUCUUAUUUUGAUUGAUUUUAAGAUUGAUCUUAUUAAUAGAUUGUAAAGCUACAACCUAUUCACUUUUGGUUUUAAAAUAGCAAUCUUUAAAAGAAAUUCCAUAAAAAGAUGAAGUUUUAGUUUAGAUACAUCAUGUUGGUGUUGAAGUACUUGAUUUCCAUUAAUCCGUUGACGAGAUAUUCCACUUUUCGGUUUGAGUAGUGGAAAAUUAGUGAAACAUUAUUCAAACUCCACGCACGCUGUGCUGCCAUACAAAUGAUGCUCCAAUAAUUUCCCUCUACCAAUACUUAAAAGUGAGAUAUCUUAUAUCAGUAAAACUAAUAUAUUCUUCUUUCCACUCAAUAUUUUAAAUUGUCUACUAUAUAUUAACAAAAUAUUAUAUAAACCUACUUAAUGAAAUUUAAACACUGAUAAGGCAUAGAUCUACUAGAAUACCCUUAUUAUUUUGUUUCGGUAAUAAUAUUUUAGAUCUGAGCGAAGCGAUAUUAAAUUUACUAUGAUGUGAACCAUUUGAAAUUAUCAAGGGUUUUUUUUUUUUUUUUGAUUUAUAUAUGGAUUAAAAUUCUUUAGUUUAUUUUACAGUUUUAAGUUCAAAUAUAUGAUAAAAUUAUCGUUUAGUACGCGAACAAUUGUAAUGUUUAUUUUGUAGUUAAUUAAUGUAAAAUUCGAUUUAAGUCUGUCAAAAAAUAUUUAAUCGAACUCCGCUCAAAAUCAUUUCUCGUUUGCAAUUAUUUAUCGUUGAUUACAGUGUAAGUUAUCUUAUAUAAGACGUACAUUCUCAAUUUUUCACCUACAAUCCAUGAUGUGCAGUACAGCCUUUUUUUGUACAGAUUAUAAUCGAGAAAUGUAUUUAAAUAUUUUCUACAUCUGAAAUCAUUAAAAUCUAUUGUCAUUUAUUAUAAUUUAUAAGUAACAAUUUUUUUGUUAUAUAAUAAUUAUAAUAUAAAGUUAGAAUCUAUAAAAUAAUAAAGCUCUCUUGAAGGUUAUUAUUAAAUAGGUAAUGAUUUUGGAUACUCAGCGUUUGUUCAUAAACUUUAUUACUCUUGAUUAAACUGAAGGAAAUGUUAUUGAAAUUUGCCUUUCUCUAAAGUAGUAUUUUAUUUUAUAUAGGUACCUACUCCAUUGAUUUGUUUAAAACUUGUUCGACUGUAUUAUUAGAGUGACGUGCUGGAUUUUAAUAAAAUAAAUAAAAGUACCACCAACAAGUUACGAGGUAGGUAGCUACGCGUCGUUUAUAUACUUAGACGUUUCAUAUUCAUAGUUUCGGAAGUUUAUAAUUAAAAUGUAUACAGGGUGUUUCAGGUUUAACGGCCAAACUUUUAUAAAUAAACUGAUGAUGUCUAUGAAAACAAAAGUAAUAUUGAAGAUUCUGAACAUAGCGAGGGAUUUGAUGGUUCUGCUAUGAUAUGUGCGUUUUUAUUUUAAUUACAUUUUUUUUUUAUAUACCCGUGAAUCACUUUUUUACCAAACAUAUUGCUCUAAUAAUCAACAAACAAACAAACAAAAUCUUUUUUUUAGAAUUUUGGAUCUAGUUAGUGUAUAGAGAAGAUCAUUUUUUGAUUUUUCUUGUAGUUUUCUUAAAAAUUUGAAAAACAACGAAAUAUGGUUAAAUUUAUGACAUAAAAGUUUAAUUUUUUCGAUUUUGUUUUUCCAUCAGACAAUGUUGUCUCGAUGGUGCAUGUUAUUUUUAAAUUUUCUUAAUUAUUCAAAAAAUUGUGAAAAAACGUAGAAAAAACGGGAAUAAUUAUUUACGGCAAUAACGGUUUUAUUAUUUUCAAUUUGUUUUUUGAGAGCCAUUCGGUUGAAAAUAAUCAAAUCAAAGACUUGAAAUUUCCAUAAAAUACUUAUAUAAUCUAUCCAUUUUUAAACGUAGACGAAUUUUUAAAAUCUUCUUUGAGAUAUGUAUAGGUAUUUGAUAUCUUUUAGUUUUGUUUAGUUUUUCUUUGGUUUUAUGCUGAUAAAAUUAUUUGGCUUAACAAAAAUACUUGACGAUUUAACACAAAGUUAAAUAUAAAGGUACUAAGUAAUAUAAAUAAAGUAUACUGUGCUGUUAUAAUUUUUUUUUCAUGAACAUAGGCAAUAUGGCAAUUCAAAACAUAUUGUUUAAUCAAAAUUUGCUCAAAAUCGUAUUUCGUCAAUAUUUUUUAUCUUCCCAACUUCCCACUUGAAACAGUGACAUACCAACUACAGUACUACAGUGCCAGCUCGGUUUUUUGUUUUGUCAACUUUGAUAUUUCUUGAGAAAUCUCCGGUAUUUAUUUCACACAACUAUUUUUAGUAGACAACAUCAUAAUUAAUGUGAUACCGUUACACGAUUUUCAGCCAUCGUUUUACCCUUUUCUUAGUUACGUAAUUCUAUUUUUUUAAUUUUAUCAAUAACUAUAUCUAUGGAAAUAUACGUAUAUAUAAUAGUUAGAGUCAAAUAAAUAAAAAAUAUAAUUUGAUUUAUCACAAAAUAAGGUUUAAAUUUAUUUGGUGCGAUGAAUUUCACGUUAUGACAUUAAUAUAUUAUAAUAACAACGCAUUAGCAUAAAAGUCAAGCAAUACUUGUAAUAGUGGCCUAUAAAUUCGAGAAAACACUUAAUUCAAACAACAAUGUCUUCGACAAUACUCUUCUAAUGUUUUACGUUUAAAAACUACGUUUCAAAAAUGUUUACAAUCAAUAAUGUAUCCGUUUAAUGUUAGUUGGAAAUAUUCAAAUAUAUGACAAUUGUACCGGUAAAUGAUAACAUGAAGACGUAGUAGACAAUAUCAGAGAUUACAGAUAACGUUUGAAAAAACUAAGAUAUCUAAACUGCUCGUGCGAUGAGCUAGGUAUACAUGUAGAAGUAAAAACAUACGAUUAUUAACAUUAUGACGGGCGGUGCAGGGACAAAACGCAAUAGGCAAAAGAUCUUUAUGAAGGCCGAGGGUGAGGUGGGAAGACGUUGUAAAUUAAGAUAUUCAGAAAUCUUUAAGAGGCGGAAAGUUUAGUGAUAAAUUGUUUGGCUGCAAAGUGAUAAGUUGUGAGACAUCCCGAAUGGUCCAAUUGAAGCCGAAUAAACCCGAAUAAUAAUAUUGUUAUUAUUAUUAUUUAAUAAACUUUACAUAGACAAUGACUAUUUUAAUAAAAGAUUAUUGUUUUAUCAACGACGAAAAGUCGGUACCUACAUAACAAUACAUGUAUGAGUAAUAUAAUUCAUAAAAGAAGUUAAGACUAGAAAUACCGAAGUUUAUAAUCAUAAUUCUGAUCUUACUCGUUGAAUGAAUACAAUAGGUACGAUAAAUUUACAUAUCGCUAUUGACAAAUCGGGCGAUAUUAUUUACAGAUUGUGUGACAUUAUUUUUUAACUAUUCGUAUAAUAUUAUAAUAAUCAUAAUAAUAUUAAUAGUUUACUGAAAAAAAAAAAAAAACAAGUAACAAGUGCAUAAUGAAAUAUAUUAUUACACUGCAAGGUUUAAAAGGUCUUUUUCAGACGAUUUUAUACGAUUAAUGCGUUUGAUAAUAAAAUAUAUAUACAUUUUUUAAGGAACUCGUGUAAAGUGAAGAAUAAUGUGAUGUUGAAAUUUAAUAAUUAUCAUCAUCUGUUAUGUUAUAAUAUUAAAUACCAUCGUAUAUUAUUAAUCACGAACAAAAAAAACUUAUCUACAGUAGCGGCGAGUAUAUUAAUAUAUUUUAUUAGUGUCAGUAGAAUAUUACUCGCCCGUUUAUGAUGAGUUACGGCGAACAAAGACAAAUUUAACUGCUCGUUUAUACGUAUAUAUGUGUACAUAUAUAUAUGUAUAUAUGUAUACGGACCUUAUUUAGAGGAUAGAUAUCCCGAAUCCGAGAGGCAAUUACCCUCGGUAUAUGCUCAUAAUGGUACUGUUGAGGGAACGGAAAAUAAUUUUACAAUUCCACAGUAUAUAUGAAUGGGGGGAGAGGGGAAUACAAAUACGAAAAUAAAUAACAAUGUAGUAUGUAUAAUAGUGGUCGGUGUUUAUGAAACUGAAAAAAAAAAGUGUUUAUACUGCUGGUGGGUGUACCGCUGUUGUUGGUGGUAAAUUCGCAAGGUAGGAUAACGAUAUAAUAUGUUAUAGAGUUAAUAUUAAUUUAUAUCUAUAAUUCUACACGCAACGAUAAAUCAUGGUUAACGAAAUACGGUUCGGAACGAAAUUCAAUUAAACAUGUCUGUAUUGAAAUGCAGUGGAUAUUUACGAUGUCCGUUCAAAUCUGAACUUAAAAUGUUUAUUAGGCGCACUAAAUAAAAACGAUCCCGUCUGAUACGUUUCCACUACUAUCGCACUACGCUAAUAGAUGCAUCACCAUUCGUUAAACGCAAUUCCUUUCAGUAGGCACCAGCGCCGUCCCGAUUUACUCAUUUUACACCAACGUCACAACCACCGCUACCUCAUUGAGUGAGUGCGCGAUACCUCCCCGGUUCACAUACAAUUCCGCGGUACAAAAAUUUUAAAUCCCUAUUAAUAGCUCAAGAGUCGCCAGAAUGGCUUUUUAGUACUUCACUCUUAAUUUUCUUUUGAAAUUUCUACGAUUAUUUUUAACUAAAUUAUGACAAAUCGAAAACGAUAAAAACCGUAAAUUUUCAUGUUUUCCAAUUUUUUAGGAAAACUACAAGGAUAAUCAAAAAACACCCACCUCAAAGCACCAACAUAACAUACAAAAUUCUACAAAAAAAAAAAGUUCUUUUGUUAUUUUUUGAUUGGCGAAAGAAUUCUUUAGAAAAAAGUUGCAUUUUACUAAAUAAUUAGGAAAAACGGACCAGUUUCGUUAUUUUCGAUUUAGUUUUUUUUUUAAUUCUGUAAAUAAUUGUAGAGGCCUAAAACAUUCACAAAAUACUUUUAUUGGUUUUUUUUUAGACAUAGGCUUUUUGUCGAACUAUUUUACAUAUAUGUAUUUGACCAUUUUUUAAUUUUUUUUUUUUACCUUUUUAUUUGGUAUUAAGUGAAUAUAAUUUUUUUGGUCACACAGAAAUGUUUGACAAUUGUACAUGAAGUUAUGAAGUUUAUCAUAAGUUGUGCUUAGUUAGGGGAAAAAAAUUCAACGUAAUGUAGUAGUUUUUUUAUAAUUGUUUUAAGAUCAAAUGUUAACGACAAUCAUAAAUAUUACGGUAUUUUUUAACAUAAGUAUAAUUGAAAUUCGCUCAGAAUCGUAUUUCGGUAAUAAUAAUUAGUCGUUACGCACUGAUAUAAAUUAAAUAAUUGCAUGUAUUCCACCUUACGUAUUACAGUGGCACGCCCGUUUUUUCGGAUUGUAUAAAAAUAAAUUAAAUUAAUUGAUCGGCAUGGGUCAACCAUAUUUGAGAAGACCAAUCACGCACAGUAACUAUAUUCGUUGUGUUAUACCGCAUCGAAAUUUUUCCGGUGUAAUGAAGUGAAUAAUUUUACACUAGAUAAUUAUUAUUGUUAUGUACAUCAUGUUCAUCGUAUUCAACCUACACUAAUUUCGAUUAUUGUUUUAAAUUGUUAUCUACCAUGACAUGUUUUGAAAAUAAGUAUUAGAACCAGAUAACCAUAGGCAUGUAAAUUUAAUAAUUUAUGUAAAUAAUUAGUACUCAAAACAAAUUAUAAAAUAAAUAAGAGUUUCCUAAGUAUAUUGUUGUGAAGAGUUAGUGCCUAUUUAUCUGCAGACAAAAUACAAGUUUUUUUGUUUUUUUUAGCACUUAAUUUCUUCGAAAAUAAUAUAUUAUAGAUAAGUCAAACGUUUUAAUUUUAACAAUAAUUGAGUUAAUUGAACAUGAGUUAUAUUUUUUUUACCAAACAUUUCUAGAAUGACGUUUAUUUUAUAACGAAUUUUUUAAAAACGCCUUUAACCGUAUAACCGUAAUUUCUCGUAACGGAUCAUGAAUAUACCUAAUUACUUUCACAUAUAAUAGCACGCCAGAGCCUAUUUUAAAGAAUUUUAAAUGGGUGGCACUAUAACUAAGGAAUAAGCCUGGUGCCUGUCUUAUUAGUUUUAAAUGACCCCCUCCUUAUAAAAAAUAGUUUGAUCCACCGCUGCCCGGUAUUGGUAAAUUUCCAUAGCCCAGAAAAACCCGUAGGCAAAUAUUGAAUUGGAAUAGUUUAUACUAGUUAAUCAAUUAAAAUUGUCGAAUAUCCAUUGGUUUGUUAGUAUUAUUUUCCAGUUAUAAUGUAAUGCGUAAUAUAACUAUUACGUAAAAACUAAAAAUGUAUAUUAAUUUUUAAUAUUAAACUCGUGUAUAAUUUCGAUAAUGGCAAUAUAUUAAUUAGUAUAUUUUUGUAUUAAUUAUACGUAGGUAUAGUCUCUGUAUAGGAAUUUAGAAUCGUUUUUUUUUCCAUGUGUGUUUGGCUAAACAGUUUCAAGCAAUAUAUUAGGACUUACACAUACCAUAUAUAGGCUUUAAAGCACUUAAUAAUAUACUGCAGUAUUCAUUGAUUAACUAUGUUGCUAUGCAGGUUCAAACCGCUAGGAUAAGCCUCGUUCAGUAACCGAACAUAAUUCCUUCACUCAAGGGAUAUCUUACCAUGAGGUUAGGUAUAACCAAAAUUACCUGUUUAUUUAUUUAGACAGUAACUAAAGUUGAGUGGGUCGGUUUCUAAGAGAUCUAUGUACUUGUAUAUAAUAAACCGAUUGUCAACGGUUUUAUUGGUUACUAAUGUAGACAUAAAUAUAUAAUCUAAAAUAUAAAUAUAAAAACAACGGGCAUUCUUCACACGAUAGGUGGCCACUGUUGUAAUAUAUAAAUGAGAAGUUGGGAUGAAAGGAUAGAGAUGGGAAUUUAAUGUGUAUCUGUAUGCAACAAUUCAUUUUUGCUUGCGAAAAACUAUUUUGAGUGGAGUUCGGUUAUACAUUAUGUUUAAAAGGCCGUCAUAUUUACGACUUUCAUCAAAAUUUGAUAUUAAAAUUCUUAUAAAAGAAAAAAUGUAUAUAUUUAACUUAACUCAACCUUUUCUUAUUAACAACUGAGUAAAACUUAAAAUGAACCUCUGGUACGAUUUUCAAGCAUUUACGUUUGGUCUACAAAUUUUAUUUAUAGAGUACCUAACGAAUAAAUAUAUAAUUACAAAAAAAACUCGCAAAAAUAAAAUGUCUAUAAAAGCUUAAAAAUGGAUCAAAUAUUUUGAAAAUUUUACCACGAGUAUAAAAGGUAAUUUUAAGAUUGCCGUCCGAAUUUUAAAUUUGUACGAACAUUUUAAAUUGAAUUACAACAAAAUAAAAAAACGAAAUUUAAAAUUAUAAAAGUAUUAUUUCCUUACAUUUUCCCAUUUUCCAUUUAUUUUUGAAAUCCUCUGGGAUAAUGAUUCGCUCCCAGAAAAUUUUCCUUUUCAAAAAAGGUGCUACAUUUCAUACUUCAGAGUAAGAUUUCUGGUAGAAUUUUCUUAUAAUACCUAUGUAUAAAAAAAAAAAAAAAACACAUAUUGUAAAUACAAAAGGUACUUUUUCAUAAUUUAUUUUAUUGGUACAACACUACCAACACAUCUCCUGUAUAAGCUCAUGUAUUAAGGGGGACCAAUAAGCCUCGUUCCCUGUGGUAUAUAUUUUUAAUUUUGUCACAAAUUGUAUAUUUAACAUGUUUGUUAAUAAUGUAUAAAACAAUGGUCGUGCAACGUAUGAAAAACAAUAAAAUUACUCCUUUUAAUGAACUUUGUACACAAAAUAUCAUGCAUUGAAUGUAAUAUAUGCCCUUUUAAAAAUCAGUGUUGAUUCAAUUAUAUUUUAAAAGGGUGCCAAUUAUAUUUUAAAAAGCCGACUUUACCAACUGAAUUGUCUGUAUUUAAAUAAGCCCUUUUAACGAAACACCAUUAGUAUGUACAUAAUUUCAAACUCUUAUCUUAAAUUGAUAAUCUUAUUAUUUUAACUAGACAGUUCGUUCAACCUUUUAUUACACGACAAUGUUAUAGAGCACGAAUAAUAAUGAUUUUAUAGCUCUGUAAAGUUUAAAUGCUAAUUUAUAACUAGGGUUCAAAAAUGUCAUGCAACUAAUAUUUUUGAAAUACAUCAUCAAAAAUUUCAAAAUUUUUAGACAAUUUAUUUUUAAAUAUAAAACUAUUUCUAAUCAUGUAUACUAGGCACUGAACGGUCCUGUUCUCAGCAUUUUAAAAACUGUUCAUAAAAUAUUGUUUUACGUUUAACUAGUCUUAUAACAAAUAGUAAAAUCAGUUUUGAUUUUUGAUAUUAUAGAUAUUUAUUUACUAUGGUACCUACAAGAUCAAUUUGAAUAACCAAUAUAACAUUUAAGGUAUAGACUAUAGAGUGAAUCUAAUACUACAAUAUCAUUCAGUUUUAUGAUUUUAUAAAACAUAAUUCAAAAGGGGACCAAUUAUCAAAUAUUUUGAUACAAACAUUUAUUUUCAAUAUUUCAUACACAUAACUAUACAUAAAAAUGAUAUUUGUGGUAACAAUUUUAUCAAAUUUUUUCUUCGUUAGACUAUAAAACAGUAACUGUACACUAAAAUCAAUAUAUCUAAUACUAUUACAUCUACGCAGCUACAACCGUUUUAUUUAUAACACUCAUCUCGAAAUUUUCACAAACUUAAUAUACUUAAAAAGUUAAAUAUAUAUAUAGAUAGAUAAAUAGGUUAAUAUCUAUUAGGUUUAAAAUUGUUGAAUAAAACAAUAAUUUUAUUUGUAUAGUACUAUAGAACAAGAAAAUAUAAUGAUCGCGAUGGUAAACUGCUGCAGUUAGACGCGGUCAAUUCGAUUUUAGCUUGAUGAUAACGUACAUUAGGAAAGUACCUAUACUGUAACGACGGACGUUACAUAAAUUACUAUUAUUGCAGGCGGCUAAACGAUAUUAAAUAAUACACGCGGGCAUACAGCGGAUUAAUAGCAAGUCCCUAGUCGUUUUUCAUGUACCUGCCUGGACAGUAAACCUAAUAUUAUCUUAUUAGACUGAAAUCGAAACAUGUUUAAACAUUUUCCCGUCCAAACUUUUAUAUCUACGGGUACCUACUUGUAUUACAUAUUUCAGCAUAAUAUUAUAUGAUUAUGAAAUUAUAGGAUUAUUUGAAAUAAAACCCAUAAAAAACUGGUUCAUAAAAGUCAUUAGAACAUUUAUAAUUCUGUUACACUUAUUAUAUACCUGCCAUUAUACUACAUCUGAGUAGGUGUAAACCGUGUUCAAGUAUAAAAUAAAACAAAAUGUGCCUAUAUUAUUCAACAUUCUACAGCUCUGUAAUAUAAUAUUAUGAUGGUGGUUAAAUAGUUUUUGGGUUUAUUUAUUACGUUACGUAAAACGAUAAGUAUCUAUUUCGAUUAGGUAACAAAAUAUAUAGUUUUUUAAAAUUAUAAAUGACCACUUAUAAUGCAGGAAGUGUUAAUCGAAAAGAGCAAUAAAAUCGGUUUUAAAAAAAAAUCACAUAGGUUAAAAUUAUGUAAAAAUUAAAAAACAUACAAAACGGGUAUGCGAUCUGUAUAUAAAAAAAAACUAUACGACUAUAUUAUGUAUAGGUUUUAUGUUAUAAGCUUCACUUUUUUCAAUUCAAAAAUAUUGCAAUAUUUUUAAAUUAAUAUUAUAGUUGUUACGGGGAAAAAUAUUUAAGAUAUAUUUAAAUGUUUAUGUCUAACGACUUCCGACAACUUUAGCCAGGAAUACGAAUAAAUAUAUUAAAAUUUAACAUUUAAAUAUUAUUGUAUUUAUUAUAUACCUUGUCAUUUUUGCAAUGUACAAUAUUAUCAAAGUGAUUAAGUUUUGUUUAAAUGAAAAUACAAAAUCCGGCGUCAUAAAAAAAAUCAAUAAAUCAUUCGUAUUCAAUAAAUUCAAUAAUAUAUAAUAAUAAUUUGAACGGAAUAAUAAUGGCAAAAAAAAUUGAACCGUUGUAUUUAGAUAUAUAAUAAUAUAUUUAUUAUUUUUAGAUUGCCGGUUAGCCUUUUUUCACGUCCUUAAGUUUGAUAUAAUAAUAUUUUUAAGUUAGUUUAUUAUUAAAGUUUUUUUAAACAAGUACCUCCACAAUGUUUUCAUUUACAAAGUUUUAAUACAUAACUCAGAUUUAUAUUAUAAUAUAUAAUUAAAUAUAUAUUUAAAAAAAAAUAUAUGAAAUAGCUUCAUUAAAUUAUAUACCUUUAAAAAAGAGAAAAUAUCUACUUUUAAACUUUUUGAUAAAAAGAAAAAAUGACAGGUUUAUUAUAUUUUAAAAAAGUUAUUAAAUUCCCAUAAAUCAUACCCUAAUUCUAUACAUGGUACAUCCUUCAAUUUGUCGCGCACUGUUAAAAGGUGUUAAAGGUAUGUAUAAUUAAAAAAAAAAAAAAACAAAGAACUGCGGACGAGUGCAGCAACUGUUGUAGGUGGAUAGUGGGAAAACUAGAAUAUAUACAAUUAUUUAGUUUGUGUCUGUAAGCAACGAUAUACUAUUGAUAACGAAAAACGAUUCGGAACGAAGUUCGUUUAUACGUUUUUAAAGGCCGUAUUAUUUCCGAAAAUCGUCAGAAUUUGAUAUUAAAGGUCUUAUAAAAAAAAAUAGUUUUUUACACUCAAUUGUUUUUCUUUUUGACUACCAAGUACGACUUAUAAAGAACCUCUUAUUAAAUAUUUGAAUAUUUAAGAAAUUCUGUGUAACCUAAUAAUCUUUUCCAUAUAAUAUCGACCAAUGAAAAAUGUAUGUAAAAAAAAAGACGUCCUAGAAUAACGGAGACAGAUGCAACUACUGUUGUAAGUAAUUUAAUGUAUAUCUUUAAGCAACGAUAAACCAUUGCUAACAAAAAACAAUUCUGAGUGCAGUUCAGUUGAUAAUGAUGCUUUGUCAACAAUAUAUGUGUCAAAGUAUGGUAAAAUAAUUAAAUAGGCAUUAAAUAUUUUUCUUAAUAAUAUUUGAUUAAUAUUGUACAGAUUUUCCUGCUUUUUUCCGAUUUUUCCCCUUUAUUGGGAAAACUCCUGGGAAAAUCGAAAAAUUACCUCCCUAAAGUACCUUCCCAGUCAGAUUUCCUUUCAGCAAAAGUGCUAUCAUUUUAAAGCGGAGCGAAGUUGCUGGUAGAAAAGUUGUACACAGAAAAAAAGACCAAAAUAUUAUUUUACUAAUAACUAAAUUAAAAUAAAAUUGCUUUACUCUGGGAGCUUGUGCAGGAGAGGAAGUUAGGUAUUACAUUCCCCCUUUAUUCACUUAAAAGUACCACGACUACAAGUAUUUAUUAUUUAGUCAUUUAAUCUUGAAAUUUAUUUAUUCAGUCAAAUGAAAAGAAAAAGUUUGAUUUUUUAAUUACAAAUUGUCUUUUUGGAUACGGCUUUUAAAUAAAAUUAAUCAAAUUGGACAGAGAAGAAGAUUCUAACGGUUUGUUCAUGAUUAGUCUUUGCUGUACUCUCCCCCAUAGAAAAUUCUCGGGCAAAUCACUGUUUUGUUCGGAAUCAGAAAUCAAAUAUUUACACUAAUAUAAUUAUUGAAAUUAAACACAGAAUACAACGGAUAUACCUACUAUGGUUAUUGAUUUAUUACAUUGUUUUAUUAUUUCAAUAGGUAAAAUUACGAACUGGAAACUUAUUAAAUUGUAUAAUAUUAUUGUAUUGGAAACAAAUAAAAACAAUUUAUUAAUAUAUUUUAUACCUUUCUUGUGUUUUACGGUAACCUCCACGAACCACGGUUGAUCCUUUGAAAAAUUUGAAAAAAAAAUAAAAUACAUCACGUCCUCCCGAGUGGCCCUGCAAACGUUAAUUCAUACACCAACAAGCGUUACAAUACGGUAUAGCCGGUCACGCGAUCAGUUUUUAGUUUUUUUUAAUUGUACUUACUACCCCUCGCUCACCGCCAUAUUUCUGGGUGGUUUACGCGGUAAACACUGUUUCCGAAAAAUAACAAUAUCUGUCGAACAGAGUCGAAAUUAUUUAUAAGCACUGUGUAUGCUACACACGCACAUAAACAUCAUAAUAUGACCUAAUCAAUCUGCAUUAUAUAAUAUGUUUGCUAAUCGAUACACUACGCGUUUAUGUGUGGAUAAUAUUAAACCUAAAUAAAUAAAAGCCGUAAUUCAUCAUUGUCCAUUAAUAUAUUAUAAUAUAGACAAGUAAAUAAAGGUACCUAUGAAAGUUCGAAAAAUACAUGUCGACAAAACACGAAAUAAGUUGAAAAUAGUUAGGUGUAGUUAGUUAGAGAAUAUUAAUAUAUUAUGUAACUUGUGACUACGUGACUGCGUUGUUUGAAUAUAUUACAUUAUAUAUACGAACCUUAAAUUUCCCCAUCUCGAAACACAAUGCCAAGUAGUUUUUUAAAUAAUAACCACGACGGUGCUUUCUGCACAUCGCGGUGUUUUCCAAUAUAAUUUUCGAGCAUAGUAUCCCUGAAAGCCAAAUGAAAUAUUUGUUUUUUUAAUAGCUAACGUUAACAUAAUAUAACAUGCAUUUAAAUAGAACAAAUAAUUUAGCAUUUUAAAUCGCACUAUCCUAAAAAAACAAAAAUAAAUAACUGUUGAAAAAUCGUUGAAUUUAGACUAAACGUCUUUUAAUAAUUUUAAAAAAUAAAAUUAUCUAGAUAAGAAUGUUCAUAUAAAUCGAUGAAAUGUGAAAUGUAUUAACAUCGAUGUUAUUUUUCACCUACUGUCUACCAUCUUUCACUUUAUUUUAAUCGCUUUUUUCGGUGACAUUUUUUUCACGUAUAGAUGAAGUUUUUGUUUAAACAUUUUUAAUUUACGUUAAUCCGUUGACGAGAUGUUACACAUUUAUUUUUUGGUACCGGAAAGUGAUCGGUAGUAGAACGCUCUUCAAUCACGGCGCCGUCACACAAAUUAUGGUUACUACUCUCCUCCUACCCGAACUUCAUAUAUUUAUGGAAUUUGUAUUAUUAGUAUUGCUAUUUGAAAAUCAAAAGUGGAUAAUGUUUUCAUUCUCAAAAAUAAAGGUAAAACAUAUAAGGACAAUAUAAUAUUUUUGAAUGUAUAUAAAACAUCAUUGUUAAACCAGUAUAUUCCUCACAUUGCUCAGAAUCUAAAAUGAGUCAUGUUUAAGGACCAUGCAUUGUCAUAUUCUGCGUACCUCGGCGCACGAUGACUAUGGUGACGGUGGUCGCAUACACGUGAAAACAUGCAAAGCUUUCAAUAUUAUAAUAUCGGGACAAUACACAAUAUAACCUCGGGCUUUAUAUCACUGAACGCAUUAAUCUUUAGUUAAUAACUGUUAAUCUUUAAUCGUUUCGGUACUACGCGGUGUUAUCGUAUGAUUAUUAUUAUUAUUAUUAUUACUAUUAUGAUCCUCUGUAACAAAUUUCGAGGGUUUCUCGACUUUCUGAACAUCACGGUGUACGAUUAUAAUAUUAUUACAAUAUACACAACAUGUAUGUUACCGCACGAGCGUAGAUAAUUCAAUUUAAAUAUGAACUUAUAAAAUAAAAACAUAUAAACAACAAUGCUUAGAGACAAUAUAAUACAUAAUAGUAUUAUAUGUUCGUUACGCUGGGGUUGAGUAGUUACGGUUAACCGUACCGUAUCGGCAGAUUCAGUGUCACAAACUGUAGGAUUCACUUUCGGGAGAGCCAUGAAUUUAAAAAAAAAUUCUGAAAAACCGUUUGACGUGAUGAUCAAUUAAUAAUAACCUAUUAUACUAUAAAUACAAGGCGAUUAUUUUAUAGCGAUCUCCAACGUUUUUCUCAGAGGAUUUAAAGUCAAUUUGAUUUAUGUUUAUUUUUUUUUUUUUUGUUUUUGUUUCAAUAAUUACGAAAUAUCAUUUACGUUUUAUUUCAAAGUUAUUUUCAAAUUUUUACCCCUAAUCUCCUUAUACGUCCAAAUUAAAAACUAAUACUAUUAACUUCUGGUUUUCUAAUGGCAACUCUCCUUGCCCCUUUAUAACACAGAUUCGAAAAACAAUUAUUUUUCUCGAAAAUGCUUGUGUGACGUAUGCAUAUCUUUAAUAUUGUAUUUAUUGUUUAUGAGUUAUAAGAAUUUAAAAAUUAGAUCGGAGGAGUAAAGAAGGUUUGAUCAAAAUAAUGUGGUAAUGAGUAACCCUGGAUAGCGUUUUGGUGUACGUCGUAUACAACAUAAAACGAGAAAUUGUCUGAAAUAUCGAGCAACUACGUAUUGAGUAGAAUUCGAAACAAAAAAAAACUCACAGUCUUUUCUGUUGAGGGGGGGGGGGUGAAUACAACUUAAAAAUAGACACCGAAGAGACUCGUUUUUGCGGCCAAACGUCACAUCGGACGUUUAAAUCUAAUAAUAUCGAUAAUAUUUAGACAGGAUAUCUUUCUGAAAAAUAGCAGACAAUUAUAUACGUGAAUUGUGAACGUUAUGGGUACGUGAGUUGAUUCCAACCAGCUAUAUAUUAUUUUCAUACGUUUUAUUCGAAUCGUUGAAAAGUCUAGUAUUAUGUGUAAAUAAUAUGACGGGUUUGAAAAAAAAAAAAAAAGGUAAGUAUAGGUCUAUUUGGCUCUCGGCGCUUACCAAAAUAAAAUUACUAUUCACUUUUACUACACAUAUCAGAUUAACGGAAAACCGAUAAAUUGUUACGAUGAAAACGGAAACGAAUCUGUCUUUUUAAUAUAACCUAUAUUGUACACAUACCUAUAAGUACAAACCGUUUAAAUAAAAUAAUCGGAUUAGACCCAGACGUUGUGAGAAUAAUUAUUUUACCGUACGAUUAUAUAUGAUUAUACUUAUAAUAUAUUAAUUGAACUCGCAUUCCUCCGGUAAAACAGCCGGGAACGAAAACGCGAAAGGAAUUCACGCGCGGCCGUCGAAUUUUGGGCUCGAUUUCUCCGGAAUACCGAACCGAAAAAUAAAUACCACAUUAUCCUCUCCGACAAUUGCGGUAAAGACCGCAGGUGUUAUAUUCAAAAAACAACAAAAUCGGUUAAAAAAACUCGUAGGGUUGAAUGUAAAAUACUGUUUUACGUAUCCCGCCGCCUAGCAAGCGUUUUAUCCUUGGGGUGGAUUAUAUCGACAAAGCGUUGGUCGCGUAUUGGAUCGGUGCCAUUAACUUUAUUUUAUUUUUUUUAAUGGUUAUAAGUAACUAGCUAUAUAGAUACUUCAACAGAAAUAUUGAUUUUUAUAUAAAUACAAAUAUCUCUUGUGUUGUAAGAACUUGCCAUGAAAUAAAACCUUUCUGGAACAAAAACAUCCCCGAAAAUUCGUAAGUAGGUGUCUGUAUUAUUUCUAAUGUUUAUAAAUAAUAAGACUAAUUAGAGCGUCUAAGCGAUUGCCGUAUUGGUUUUACUAUAAUAUUAUGCUGUUUACUUAUUUUACUCUCUGUAAACAACUUUUCUACCAGAAAUCUUAUUUCAAUCAAAAUAACUACAGUACAGUUUUUUUUUUUUUUUUUUUUUGUAUAAAUCAAGAUCUAAUUGGUGCAAUUACUUUUUCCUUGUAGUUUCAUAAUAAUUAUUAAAACCGGGAAAACUUAAGAAAACGGGAAGUGUGCGGAAAUAACGCUUUUAUUAUUUUCCAUUUUGUUUUUUGUUUUGCUGUAAUUCAAUUAAAAAUAAUAGUGCAAACUUGACAUUUUCAUUGAUUACUUAAUUUUCUAGACAUUUUCAAAACUCAUUCUGGCAAUUUUUGAAUUAUUUGUAGGGAUUUAACAUUUUCGAGUUUUUAAGUUUCAUUUCGUUUUAUGCGAAUGAAAUAGUGUCGGCGAUCAAAAAUGAUUGAACAUUUAACACGAGAUUCAUCACAAGUUUUAUUUGAUAUUAAAAGAAAAAAAGUUGAGCGCAAUAUAGCAAUUAUUUUUAUACAAAUUUUGACGAAAAUUGUAAACAUCACAGCAUUCCAAAACAUGAUCACCGAACUUCGGUUAGAAUCGUAUUUCGUCAUCAAUGAUUUAUCGCUGCGUACAGAUAUAAAUUAAAUAACUCUAUGUAUCCUUACAUCGUUAAAUCCAGAACAUCCGAUCUCGUUAAAAAUAAAAAUAUACAUUAAUAAUAAUAAUAUAAUAACUACACAUGUAUAAUAUAGUAUUGUGAGUAAAUCAUUUUUAACAAACAAAUCGAUAAGACCACGGAGGUUGGGUUAGAUGAUUAAAAUAUUAUUGUAUACUACGCUUGGAUUUACAGCAAAGAAAAAAAAACAUUUUUUUUUUUUUUUUUUUAAUUUGAAUUUAUAAAUAUACGAGUUGUAUAAUAUAUAUUUAUUAUCAUUAUUACUUUUUUAAGCAUAAACUUUGAUCUACACUGCUGUUUAUUAUUCUAUACAAAUAAGUGCUGUAGGUCAUACAUUUUAUAUUAUAUAAAAAUACGAAGUUCGUUAUUCCACUAGAAAAUAGCCAAUGGGAUUACAAUUUCUCAACGUAAAUACGUUUGUAAAGAAACUUAUUAUUUAUAUUGUUACAUCGGUUUCUUAUUAUACGUUAUAUAUUAUAAUAUAACACUAUUAUCGGUGUAUCUGCUACUUAUAAUGUACUCUUAAUAUAAACCUUUUAAUAAAUGCGUAUACCCUCUGUAAAUCCGAAAAAUAAACCAAAAAUACGCAUAUAUAUCAAACAUUUAGAAACUUAAAACUGAAUUUUUAAGGUUAAUCAAAUAUUCUAAAAGAUUAUCUGUACGAUUAUCCAUAAAAACCAUCAUUUUAUGAUGGUAUACAUAAUACAGGUUUUCUUCUACGUUUUGUAAAACCCGCUAAUAGGGAAAAUUUGUUUGUUUGGUUCACACGCUCGUAUACUAUAAAUAAUAAAGAAUUACGCGUAUACCUAGCAUACAAUUUCAAAAGUGUGUACCAACUUGAAUCGAAUCUCGUGAAAUAAAUCUUCUAUAAAUACUAUAAAAUGGUAUCUCUUAAUACGUUUAUAUGAUGGCGUUAAAACGGUCUGAAAGGUCGAAAUAAAAACGUAGAAUAAAUAAAUAAAUAAAAUAUUGCAACCGUAAAAUUACGUUGCAUUUUCUUACUAAAUAUUCCAAAAAAUACAUCGUUUAGUAAAAUUUUGAAAGACAAAGUUAUUCGAUUUACAUUCAAAAAAUUUAAAACAGCUUAAAAAUAUCAAACCUUUUGCAAAACUAUAAUGCUUAUGUCACAUAGUUUAAGAAAUUAAAACCGAUUCAAACCUAGGUUCAUUAAAUGAGCAUAUUAUAUAAACGCGUUUCUGAAACCUAUAACCGAACUCAAAUCACUUUAUCAGAGAAUCGAGCGUGUUGUAAGUGCGGCCAACGAUUAUUAUACGUUGUUUAUCCAAGUCACGUCUCGAUUUCUUAUUUUAUAUUCCAUUAUAUACUUACUUUACAAUUAAAUACCGUAUACGAUUUAUAUAAUUUGAUUCAAUUUUAACAAGAUAAUACAAUUAUAUGCUUAAUGAAUCGGUUCACAUAUUGUUCACCAAAUCGAUCAAAUGUAAUAUGGACCUAUAAAAAAGGGGAUAGCAAUACAUCGAGAUUGGGCUAACCAAUUGUAACAAAUUAAAAAACAAUUUAAUUUCAAACUGUUUUAAGGCCAUCAUAAUAUAUCAUAAACGUACGUUUAUAUUAUCUAAUUAUUGCAGAUUAGGUUGGGACGAUGACGUGAAACGUUGAGUCCCUCAUUCCUAAAAAAAAAAUGUGUGGUAUUUUCACCUAUAUAUUAUGAUCAUAUAAUUAUAUAUAGACAAUAUGUUAUACCAAUGUUCCACGCGAAGACGAACCCAUUGCGAUGUUUCAGAAAUAUAACCUAAUUUUUUUAGGAAUUUUUAUAUUUUUUUUUCCAACAAUUUAAGAAAUAAUCAGCUCUAAAAUAUAACAUAACGACUGUUUUUAUUGUUCUUAUUUUCGAGGGUUAAACCUUUGGUUUUCAAAUCAUAAUCUAUAAGGAGAAUUCCAUAAUUAGAGGGAAUAUAUAAUUUAAAUACAUUUUGGUAUUGACAUUUUAGUGAUUUCUGUCAACCAGUAAAUAUUCCGUUUUUAAGUUUGAUGAUCAAAAAAUAAAGAUAAUAAAAGAUUUUAGAGCAAAACUGACUGUUUCUUAAAUUUUCAAAAAAAAAUAAAACAUUCCGUAAUACCGCAAUGGGUAUAUCUUCGAGGGACACCUAUACAUUCAAAUUUGUAAUUCAAAAUCCCUCACUCUGAAUAAUAUAUUAUUAAACCAUAUCGGAUGAUGUUUUAGGUAUAUAUUAUACCCUUAUAACUCGAUUUAUGAAAUAAAUUUAUUUUAUAUCCCCUUGUCGCGGGUUUAUUCGACCUACCUAUAUAAUAUUGUACACCAGAAAUGACAUCAAAAUAUUUUGCUUUGAACCGGGGUAAUGUAAAAUGCGGUCUCCACGAAUUUAUAAUUUCGAGUGUUCAACGGUAUGAAAUAAUUCGUUAUUAUAUUAUCUGCGUCAAAGAACAAAUUAAUUUGUUUUGAUUUAACUACGCACCGUCAAACAUUUUUUGAGAGUCAUUCCUAUUAUAUGUGAAAAGAGUGUGAAACUUAUUUUCUUCUUUUAUACAAAGAUGCGCGUGUGUAUGUUGUUUUUUUUUACGUUUUUCACUACUUUUUAGUUUAAUUAGAAGUACCGAUUAAUGCAUUAAUUAUGACGUGCGUUAAAAUAGUCAAUUAAUGAGCCUAAUCUAUAUAGAUAUGAUUAUGUAUAUUAUAUUAUUAUAUUCGAUACAUUUGUUCGUAAACCAAACGGUUUCAAUUAAAUUCGAAUGAAUUUACUUAAUGCUUAAUUCGAAUAAAAUAUACUUUAUGGAAUGUAGUAAAAAUUGCAUAUAAUGUAAACUAAACCAACAACAAUAUGGGUAAAAUAAAAUUUAAAAAAAAAAACGCAUAACUAUAAAAAUUACACUAAAUGCUCGAUGGUUUAUAAAUAUACGUAAAACGUAUAAUAAUGAAAGGAAGCUUUUAGUAUUACAACGGUUUGUAUUUUCGUAUAUAUAAUUGUUCUUUGUUUAAAAACAUUUUUUUUUUUUUUUUUUAACGUUUUAAGGUAAUUUUAUAUACGUGUACUUACGUAAAACAAAGUAUAGGUGGUCGCAAUGGCGUACGCCGUUUUAAACGGUCGUGGGAUGUAGGGGGAGGGUUCUAAGCAUAGUAAAUGAAAAUUACUACGUAUAAUAUAAUAUAUAUCUGUGUCUAUUGUAUAAAGUCUUUUUAUAUUGAGGUUACUUUGUAAAGUUCAUAAUCGUGUACCUAUAUUACAUAGUAUACAAUAAUAUUAUUUGUACAUAGUUGAGUAAAGCUGUGCAAAUGUGCAAUGAUUAUUAUAUUUUAUUAUUGUAAUAAGUUUUCAAUGCCGAAUAGUUUGUAUUUUAACACGGCCGAUUGAAGGGGGGGGGAAGCUAAAGCACCCUUAUCGCCCCCUCCGUCGGGCCCACUGCUGGAUUGUGAUGCAGACGAUUCAUUUUUUUUUAUGACGAUUUUUUUUAUCAAAUCAUGUUUGUAUACAUUUGCAUACCUGCAACAUAAUGACAUUAUAUUAUAUACACACGCAGAACUAUAUAAUAUUAUUACUCUCUUGUUGUGUUUUUUUUUCUACAUUUAAAAUAUUUUUGUUUGUUUAAUAAAAUAAAUACAUUUCGCGAGUUGGAAAUAAAAAUGCCUGACGCGCUACAAAAUAAAUACGAUUACGAAUAUUAUAAUUUUCGUUACUAAAAUGCUACCGAGGUAUACAAUGCCUAGAAUUUUUCCAUAACAAACGUUUAUUUAAUAUAUUAUUAUUAAAAUUUAUAUUUAAUCAAAUAUUUAAAAAUCCCGCGUUAAAAAUUCAGUAGCGAAAUGUUAUUAUUAUUAAAAGCGGUUUAUAAUUAUUGUCUCUGUUUAUUAUUUCUCCAUUUUUUUUUUCUCUCCGUGAUAAGUAUUUAAUUUUUACCUUUACGUACACUGCGAGGAUAUUAUAUUUAAUUUUAAUUCGUUCGGUAUUUGUUUUCAUUUAUUUGUUACGCGUUUUUAUAUCGCCGCUUAUCAAAAUGCGAUUCUAUUAUAAUAUUAGUAUGUAUACUAAUACGCAUGUUCGCGUUCGUGAAAACCACGUGUAUGGAGUUUAAACGUUUAACAUUAAAACUUAAUUUCGGCCAACUUAUUAGAUUGUUCCGACCAUUAUUACGGGUUUUCGACUAACUUGCGGCGGGGCAUCUGCCAAACUGAGAAAGCCGUAAAGAAACCCCUGUUAAAGUAUACGCAUAAUCAGUCUGCAUCUUUAGAGCUGUAAGAAACUUUUCGACCGUGUUUAUGUAGGGCCAACAAGUGCAGUUAACCGAAUCAAACGGUGAACACAAUAUCAUCUUUGGCAAACAAAAUACGCCUAGCUAAUUAUAGUUAGUUAGCCACUGCUGUAAUUUAAAAUCGGUGUAGCCAUUUGCAGUGUAAAUUGUCAACAAAAACAUUUUGGAAUCAAAUAGUGACAUAAAAUUGACCAGACAUUUGUUUGUAAUUCAUUUUAGAUUUUGUACAGAGUGAGUAAUGUAUAUUGGCUUUACAGUGAUAUUAAUUUUUUUUUUUUUGUGGGCUACUUUUCUACCAGCAAUUUUGCUCCGAUUUUCAAGACUGGGGUGGUACUUUAAGAAGGUUAGUUGUUUCUUGAUUUUCCCAGGGGUUUUCAUAAUAAAUGGGAAAAAGGGGAAAAUGUACGAAUUGUAUUAUUUUCAAAUCGUAAAUAUUAUGGCCUUUUAAAACAUGUAUAACCGAACUCCGCUCGGAAUCGGUUUUCGUUAGCGAAAAUGAAUUGUUGCGUACAGAUAUACAUUAAAUUUCCCUCUUUAUCCUACCUCCCCAACUCCUCACCUACAACAGUGGCCCACCCAUCGUACAAAGUAUGUCAAUAUCUCUUUAUGUAAUUAACUACAGCUGCAGGCUUUUCGGUAAACAGGGAAAAAAAUUUCAAAAUAUUAUAAAACGUCCUAUAUAAUAUAUGUUUGAGUAUCUACUCAGACAAUUGAUGAUACGUGAUCGGAUUUUACCUUUUCCGACCGCUUUUUAAAAAAUCGCAAUACAUAUUUUAGAUACAUGGAACGUUAAUAGUAUAUUCAUCACACGAAUACAUUUUUGAAGGGAUAAAAGAAAACCUAUUUAAAUUCUAACGCAUGGACUAUGCUUUUGAUUGCUUUACAAACAGAAAAUCUCUGUAGCGUUUUAACAUUGCUUCCCCAAAAUUUCAAAAUGGGAUGUUGUCGAAAAGUGAUAAAAUCAGAAAACCCGAUCACGUAUUGAUUGUUUGGAUAGAUACUCGAACAAAUGGUAUACUAGACGGAUUUCAAAUUUUGUCUUUCAUAUCUAAAAGCCUGCGGAGUUCAAUCCAUUCUUACGUAUUGAAUAAUAAAUUUAUUUCAUGGAACGUGAAGCAGAACAAAUAUUCAGAUUGAUUUUCUCUUAAAAGACACCCCAGACAUCGUCUAUAGAUAGAUAGAUAGAUAUAGAUAAUGUUUUAUAGAACGAUUUUCAAACAAAAGUUUGAUAGAUUUAAAAGUAUGUUUAACAAAAUUUCAAUCAGAAUCGUACUUCGUCAGCGACGAUUUACCAUGCCAUUAUUAUUAUAAAUUAAAUAAUUGUAUGUAUCCUACCUUUCCAAUUUCUCACCUACAACAGUAGUUCAUCUCUCACCAAUAUCGAUUUUUUUUUUGUUUUUUUUUUUUUUUUAUCAUUGGUGUGUUUAAAAUGCGUAAUAACAAUACUUGUUAAUUGUACCGCUUGUUUCUUGACGAUUGUCCAAAUAUUCAUUUUUAGAUAGCCAUUCGUAAAUUUGUUUACUGGAGCAUAUUAGUAAUAAUAUUAAUAUUGAAAAGCACGUACAUAUUAUUGUGAAACCAUAAUAUUUCUCGUUCCGGUCACAAUAUAAAAUGAAUACCUAUGAUUCUUACGUUCUACUUUUAAUGUACAUUAAAUAACAAUAUUAUAAUAUUCAAAAAUCAACUAGGCAUACCAACCGGUAAAACAACUUUGGUUCGUUACAAUAAACAAAAUUGACAACUAGGUACCAUUAUUUUUUUUUCACGGUCAUAGGUAUCGUGACUGUAAAUCUGUAAAAUGACAUUCCAAUAUCCGAAACACGAAUUGUUGUGUACCCGCCUAUCUUCUAUCGGAAAAACAAUAUGAUUAUUAUCAUGCAAAUUCGUCCAAUCAAUUGUUUCACAAUUGUGCCACGUAACAUUUACCUACACAUGUUACAUGCAAAUAAACUGCUGUCUUUUGGUAUUUGUUUUCUCAUUAUCAUGGAUUUUUUUCUGUUUUUCAAAUGACACGAAAAAUAUCAGAUAUAGUUAUUUUCGCUCUUAUUCCGAAAAAUGCAUUUUAAACCCAAAUAACUCGAAAUUAAUAAAUCCAACCAUAUAAAAUAUAACAACAGUAUACAUUUUACAAAUUGUACAGUUUCCUAUUAUCCAUGUAUGGCAAAAACCAUCGUUUGAUAAUUACAACGGUCAACACGUAACUUUUCGAGUAUAUAGAAGUAUAGUUUAGAGGUAUAUAGCAAUAUAACGCAAUGAAAAAAUCUACAUUGAUUGUUUGGUAUUUAAAUUGGUUGUUAAGUUUCGACUGUUAUAACAUAAAUUAUACGUCUUGAUAAUAUAUUAAAAGUAUAACUAUACAGGGUGAUUUUUUUUUAUUAUGAACCAGCAAUUAUUUUAAGUGAAUUUGAUUUCCGUUUUUUCUAAUCAUCAUGGAAUUAUUUAAGCUUUAUCUUAAAGCCAUUUUUAAUUUUUCACCCCUACUUCAUUUACCUUAAAUAAUUAAAAGUUAAUAGCAGGCAAUUUAUUACCCUUUUCUCUAUUCCUCCGGUCUAAGCUUUAAACUGUUAUAACUCAUAAACGGUAAAUCUUAUAUUAGUGUUAUGCAUAUCAAAAUUUCUAGAAAAAUAUUCUCUAUUUAAAUCUGUGUUCAAAAGGAGGGGGGGUAUAUUUGUAAAUCAAAAUUAUGUACUUAUUUAAAGUACAUGGAGUAGAGGUAAAAAAUUAAAAAUGGCUUUAAAAAAAAGCUUAAAUAAUUACAUAAUGAUUAGAAAAAACGGAAAUCAAAUUCACUUAAAAUUCUCUGAGAUAAUUGCUGGCUCAUGAUAAAAAAAAAAUCAACCUAUAAAAUAUGAAAUGUAUCAUGAAAAAUAAAUAUUUCGGUUAUUCAAAUAAAUUCACUGUAUUUCACAACUUUAUCCCUUUACAUUGGAAAAUAUUUAUUAAGUAAUAGGCACAUAUAAUUAGUAUAAAUGAUAUUAUAAUAACAUAGAUCGUAGUUAAUUUUUUAAUUUUUCACGUAUACUCGCGUACAAAUUAUUUGAUUACUCGUAAUUAAAAAAAAAAUAUUAUCUUAUUCGUAUAAGACUGCCUACUUAUUGUAUGCCAAUUACUAUUGAAUUCCUAUAAUAGAAACCUUAUGUAUAAUGACUACCUGCUUGUUUUUAUUAUUAUCAUUAUAAACUCAAAAUACUUUCGGUAGAUAGAUAAUAAUUUAUUAUGUUAUUACGUUUAGUUUUUGUGUUAUAAGUAUAUUAUGACUUUAAAAGUUUAUUACCUAUUAUGUAAUAGCACAAUAUUAUAUUUUUAAUCAUAUUGUAAAUGUCCCGGGGUAUAGUGUCUCUUCAUUAAUUGAAUAUGAUUGUGUCUUUCACGAUUUAGUCACAUAUAUAAUAUUUGUGUAUUAUGUAUUCCAUCAAUAAUGGUUUAAUUAAACAUGAAUAUGUAUAACGAGAGAAGAGGCGACCCCGUUAUACUCGAGAUGAUCAGUAUGUUUUAUUGCAAUCAAAAACAUGCAGCGUAGUAUGCAUACUAUGUAAUUAUUAUCGUGUUACAGCGGUACCUAUACGCCUAAGGUCUCGCGGUUAUACUGAGGAAAGAAAAAAACGAAAAGUAACGAAGGGUUUACUGAAAAAUACGCUGUUACAAUAUCUCCCUACCGAACACAACGCAACUAAGCCGACGACAAAACAACGAAAUAUUACAGUUUAUAUAUUAUUACAUUCGCACAAAUAACAAGAUUGGAUUUCGAACAAUUUCAAAUAAAAUAACAUUAUUGUAAAGUAAUAACGUUUAAAAACCAAAUUUAAAAUAUGAUUAUUAUGUAUAGCUAAUAUUUAUACGUGUUCAAAAAAAAAAAAAAAAAAAUGAGAAAUCUAUUGUUUAAUAAAAUACGUUAGGGUAAAUUUUUACCUUAAAAGAAUUACAUAAAGUAGGUUCAUUUAUUAUUAUUCGGACCGCUUUUAUAACAAUAUUGUAUAACAUAAAUUUCCUGUAUGCGCAAACAGUCCAAAAAAAUGUAAUGAAACAUUAUUUUUUCAUUUUUCCUAAAAAAAUAACUAAAUCAAUCAACUUUUCGGUAUAGACAUGGGAGCCCAUUUACGGAGGUGACAAUAUGGAACAUUUCCCCCCCCCCCACUGAAAAAUCAAUAUGAACUAAUAAUUAAAAUAAAUAUAAAUUCAACGAAAAAAAAAUAUUUUCUAAAGAAAAAAAAUUAUCAAGACUACAAGAGUCUUGCAAUAUUGGUCUUAAUUUGAUCUUGGUUUGGUUAUUGCCAGUAUCUUGUAUCUUAUGUCAGUAUCGUCUUGAUAUUGGUCCUGAAUUUAGUCUUACUGCAAGACCAAAAUAAUUUUACUAAUCGCUAACUAAAAUAAUACAAAUUGAUUUGAAUACCGGAGUAUUUAUGUUGCUAAUGAAAAUAUAAUAAAAAGUGACGCUGAAUAUUUAUACACUCGGGCAUCGCAGACAAAAAUGUUGAUCGUAAUAUAUUAUACGGAACUCUCACGGUGUUUUUAUCGCUAGUCUUCUAACCCAUCGAACGAGUAUUUUUAACGAUAAUAAUAAUGAUAUAUUAAACCAAAUUUUCGGUGGUAAGUGGGUAUGUUAAACAUCUAUUGUCGUGGUAUCCGAAUUUCUAUUAACGGCGUAUCGUAUAGGCAAUUCAAGUACCCGGGGGUUCGCCGAGCACUUGCUUUAAAAUUUACGACUAGAACAUUUGAAACGAAGAGAAAACAAAAAGGGUCCGAACGGGGUCAUAUUACUAUACGCAUAUACUCGUAUAUAUAAUUAGAACCUUUACGUAUUGAUGUCGAAGGUGUAACGUUUUAAGGCUAAAUGGUAUUUACGAAUAAUGUUCAUAUUUAUAUUUUAAUAAAAUAUUUGUUAUUAUUAUUAUUACGAAUAAUUAUUUACAUUUAAACUAUAGUUGUAUUCAAGGGCACCCACAAGGAGAGGACAACUCUUCCCUCUAGCUUUCCAGCAAGUUAAAAUAAUUAUAUUCAAAUUCAAUAUCUGAAAAUCCCAAAAAGCAAUAUUGGUACCAAGCUGAAUUGAUGACACCUUAAUUGGUAUCUAGUCGGCAGGUAUACUUUCUUGACAAUAGAAUUUCGCUAAUUUAUUAUUAUUUUAUUUAUUUAAUGAAUUAACGUCAAGUGGCAAUUAUCACAAUACACAAUGAUUUAUGCCCUAUGAUUUAAAGUUGGUACUAAUCACUAUAGUCGAUCAUUUGCGGAUAUUUUUUGUGGAAGCUGACCUGCCGUUAUCUAAUGUGUAAGAAAUCGUUUAUCCGGAUUAUGUAUAUUAAUUUUGAUGAGGAAAAAAAUCAAAGAACUAAAUUCAGCGAAAAAAAGUUGUUGAUGAAUUAGGGAAAAAUAAAAUAAAAUUGCAAUUUGUAUUCAAUUAGUUACUAUAAGUGUAAAAUGUAAUAUUAUAGUAUAAUACUUUUAACAAUUUUAGAAAAUGCACAUAAUAUACAUAAGAUACACUGUUAACAAUGUUAAACUACAGUUGGUUCAAUAAUCGAUGGUUAAUGUUUAUGCAUGAAUAUUUCUAGAAAAUAAUAAUCGUUCGAAAAUAACUAUAUUGGUUGCCAAAAAAAAAAAAAUAGUAAUAUCAAAUAAACUUUUCUUUUCUCCUCUAAACAAUAUGUUAUUGUACACGGAAUUCGAUGCAAAAAAUAUCAAAUAGUUGACCAAAAUAAAAGCAACUGAAUAGAUCACUUUGAUAAAAAUCAAAAAAAAAUAAUAACAACAGUAACAAUAAUAUUACCCUACUUAUUGUAUACAAUGCGUCGGUUUUUUUAAUUUUUAGAAAUCAAUGACCAUGGACAACUGCGCGGAGUUGAUCGUCCAGGACCAGAAGUACUGUUACUUCCGGAAAGCCGUUCACUUCUGGGCGCAACAAGCACUUCUGCCGGCUGUCGUAGCCGUAGGCGUGGUAGGAAACAUGCUGUCCGUCGUGGUGCUCACCAGAGAGCCGAUGAAGAGCUCCACUAGCACGUACCUGACCGCCCUGGCCGUGUCCGACCUGUUCUACUUGCUGUUCGUCUUCACUAUAUCGUUCGAAAACUACUCGUGGAUCGUGGAGGCCGACUAUUACAUCUACUGGAAGUGGUACCCUUACGGACUGUGGCUCACGGACGCCGCCAGUGAGUAUAUCAUUAUGAAAUAUUUAAAUAUUUUAAUAAUUAAUUGGUUUAAGUGCCAUGAAAACGAAUACCCUAAAAUAAAAAUAUUGAAAAAACGCUCUAAAAAUGAAAAAAAGGGUGAAAUAUACAAAAUAAAAGUUUUACUUUUCAUACGAAACAAUAUUAUAAUAUAAAUAUGUAUCAUAUAAAUUUCGAAUCGUAUUCUUGGAAUGCACUGUCCUAUAAUAAAAGAGGAGCAAAAAACCAUACGUCAUGUUUAGUAAAAACCAAUAAAAUCCUCGCUGCGUUCAGAAUCUAAAAAAAAUACUUUGCUCUGAAAAAAUCCGGUCUUUAUGAUAAACAGACAAUAUUUUAAAACAAGAAAAAUAAAACGGACAAUUUGAUGUACACAACCGUUGUAGUCUACCGGGGGUAGAAAUUCUGUUCACGAUAUUUAAAAUAUUUCGUGUACACGCCACUUUCAUAAUAUCGCUCUUAACACAACUCGAGACUUAUGGAACUCUAACGCAAAAUAUAUUAAUAUUCGUUUUAAUAUAAUGUUAGAGAAAAAAUAAACUGAAGAUAUGUAAUAAUAAAAUUAAAAAGUACCUACCGAGACAACAAGGAAGUAUAUAAAAAAAAACAUCUUAUACGAAAAAAAAUAAAAGGAAAACACGUAAUUUUUUCUAGUAUUUUAAUACUACUAUUUGAUUUUAAUAAUGCACGAUAUUCGCAGGUUUCGGGAAACAUAUUAUAAUAAGUCAAUAAAUAUUGUUUUUUAUAAACGUUGACCGUAUUUGUGUAAAUUACACCGGUGGCGUCUAUAUAAUAUUUUAUUAUAUGGAAAUGCAUUGUCGUUUACCGAUAAAUACGCAUUCAGAACGAAGCAGAAAUUUACUAAAGUAACCUUUUUUUUCGUUCUAUUCCUCUUAGUGAAUUCAUGUACAUACAGUUUACACCCAGUUUUAAUAUUUCAAACUCUAGAAACAACAGUAUGUAUAAAUGCCUCAAAUCUCGCGAGCCCUGCAGAUUAUUAUUAUCCGGUCUGUCUAAAUAAUAUAUCGUGUAUACCUACAUAAACGUGAUAUAAUAAUACCAUAGUAUACACAUGACUGUACGUGACUGCAGAUUUCUUUAAAGCUUUAGUGAAUUUUUUUUCUUUAUUUUUUUUUUUUGUAAUUUAAUAUUUUAACAAAAUAUAUAUUCUUUGACCUAUGGCUAAACCGCGAUACAGUAUUUGUAUAUAAUAUUAUGAUUUUUACAGUGCAGUCCAAUGACAGAUUUAAAGUGGAAGAAGUGGUAAUAUGGCUAUCGCCUUUUGUUUUUUUUUUAAACUGUUAAUUAAAUUAUAUUAUAGAUACAUCUGAGGGAAGAUGCAUCAAAUGGUGUACGAAAGCUCGGAUUAACGUAUAGGUGAGGUAGUGCCUAAGGCACGUGCCUAAGGCUAGGUAAUAGCAGGGGCUGUUUUAUUUCUAAUAAUAUACAAUAACAUCCUGGAAUUAAGCGUAUUAAAAUGGAUUAAAUAGGUAAUGUGAUAAUUUUUAAUUUUAAAAUUUAAAUCACUUAUAAAUUAUAAGCAAAUUUUACAGCUAAUGUGUUGAUUAUGAUAUAGGUGUAUCAUUUAGAUGACUACAAUGAUUAUAAUGUGCCUAGGGUAUGGCUACGAUAGGACUAUGAUUGGGCUACGAUUGGACUUAUUGCGGCCCUGGAUGUACGUUUGAACGUAAAAAUAUAAUUGUAUGCUGCACGGGCCGUCAAAAAUAAAUCAGAUCUGACCCGACAGAAAUUCAAAGUUGAUCCGACCUAAUCUAAUCCGACACGAAAACCUGAAAAUCCAGCCCAAUCCGACUCGACCCGACCCUAAAAGUUCAUAAUUUGGUCCAAUCCAAUUGGAUCCGAAAAAUUCAUAAUUUAGCACUAUUUUCCAGACGAGAACAGAAGUGUCUGGGUCGGGCCGAAAUUCGGGUUGAAUCAGACAUCUUUAAUCCAAACCAUUCCGACUCGACUUCUGUUCGGGCCGACCCGGUUCUUGUAGGGAUCUAAUUUAUAUAUAGUGAAUCAAACCAAUUCUGGAUCCCCUCUUUGAAGUUUUAUGUUCAGUUACGGUCUUGUAAGUACUUAUGUGAUACCAGUUCGUCCCCUCUUAAAUAUAAGCUUCAGAUUCAUCACUUCAGCACACUGGUCUUUUGAGUAAAUUACUCCCCAGGACAAUAAUAUAAGUGAGCCGGUAUAGGUAUAUAUAGGCUUCAAGAUGAAAAACGAUUUCUCUACGCGUUAUGUAAUUUGGCGAAAAAUCGAAAAUCUCCCGACAAACUGCGGAAACUUUCAGAAAAGUUUAAGCUCAUUAUUUUCCGUCUCGGGUGCAUAUAUACGUUCUACCGUAGACGACUGCUGCAAUAGUUCGAUUGGAUUCUUUUACGAGCCGAUGCAAAAGUUUCAGACGACAAUAGACUCAACAUCAAUAGUAGAAAAAAAUAAAUAAAUAAUAAUAAUAAUUUUCUCCUCCGUAUAUGGUCUUCUUUUGUGCGACAACGUGACAAAAAAAAAAAAAAAAAAAGGCGGAAAAAGAAAUGUAUUUGUCAAACGAGCUUGAUGGCCACGCGCUUAAUCAACAAGCCUAUUCUUACAUUGACGGCGACAUGGAAUCCGAAGAAUAGACUUGACCCUUCACAAGUAAUUUUGUUUUGUUUUUUUUUUUUUUUUCUACAGAAAAAAAACCGAAAUAAAUAGGCUCCGGAGGCGUAUAUAGGUAGCCACGCGUAGCUCGGGCCACGAGGGAAAUAUUGCCGCCGCUGCGUACCCUUUUAAGAGACUCGUCGAGGUUCGUCGAGCAUAUAAUAAUAAAUCGCCGCAAUAAAGGUGCGAAAAUAAAAUAUCUACUGUACUACUCUACCACUAUAUGCACUGCAAUAUGCCCGUGUAUAUACGGUUCCGUGGCGAUUAUUCCGACGCUAAUAUAGCGAAAUGCUCUUAAUAUAACGUCUUAACGGAAAAAUGUUAGGUGUACAUAUAAUAUACAUACAUAGCGAUUUCCUAUGUCUCGUAAUUUCCGUAAAAGCCGCCGAAAAGAAAGCGCCGCGUGCAAUCUGUUGCUGUCCCCGGUGCGCGGACGGCGGCGAUCCCCAAGGGAAUGGCCGCCGGCGUAUUACACUUACGAACGGCGGUAAACAGCACUUAUUAUAUACAAAGGGAUUGGGGGGGGGGAGAGAGAAAUACGUUUCGAAACGCCUAAAAUUACUUUCUCCUCUCCGAAACAGGAAACGUAUAGGAAACCUAUAUAUUACAUGUACACACCUAUCUCGCCGGCUAUUACUGCGUCGCACGCGCCGGUGAAACGAAUGGCGUAACGCUAUAAUAAUAAUAGUAAUAACGAUCAGCGCAGAGAACUAAAUUAAUAUCGGUGUUACAGACGAAAUAACAAUUUAACGAUGUAAAUAUGUCAAUAUAAUAAUGUAUCUACGAAAUUCUACACACGUGUGUUUAUUACGCCGCCGUCGAUUCCGGUCUAUCGCACGCGUGUAUUUGCAGGAUUCGACAAUUUCCUAUGUGUAAUUUACGGGCGGAUGAUGUUCGGUCACAAUUUCUAUGGGGGGUGGGCCUCGGUGUUUUUACCGAUAUUUCACCCCGCGCCCGUUGGACAAAUCUUAAUUUGUACAUUGUCCUCAUAUUAUAAGGACAAUUUUUUUUUUUUUUUUUUUUUUUUUUAAACGGAUUUUAAAUUAAUAUAAUACCUACGUCAAAACGAUAUUUUAGAUUUUUUCAGAGUUUUUUUUUCUUAUAAAUUAACUCAAAACGGUUUUUAAAAAAAAUACAUAACUCAUAUACAACCUGCUCAUCAAUAAAUAUAAUAAUGUAUUAUCUGAAAAAUCUAAAAUUAAACAUCGAUAAUAAAAGUACCUUUGUAUCUAUUCAAUGCCUUCAUCAUCUAUGAAAUAGUAUGUGAUAACUGUUAAUAUUUUACGGGUCAAUUUGUUGUUAUUUAAAAUUCUAAUAAAGAUACAUUUUGGAAUUUUUUUCCAAUGAUUUAUUAUUAAAAGUGCAAAAAAAUUAAAUAACAAAAAACGAAUACACAUAAAUAUAAUUAUAUUGCCGCUACAUACUUUUUAAUUCCGUACUACACAUUUAACAUUUUGUACUACACAAAGUGCGUCUUACUACACACAAAUUUAGUCCCUGCCUAGUGUUUAUCUAUUUCUAACCGUGAUACUAAAUGUGUAUGUUUAAUUUUUAAAAUCAACAAUAAAGCUAUCUUUAUUUAUGAUUGCUAUUGGUUUAAAAAAAAAAAAAAAAAACGGUGCGUUUUGUCGAAUAUUGAUAAAAAUAAAUUCGUACGAAUAAAUGUUUGGCAAAUCAAUUAUAACAAUUUUGUAGAGACUAAAACAUUCCAUCACGACUUAAAAGCCUAAAUUGCCUCUCUGAAUCGCCUUAAAAUAUUACGGUUGUCAAACCCUGUUGGUACACGUUGCAUAUUCAAGUCCCUAUUAUGCAUAUGUGAUUCUUUUUUUUCGGAAGUAACAAUAAAAAUAUUUCGAUCGAAUUGCUUAGAGUUUAAUAAAUUCGGUUUUCAUGCAAGCCAUUGGGAAGUACAAUAAAAUUUGCAUAUUAGGAUAAAUUAAAAUCGUUCAACUUUCCUCAGUGCACGCAUGCGUAAUAAAACUAAUUUUAUAUUAACAACAAUUCCUCAUUUUUUUUUCUACAGAUUCUAAUUUAAGAUAUUUUUAUAUACUCAUCAUGUAUCUUAUUGCUGCAGAAGUUUGAAAAAUUAAAUUUUUUCGAAAAAAAAAAUAAUAAUAAUUCUAAUUGAAUCUGCAGAAAAAACGGCAAAUUCAUUUAAAAAUAAAAUAAAUUGUAUUGCGUACGCCCGUCGAAAAAGUUACAAAGUUUUCGUUUUUUUUUUUUUAUCCUCAAAUGUUUAUCAUUUCAGCACUUCUCGUCGUUUUCCGAAAUUUGGAUUUAAAUUCAAGUCCAUAUCUGGCCGAAAUAUUUAUUGUUACCCGUUGAAAACAUCAUCACACUGCACAGUAUAAAGCAAACACGAUAAAUAAAUACGACUCAAUCGCGAUAGAUAAUAUUUUUAAAUUUGUUUUUUAAUAUUAAAAUAUGACGAUGACGCUAAUAUAAUAAUAUUAUUAUGUGUGAUGAUAAAAUGAUAUUUUAAAUACAUAUACGUAUUAUAGAAAUAUUGUUGCUUCCCUUUUCAUAAUAGGUAAUUAUUAUUUACGCUUUGUGCUAGUGGAACAACAUUAUUCUUAAUAUUAUGAAAGGUGGCAGGAUUUUUUUUUAACACGACAUAGAUUUAAUGGCUUCAUUCAUUUUUACGUUUGUAAAUACUUCCUUGUCUAUUUACUAUUUAUGAUAUUAUCGAUUUAAACACAAUGACAAACGACGUAUUGUAUGUAUCGAUUAUAAAUAUAUUUCAAAUGUACUAGCGUUUACUUAUUAAAUAUAGACUUGAAAUUUAAUUUUACAUUCCUUUUUUUUUUUUUUAUCUAGUACCCAUAAUACAUAAUUUAUUUUUGUUUUAAACUAAAACUACGUUAGCGGCAAAACUUAACGAAAUAAUAAUAAUUAGUGAAAUUACAGACUGCAUAAAAACAACAUAAAAUUGUGCUAAAGAGAAAUUAACGUUUUCCAAUUGUUAUUAUGUUUAAAGUAUUGUUUAUAAUCGAUACGUUUUAUGAAUUUCAAAAAAACCGUUAUAAAUAUAUUUCGUUUACAUACAUAAUAAACGUUGGAAGAGUUUCGAUACGAAUGUCGACAAACAGCAUUGUAAAACUGAAACUAUUGAAAAUAUAAAGUAAACCGAUACCGUCAUAUUAUUAUGAUGUUAUAAUACAUUAAACAUUGUCGCAAUGUCACAUCGCUGGAACCAUUUAAUCAUUUAACUAAGUCGGUGUAUAAGAACGCAAGCAAAAAGCGAACAAAUAAAAGUGAAAUGGGAAUCGUUGCAGCGUUCAAGAAGAGUAAAUAGGUAUAUAUAAGAAGUCACCGUAAGAUAAAUAUAAGGCGUGUUUGUGACCCGACUGUUCAACGGCGUUUGGAGGCGUCGAGAGAACAAUUAAAUUUCCCGGAAACCGCAAAAAGUCAUUAUAGGUAAGUAUAUGAACCGCAAUUUGUUUAAAAGAAAAGUGGUGUACGGUAAGAGCAUGCGAAAUUAGGCAAAAGCGAUUUUGCGCUUUAAGGUUUUGUUUUACUUUUCUUGCUGAUGUAAACACGUUUCUAGACGGUGCAAGUAAUAAUAGUGAUAUUUAGGAAAUUCGAUACAGACAUUUUCUAUAUUCGUCAAACACACGGACGGGGUUCCCAAACUGUGGUUCGUGAUUAUACGUAUUUUUGAUGGGUCGCGUAAAGUUUGUGAAAUGUGUAUGUGUAUUGUGUAUAUUAUAGAACAUUAGUCGGUUAUCAAACUCUUUGCGUCUCGAGUUAACAAACGUUGAAGUGGAUAUCAAUGCAGCGAUAAAAAUAAAAAAUACAUAUAUAAAACAACUACGCCCUUUUCAUUAAAUAUAAAAUAAGCAUUCUUAUUUUUUUUUUUUAUCAAAUUAAUUAUGCCUCUUUACCGUAAUAAAGUUCAUCAAGUAUAUAUACGGUAUUACAAUAAAUGUAUUUUUAAAUAUUGUUUUUUGAUUCUGAGUGGAACGUAUGGUUUUACAAUCAUAUUUAUUUUUUUUUUUUUUAAACAGCUCUUUUACCAGCAAUUUUGCUCCGAUUUACAAUGAUAGCACUUUUUCUUAAAAGAAAUUUGAUUGGGAGGUAAUUUAAGGAGGUAAUUUUUUAAUUUUUCCAAAUUUUCCAAUAAAUGGGAAAAACUUAGGAAAAACAAAUGGGUUUUUUAAAUUACCUAUAACAGUGGCUAUACUCGUCUCCAUUAUCCUAGGACAGCUUUUUUAUUUUUAUAUCAAUAUCUUUUCUCUAUUUAUGGCUUUAUGAGCACAUUAACAAUUCAAAGUUUAUUAAGACUAGAGUCCGGAUUUAUAUUCUGUUAUAAGGAUUGAAAUACGAUAUUUAUAUGCUAAAAAAAUUGUUGAAAUAUUCUGAAAAAUAUUCUUAAUAUUCUUAAAAUAUUAAAAAAAAAAAAAAAUGAUUGAUUGUUAAUAAUUCUUAGAUCGCAGAUAAUAGAUUCUUAAUCUUAAUAAUUCUUAAUAUUUAUCAUCGUAUCGUGGUUCUGUGAUGAGUAUUUCAGUAUAAAAAUAUAUUUGCUCAUGAGUUUACGAACAAUAUUUCAUAGUAAAUGACUGAAUCAGUGACUAAAAAUAAACUAAACUAAAAACUUGACAAUAUUUCUGUAAUAUAAUCCAAUAUAGUGGAAAUGUGUUAAAAUAUUAUUUAAUAUGUGUACCAUAAGCUAAAAUAUUCCGAAAUAUUCUCUCAAGUCAAAAUAUGCAAUCAUAUGCAAAAACAACUUUUUUUUAAUAGAUUUUACAGAUUAUGAAACGCAAACAUUUUUUACUUCUAUCAAACAGCGUAUGAUGUUUGCUAAAAUAUGUUUUUGCAUACAAAUCUAGUCGUUACUAUGCGAUAAGUUACCAAAAUUAAAAUAAUUUCCAAAAUGAGUCGUAUAAUGAAAUGUUUGGAAGACUCUCGUCUAACAGAUAUUGUUAUAGAUACGCAGCAUAAUGUCAAUCGGAGCCAAUUUUCCUUCGAUCGAUGUAGCGAAGCGAUACAAAUUCAGAAAAUAGAUUCGAAUUCAGCGUAAACAUAUAGUGUAAACUAGAUCGAACAGCCAAUUUUUUUUCAAUUUAAUUUAAGUCAUAUAUUUUCCGAUCAUUGUUUUGGAAAUCAUGGAAUGAAAUUCAAAAAAAAAAAAAAAAAAAAUAGAAAUACCUAUGAACGCUUACAUUUCAGCAGGUUCAGAAAUCAAAAUUCUUGUAUAGUUUCGCGACAUCCGAUCGUACCGAUCGAAGGAAAAUCGGUUUAACAAUAUUGCUACGCCGAGUAUUAUUAUACGUUAGUCAAUGAAAUAAAAUAUCGCUAUCCAGUUACUCAUAACACCCGUUAUUUAUAUUUCAGUUUAUAUUUUUCAACAUUCGGAUUUGAUUGAAAAGAAGAAACACACUACCUUCUGCGGUCUCGGGGUUUUCGGGUCUUCGGUACGUGACUGAAUAUUAAUAUUCCGCGUCAAAGACUCGACAGAAUUCGGUAUAUUAUUCGGUACGACGUGUGCACCACCUAUAUGUGUGUUCGAGUGUUAUAAUAUACGCGUAUACACGAUAUUAUAAUAAUAGUGAUAAUAAUAAUAUGAUCGAACGGAUUGUUUGACGACACGUGGUACCGGAACGUUUUGGAUGCCGAGCCGCAUCCCGAAAGUUUGAAACUAUCUCAUAUUAUGCGCGCAUAUUACGCGAUAUGUACGCGCCCUCGUCGCCAGUGAAAGUUUUUCCGGAAUGGUAAUCGUAAUACUUAUACACGUAUACAGUAUUGCAUUGUAUUUGUGUACACUAUACAUACUGAUGUUUCAAAAGUCUUCGUCUGAUUUCGAAAAUCCCGUAUUUACAAAUUAUUAUUAUUACUGUAUUAUAAUUAUUAUUGUUAUUUAUUUCUACGAAAAGAUAGACGAGUAUGAACCAGCAUUGCCCAUGCACAGAACAUUGAACGAACGGAAAAAUUGAAAAACAUUGUUAAAUACUGUAAUUUGAUGCUUUUAAAACAAACUACACAUUUUUAAAAAACAACGAAAACAUUUCAGUAAAAAUAUUGUCAAGACCAUGUCCAUUGUGUCACCCUCCAUUUUGAGUUCGGAGUCUUAACCUAGGACAUUCGUAUUUGUGCUUAGCUAUUGCAUUCUUAAGUGUUAAUUCCCUUAAAAAAUUAUUCACAUUUCGUCCAGGGGGUAGGUUUUAAAAUAUAAUUAUGUUGGCAGAAUAUUUGUUUAGUGUCAGCCUAAAAAAAUAUUAUAUACCCAGCAUAUACCUACAUUAUUUAUCUGCAGAGUUGUAUUUAUGUGAUAAGAAAUGAAUUCAAAUGGUACUGUAACUUUCUAUAUGAGGUAUUCAUUUUUUAGAAAAAAAAAAAAUAUUUAAUUCAAUUUAUCGUAAUUCUAAGUUGAAUUUACUCCCGAUUCAGAGUGAAAAUGGAUAAAAAAAAAAGGUGGAAAUGGAAAAUCUGAUCUUGGGUUAUUUAUAGUAGAGUACAUAAUACAUUUUUAUUUUAUAUUUUUCAAUAUUACAAACACAUAUUUUUGUGAAUUUUUUCAAUAUUAUAAAAUUGUAUUUCAUGUACGUACAGUCUUUUCCGUGUUCAAUGGUAAAAAAAAAAAGUAGAGUGUAAUGUAAUAGUUUUCUAGAUUCUAGAUUUUUACAUUCUAGCGGAAUGUAUUAGUAUUAUAAUGAUAUUUAUUCUUUUUUCUUUAUUUGUAAAAAACUUUCUUGCCAAAAAUCUUGCUCCAAUGUAUCAAGUGUAGUGAAAGAAAAUUUUACGAAUUUUACAUCAAGUUCAUUAGAUCAUUUUUUGAUUUUCCAUGCGGUUUUUCAUAAUAAUUAGGAAAACCGGAAAAAAACGUAAACGAGGAAAUGUUUUAUUUUAAAUGUUGUUUUGUUGUAAUUAAAUUUGAAAUAUUUAAGAGAUUCGAAAUUUGAACAGAAAACUUAAAUUUUCCUUUUUUAGACGUGGUGAAAUUUUCAAAAUAUUUGAGCUACUUAUAAACAUUUUAAUUUUGUGAUUUUUGUACGUAAUUAUUAUUCGACAUGUACUCUGUAGAUAAAAUUGUUAGACUUAACAAAAAUACUUAAACAUUUGACAGAAGAUUCAUUAUAUAUCCUACAUAGUAGUAAAAAAAAUGAGUGUAAUUAUUAUUUGUAUAUAUUUUUUAUUACUUGUAAGAGUUUCAAAAUCAAAUUUUGACUAAAAUCGUAAACAUGUAUAACCGAACUUUGCCAUAUAAUAUGCCUACAAACUCUAAUUCAAAAUUGUACAGCGGAAAACAUUAAUAUUUUCCCCUACUACCAAUUUAUUGACAUAAACUUGUAUAUCUGCCAAACUUAGAUAGGAAAAAUAGCUAUGAUCUGUUAAUCCUAUUUAUAUUAUUUUUUCACUUUUUCUAUAACAAAACGCCUAAUAUGCGCUAUUAUAUUAUUUUCGUGAUAAAAGUUUUGCCUGAAUGCGAAAAAAAAACGAAAAAAAACUACUUAUUGUUUAGUAGGUAUAAUCUGGGACUUGAACUAGUGAAUUUUCGUUUAUAAUACAGCCAAACGUUUUAUUUCCCAACCAUUGUUAUAAUAACGACCCCGUGUUGCAAAUGCUCACGCGCACAAUAAUAAUAUAAAAAUUGCGCAUCGCCGUCGUCGUUGUGAAUGUGUAUUUUUCAUUAAGUUCACGUUCGUCAUCAACCCGAAUGAUAAUGGACAAUAGGCAUUGUUACUUGUAACUACCCUCCGUGAUACCCUAGGCAAAUUUUACAUACUGUGCUUCAAAGGUGCAUAUAGAGAGCUAUACCCUCUCUCAAAUCAAGUCCUUAUCAAAUAAAUACUAAACAUACAUAAUCAAUAUUUUAAGAGAUUAAGCAGUACAUUUCUCCCAAAAUAUUCGGGCAAUUUUUGCUUUAGAAUAGCACAAAAAGGUUAAAAAUGUCUUUUGUAAAUAAAUAGAUAAUAAUACAAGGUAGUUUUUUUAAUUUUCCAAGCAGCUUUUAUAUAUCAGGAAACCCCAAGAAAAAAGUAAAUAAAAACAGGAAAAAUUACGAAAAUAAUGCUUUUAUUUUUUCAAUUUUGUUGUUUGUUGUUGUUCUAAGAUUUUUGUUAACCAUAACGGUAGUAUUCAAGAGUAAAAAUUGUUUGCUUGCUCCAUGAAUUUACCCGAAGAUGACCCUGAAAUACGGACAUACUUUGCACGAUGAGUGGGCCACUGUUUUAGGUGAGUAAUGGGAAAAUUGGAUAAAGAGGGGAAUUUAAUUUAAAUUUGUACUCAACGGUCAACCAUUGCUAACAAAAAAACGAUUCGGCGAGAAGUUUGGGUAAAAAUAUUUUAAAAGACCGUAAUAUUUACAAUUUUGGUCAAAAUUUGAUAUCACAAAGUACGACUUAUAAUGAACGUCCUGUUAACUUGUCAAGUAUUUCUGUUUAGUCUAACAAUUUUAUCCACAAAGUAACUACUAAAUAAGAAUUACGUAAAAAAUUGGCAAAUUGAAAUGUCUAUAAAUAGCAUAAAAAUUUGACCACGUCUAAAAAAGCCAAAUAUAAUUUUUCUGUUCAAAUUUUAAGUCAUUACGAAUAAUUUUAACAGAAUUAUAACAAAAAAACAUUGAAAUACAUUUAACAUUUUACAUUUCGUAAAUUUUCCCGUUUUUCCAGUUUUUUCAUUUAUUAUGAAAACCGCUUGGAAAAUUACAAAAUGACUUCUCUAAAGUAUACUUGAUAUAUAAGAGCAAAAUUUCUAGUUGAAAAGUUGUUCACACAAAAAUUUUUAAAACACAUCAUUCUAAAACGAAUACAUUCCUCGCUACACUCCAAAUUUAAUACAUAAAAUUAUCAAUUGUCUAAAAAGCACCAGAAUGUUUUAAAAAUUUAAACACAUCUAUAAAGAGGCUAAUAUAUUACUUAUAUAGAUAUAUCAGUAAAAUUUAAAAAUUGUCUAAAUAAUUUUUUACUGAAAUAAUAUAUAAAAACGAAAUCGAAAACAAUGAAUCCGUUAUAUCCGUGGACUAUAGCUAUGUGACAUUUUUCUAAGCUUUUCUCCGGUUAUCCCAGUUAUAAAAACAAAAUAGAAGAAAUAUUAAAAAAUAACUUUCUCAAUAUACAAGUAAAUCCAAAAUUGUACAAAAAAACUUUCUUUGAAUUUUUUUAUUCGAGCAAGAUUUCUUGUAUAAAAGUUGUUCAGACACAAAAAAAGGCACACAUCAUAGCGAAACCAAUGCAUUCCUCGCUACGCUCAAAUCUAAUACGAAUUUAAAUUUGGCACCUUAAAAUUUUUAAUUUUUUCAGAACUCUUUAGUGUUCAUAGUUGAAUUACUGGUUAUUAUGUAUCUACAAUAAAAAUAUCGACAAUCCGCACCCGAAAUUUGAUUUUAAUAAGGAUUUAUAACAGAGCUUUAAAAUAUUUUUAAAACUUUAUAAUUUAACACUAAACGAAUAAUUUUUACCAAAUAGGUAGAUACAUUAAAUGUUGACCUUCGGCGGACUAAAAAUGUUCCGUUGUAACAUUUUUUCAUGAUUUUCAUAUCAAAAAUAUCUAAACACCGAAUUCCAGAAGAGAUUUCAAAGGAAAUGAAGCCUAACUUAACCUAUCGGAGAGUAGGAAUGCUAGACAGUGGAAGAGUGCGUGAACUGUAUUAUAGUCGUCACUUGCAGAUGACACGAUGUUCCUUUUAUAUCUUUAUGUACGUAUUUGCCGACAAUUUAUAUUAAUACAAAAGUGAUAACUCGAUUGUCAUAAUCAGAGACCGGAUUUAUAUGUUCUUAAAAGCCACAAAAAAAACACUUGAAAACGUCAAAAAGCUUUGAAAAAAAUCAAAAAACUUAAAAAAUGUAUAAAAACGCGAAAAUAAUAAAACGGGUUCAAUAGCCCCUCCUCUAACGGAUUUGAUAUAUAAAAACAAUUUUCUAACACCACAAAAAUGAUUGAUAAGAAGUAAUUUUUUGUUUAAUAAUACGUACAAUUUUAUUUAAAAGAAAUUAUUUUGUAUGAAUUAAUUUUAUAGUGUUAGGAAAUUUAAUUUAAUAAGUUAAAGCCAUUAGUAUGGGGGGACUUUUCAUCAAACUACCAUCAAACUCAAAACUGUAUAAACGUUCAGAUCGAAUAGACUGAGUUUUAAAAAAUAUAUAAAUUAACUUUUUCGGUAGAUGCCGACCGUUCCAGCUGUUAAACGACAUUUAUCAAAUUCACCAUAUACAAAGAGAUUAAUAAAUGACAAUAAAGUACGACAGUUAGACGAUAGGUCUACCCAAAAAGUUUAUAAAGACUACGUCUGCCAUAGAGUAUACAAAGACUACGUCUACCAUAGAGUAAAUUAAGACAACUAAGAAAAAAUGUUUAUUAUGUUAGUGCAACGGUAUCGAGUUUAAAUCCCAGAUAUCAUUAAUAAGUUUUUGCAAUUUCUCUACUUAUUCAAUUGACUUUUUAUACAUUUUCUUUCAUAAAAACCUUGUCAGGACAAUUACGAAUACAACAAAAAAAAUCAGCAAAUUUUCUUUCAUAAAAACCUUGUCAGAACAAUUACGAAUACAACAAAAAAAAUCAGCAAACGUUCUCACGUUCUCAUCGCAUCAGGUUCUCGCGAUGACCAAAGGGAAUAGGGAUUAAUUUAUAUAUAUAUAUAUAUAGAUGAACAAUUUAGAGAGAAACAAUUUAUUUUCAAAAUAUAAAAUUACAAAAUAUAAAAAAUUAAAAAAACUUUAAAUAUUACUCAAUAAUAUAUACUAUUAUAUGAAAUUUUUAUCUUUGUCGGGAUCCGAUAGCGAUAAAGAAACUAUUAUGUAACUAAAAUAACAAUGCAGUUAUUUUAAAAUUGUUCUCUUUUAAUCGUAAAUAAAUAUAUUUUUUCUUGUAAUUAUAAAUAAAAUGUAAUAGCUCGUUAAAAUAUUUCUACUUAUUAUUCACUAUGGUAAAAAUUAUAAAUAAAAUGUGUUGUUAUUAAAAUAUAUGUGGCUCACAACUUCAACCUCUACACAAUACAUAUUUUCUCGGUGAAUUUUAAAUUAAUUUGAUUUCUGUUUUUUCAACUAUUCUGGUUUCCAGUGUUCAUUUCUAUUCCUUAUACCUAAAACAUGUAUACACCUUGGAUUUUAACACAGAUUCGAAUGGAGAAUAUCUUUCUGGAAUAUUUGUAAUAUAUCAUAACACUAAUAUCGGAUAUUCCGUUUAAGAAUUAUAACAAUUCAAAAUUUAGACCGAAUGAUGGCCUAAGAAAGCCAUAUACUCUAUAUGAUUUUUCACGCACAUAUUCACUAUUCGAGACAAUGUUCAAAACGGAAUAGAAUUUCAAUAUGAAAAUCCAAAAGUGUAUACUUAUUUAAGAUUAUUUAUACGGAGUAAGGAUAACCAUUUGAUAUUGGUGUUAAAGCAAAGCUUAAAUGAUUCCACUAUAAUUUUAAGAAAAAAAAAGUGAUAUUACUGAUGAGUGUGCCACUACUGUAGGUGGGAAGUUGAGAAGGUUAUUAAGUUAUUCCAUUAAUAUUUGUAGGCAACGAUAAAUCAUUGCUAACAUAAUUCGAUUCUGAACGAAAUUUGAUUAAACAUUUUUGAAAUUUCUUCAAGGAAGCUAAAAAACUUCACUUAAAAUUCAGAAUAAUAUUUCAGUUAUAAUAAAAAAACCGAAAAUAAUGAUUUUUUUUCCAUAAUCUUUCCCGGUAUUUCUGUUUGUUUUUCCCAUUUAUUAUGGACUCUGUUAAACUAUUUCGAAAAUUAAAAAAUAUUAAUAUAGAAGAAUAUAAGAAUAUAAAAAUAUUCUUUCAGAACAAAUAUUCUACUCUAGAAAAUUGGAACAAGAUUUCUGGUAAAAAAGUUGUUUAUGGACACAAAAAGUGAAAAAAUAAAAGCACACGUAAUAAUAGAACCAAAACAUUUCUCAUCGCUGCGCCCAGAAUAUAAAACAGAAGUCAAAUUCAUUUAAAAUCCUCCAAGAAAAUCGCUGGAUCAUGACAUAAAAAAAAUCACUAUCUGUAUUAUCCAAACUUUGUGUCAAAACAUUUUCGAUGAAACUUUCGAGGCAAACUCCCCAUCUCACACAUAAUAUAUUAUACAUAAAGGGAAGUGGUAUAUAUGAAUGCGUUUUUAAAACUUUGAAAUCGAUUUCACGCAAAUUAAUUAUUGUCAUCGCGCGGCAAUAACAGUCAUGUAUGUAGUUAUAUACCUUUGUGUUUUAAACAAAAAGCGUAGAAGUAAAAGUAGAAUGUUACAGAUCCUCCUCCUCCUAGAUUUCGCAUUCACUGAAACCCAAACAAAAUAAUGGACACGAUGGCUAUAUUAUAUAAUAAUAUCAACAAAAAAAAAAAAAAAAAAAAUUGAUACGAAACGUUUAAAAUAAUUAAUAUUUAUGAAUUUUGCGUUUUGAAUAUUAUAUUAAAAAUUAACACAUUUAUUUUGAAUUUGUUUAAUUAGCAUAUUAUUAUAACAGGUAUAAUGCAUGGUUAAAAAGUGUUUCCGAUGAUGACGUUUUUCAAUAAAAUAGUAUUAAUUGUUUCGACAUCAAAAUUUAGCUGCCAAUUUAUCGUACCUGUUCUCGUGUUUAUUUGUCUGUAUAAUAAAUUAACGAAAAUUCAGUAAUGCGGUUGACGAAUUUUACCGCCGACACUGCCGCGCUAAGUUGACAUCUUUCUGGCGCCUUGACAAUAAUAUAGUAUUUAAACUGAAAUCGAAAUAUUAUACGCAUUAAACAUUUUUCCCCUUAUCUUUUCAAAUGUUCGUGUUCGUGGAUUUCGAGCGAACAGGUAUUUAGGAUAUUAUUAGUUACGUAUUAUACAUUGCGAGAAACUCACAUCGUUUAAAUUUGAACUGAAAUUUAGUAUUGUUUUUUCUUUUAAGAUUUUUAUGUCAGAUAAAAUGAAAAUUUGGCAAAUAAAUACAAAUAAUAUUUAGCUGUCCCGUACUGAAUUGAACGGAAAAAAAAUGAAAAUUGGUUUCCCCGCGACUUCCCGUUAACAUUCCGGUCCCUAUCACAGCUAACCGUUAUUGUCCGAUAGUGUAUUCUUUUUAAAUAAUACUUUCUUGCCCGUGACAACCAAACUAAUAAUGACCAGUUUUUUUUCCAUCCGUGUCGCCAAGGUAACUCGUCAAUCAGUUAAAAACAAAUUUAAUUUUUGUUUCGAAAAUACCGUGAACCCUGUGGCAGCCACCUUUUUAAUAGUCGAAAUCCGACUUCGAAGUGCAUAUUGUAUGAACCCGUUCAUCCGCUUCUGUUUGUCAAUGUCCAAUCCUCUGCGCGCGAUUUCGGCUGUGCCCCGUGCCAUCACGCACAGAUAAACCAACACUUUUUGUUUUACUUCAAUACUAUUGAUAAAUUCGAAUAAAUCAAACUAUUUUUAUUUUUUCAGUACAAAAAAUUAUAAAACUUGUUCAUACGUGAAUAAUAUAAAUACAUCAUAUAUUAUUGAGAAAAAUGUCCGUCCGAAGUUCAAGUCCACAUAUAUAAUAUAAUAUAGAAUCAAACUAUAUAAACGAAAACGCAUAAACGUGAUGUUUUUGUUAAGAUCUAUAGCUAAACCGGCGCACGCCACGCGAGGGGUCCGUUGAAUCCGGCUUAAUUUAUUAUUCAGUCAAUUUCGUACUGCUGCAUGGAACCCGCGCUGAUUUCGGAUUUGAUAUUGUGCCUUUGAUUUGACCAUUGUUAGCUCUGCCAUAAUAGACGCACUAAUAUCAACCAAAAAAAUAAAAAAGAAAAACCUUUUUUUUAAUACGAUUCCUACAGUAACGAUAAGUAAUAUACUACUCCGAUUGUAUACAAACGUAUGCAUAAUAGGUAUAAAAGCUGACUAGACAUUACGUCCCCCUCACCCCAAUAUACAUUACCAUUGUUUGGCCUACGUCCAAUAACCACUAUACAAAAGACUGCAGUUCUCCUAUACUACCAUUUCGCGUAUAAAAACUCCAUCGGACGACGUAACAACCACUAGUGAAUCUUUAUACUAUUAUAGAUUAAUAAUUAACUAAAUCAAUCUAAAUUUAUUUCUUAUAUUAAGAUCGUAUAAACCAUCCAUGGUUCAGAGCUACAGUUAAAUAUAUUCAAAGACUAUAAUAAUAUCUUCUCUGAAUAUUUUAUGUUUAACGGAUCCCCAAGCACGUUACACUUAGCGUUGCUUAGGGUCAGACCAUCGUCCGCACGUUCCAUGGUCCAAAUAGUAAAUCCGAUUUCCUUUGACCAUUAAUUUUUCCUUUGAGUCUGUUUGUCUGAGGAUUAUUGUCACUUCGUUCCUGAACGGGUAUUUUUUACAAGGUAAGGUCGUUAAUCCAGGUUCAAAUCCCAAUCUGUGAGGUAAAUCCACACCAACCAACUAAUGUUCAUUGUGGAGGCUAUUUCAACACACUUUUUAAUGUGUGUGGGCGAUGGAAACGCCAAUUUCCCUGAGUCAUUGACUGAAGUCCGUGAGCUUAUCACACCCGUUAAAAAUGAAGGCUCCCUAUGGGAGGGACAAUAUAAUACACCUAAUGAAAAUAAUACAUAUUAUUUCUUACUCCCAAAUAAUUAGGGCUCAGGCUUCGUUUGAAAUACUUUGUUUCAGAUUUGAAAUAUGAUUUACACAACAACGCCACUGGGCGUCUUUUAUCUUAGGAUAAAAAUAAUAGCUGAAACAUAGACUUUAAAAAAUUAAACCUCUCUCAAAUGACCAAUGGCUAUUUCGGCGCAAAAAAAGCUGAUAUCCAACGAAGAUGGCCGACGCCCAUUUCGUAAACCCCGGUCAAUCGAUUGUAAACACGAGCCGCCGAGUGAUAAUAAUAUAAAUUGUUAUAAUAAAUAUUAUUGUUUGAAUAUUAUUAUUCGUAUGGCCUGGCCUGUCGAAAUCAAUGUCUGCAUAGGUACGAUGAAUGUUUCUCUGAACGACGGGACUACUAAUAUUAUUGUUAAAAUUAACAUAGCAACAAUAACGUUUGGAACGAAAUAAUUAUAAUAAUGUGCUGACCGUGCUGUAUUAUAAUAAUAUUUUCUCACGUAAAUAUAUCACGCGUCGUAGCAAUAAUGUGUUCGCGUGUACCUACAUGAGCGCAUUGUGAUGAUUUAGCAAGUUAAACAUAAAAUUUAAAAAAAUAACGACUUUACGACGUAGCGGGAUGACACAUUUCGCCCGUACCUUUUCUGCUUCGUCCGACGAAAUUUGUAUCGUUUUAAAAUAUUUAUAUAAUAUUUGGCAAUGCAAUAAAAACCAAUCCAUUACGAAUAUUUCGUACAGGAUAUAGUACUAGUAUAAUAACUACUAAUUCGGUUACUGGAGUUGUAGUUGGGAAAUCGGGAAGAUAUAUAUGGCAAUUUAGUUAAUGUAAAAAAUAAAUUGUAUGCAACGUUAAAUUGUUCAACCGAAAAACGAUUCUGAGCAAUUUUAUUGAGCCUUUUUAAUAGGCGUUCAAAAUUAAAUUCACAUGCGUGUGAACAGUGUACAAAAUUUCGUGAUUUUUACAAUUAAAAAUUAAAGCACGAAGAAGUAGAAAGAGUUAACUUAUAAGUAUCUAUUCAAUGUAUAUUUCACGAAUAUUUUUCGCUAAAUUAUGAAAAAACACAAAAUUUAAACUAACAGAAACCGUAAAGUAUUUUCGUUUUUCCGAUGUUUUUCCUGGUUUUCCCCCUUUUUUGAAGAAAAUUAAUAGGAAGAUAACCAAAUUAUCUCCUCAAUGCAGCAAGUAAAUAAUAAGAUGGCUACCAGAAGCCAUCCCUGUAGUUUGUGAUCGGAGCAAGAUUUUCGAUCGAAAAAAAUAAAAAUUAAAAAAUACAUCAUGUCAUAAAACUAAUAUGAUUAAAUUUCUCAACUCGUUUAUGCAGAAUCCGAAAUAUACGUUCGGGUUUUUUUUUACAUGCGUAGUAACUAAUAUAUAGGUACUAACAUACCAAUUUUUUAUUUGUCUAACUAAAGGUAAAGCAUUUCGAAAUCGAAAAUAGGUUUGGUCUAUUAAACAAUAGAUUAUGAACAGAGGUCAAUGAAAGUCCCUAAUAACCCCCUUCUCAUAAAUACACUACGCUGGUGUCGUAAAUGAAAUAAAUAAUAAUAAAAAAAAAAAAACGAUUAACGGCGUAAUAAUUCCGCAGGUAACACUUCGGUACUGUUGACCGUGUCGUUCACCGUGGAGCGGUACAUAGCCGUGUGUCAUCCGCUACGCGGCCGCAUCCUGUGCACCGAGUCCCGGGCCAAGCGCGUCAUCAUCUUCGUGGCGCUGUUUUGUAUCGCGUGCACGGCGUCCACUCCUCACGAGUGGUCCAUAGCCAUCAACCCGAGCACCGGCAAGUUCCAGAAGAGCAGCACAGAUUUGGGCAAGAACGACAUCUACAAGAAGGCGUACAAUUGGUUUUGCAUAGUGACGUUUAUAUGCGUGCCGCUCCUGGUGUUGGCCGUGCUCAACUGGUUCCUGAUCAACGCGGUCAACCAGAGCCGCAGAAACCGAACACAGCUCACCUGUCAAGUAAGAAGGCUAUCUGAGCAUAGAAAUGCGUACGACAUUGCCUUUUUCAUUGUUAAUAAAAUAAAUACGUGUUGAUAUUUUUUAUUUUAUUUGCAAACUACUACGUCCCAUUUUUAAUAUGUCCCAAUAUUGCCCUUAAAUAAAAUAAUAUAAAUCCGUUUAUAAAUGUUAAAUAAAAAAAUUAAAAGUAUAAUAAAUAAAUUAGACAUUUUAAAAUGGUAUCCCUAAAUACUUAUUUUCUACUUUUAAUAAAUAUUUUAGUACAUCUUUAGGAUAUUUAUUUGUUGAAUAUUCGUCGUAAGCCAUUAUGGUUGCAUUCAUUUUUCGUUUCAUUUCAUCUUUCUAAAAAAUUCAUUUUUUUAUGACUGUUGGUUUCAAUUGACCGUAAAGCACAGCGAUUGACGAAUAUUCACCCCGGCUUCACGCACUCGUGUAUAGUAGCAUACAAUUUUUUCAAAAGACGGGUUUUUUCAUCGGGUAAGAACACGGCACCCCCGGUACUAUCUACGUGGAGGCGCACAAAUUUUGGGAAUUACCCAUUUGCGCUAAAAAAAAAAAAAAAAAGGUACUUUUAUUUCCGAUGGCCCAUUUGUGCCAAAUUUACCUGCGUAAAUUGCACGAUUAUACGAUUACGCGAUUACGUAUAUUACACGAAUUAUUUUUAUUUAACUUCUUUAUAAGUUAUUUUAUGUUACUUUUUUUUUCUUUGAUAAUAAUAAAUAAAUAUAAAUUUUUAUUAAAACAACGUUUACACGAUUCAACAUAAUAUUCAAUUUGUUGUUAUUAUAUUUAGCCUUUAAAUAAAUACAUUUUGAACAAAUAUUAAAAAUCAAUUUUUACAAUAAUUGUCAAUAAAUUUACAAAUUGUUUUCAAAUAAAUAAUAAUAUUCAAGAAUUCACAUUCAAAUGUUUUUAAAAAGUAGUUUUGAAAAAAUUAUUAUUAAUAAAAACUACUAAUACUAAACUAAUAUUAACUAACCUAACCUGAUGUUUAUUGUAAUUAAAUGCCUCUAUUUUCACACAUUUACACUGUGUUUGAUUUUUGUUUUUAUAGUUUUCAAUUGCUUUUAUAGUUUUAUUGUACCGAUUUUCCCAUGUUUUUCCUAUUUAUUGGGAAAAAUUCUGGGAAAAUCAAAAAAAAAGACCUCUUUAAAGUACUACCCCAGUCAGAUUUCCUUUCAGAAGAAGUGCUACACUUGUAAAUCGGAGCAAUAUUUCUGGUAAUAAUGUUGUUCACAGAUAAAAAAACAUAAACAUCAUUGUAAAACCAUAAGCUUCUUCGCUCCGCUCAGAAUCUAAAAUAACUUUCGUGUAAUAUACGUAAUCGUGUAACAUACGCAGGUAAAUUUGGCGCAAAUGGGCUGUACCCAAAAGCGCAAAUGGGCUGUACCCAAAAGCGCAAAUGGGUGAUGUCCAAAUUUCCCUCCGCCUACCUGACCCUCAAAAUUUCCUAUCGUGAAUUUUUAAUCUAAAAUCUCAAUAAUUUCAAUAUUAAAUUGAAUUAAAAUAUUUACUUUUUCUGGAUGCGAAAAUAGAAGACCAAAUAUGUACGUAAGAUAUUUUCCAAUUUCGUUGUCUUUUGAAUAUUCCGUAGGUAGCUGAACCAUUUUGUUUGCCAAAUGUGGCCAAACUUCACAUUUUGCAUUAUGUAUAGAUUUUUCAAAACCCGCAAAACAAAACUUUGGUUCAAAUACUUCCAUGGACUUCAAACAUUGGUUAAGUAAUUUUAUGAUGCUUGACUUUUUUUAUCCUUAGCAAAAAAAUGCUAAAGGUUUAUAAUAAUUAUUAUGAAAUCCAAGUAAAAUCCAUGAUAUUUUUUAACAUUAUGGAAAUCGAUAUAAUAAUAAAUAGUACACAUACUAUCGUUUUAUCAAUCUAGGUGUGCUACGUGAGGCAAUUCGAGUAAACUAUUUGUGUAUAUAUAUUGUCGAAUUACUUCCAAAAAUACCUACAAGCAAUUCAAGUGAAAAAAUGUCACCUACCUAAAUUUGCCAGGCAAUUCGAGAGUCACCGUCUACACAGAUGGAGCUGACACGCUAGGAAUUUGGGAAUUUCCCUCAUAUAAACGCUUCUCCCCUUCGCGUAUAGGCCCGUACGGAGCCGACAAAAUUCAAAAACCGAGUAUAACGAAAUUUUCGGAUUCAUGAAGUUCGCAGUUUUUGCCGACCCGUAGUGCAGCUGCAAAGCUAAAAUACGAUUGUAGAAUCGAAAGUUUCUGUUAACUCCGAGUUAAGAAGGCCACGUUUCAUACAAUAGGUUAGAAAAAAAAAAUGCUGUUUCCUACAAAUUCACAUCACUAAUUAUUAAUAUUCGGGUGGGUUUUAUGCGAUGAUGUGGACUUUACGAAUAAAUGUCUCCUAGCGUAUUUAUAUACAUUUAAGUUUCAAUAUUGGAUAUAGGUAUAGAUUUAUUGGCGACACGCUUUUGUCCGAACGUAUUUUCGUAUUUUGUUCUUCGGAGGUUUUUUUUUUUUUUUUUAAUUAAAUGUCUAAUACCGCGAUACUUAGCUGUAGCUAUAUUAUAUAAUAAUGUGGAUUACACGCUACACACUAUUAAUCAUGCCUUAGACGCGAGCAGGAUAGGUCAGCCCAUAAAUCUUUAAUUUUCGUCCGUAAAAUGUAAUCCUAAUGAAAAUACCGCGUUAAGAAAAAUAUGUUGUUUUUUUUCUCAACACGGUUCACGCACAUUUUAUAUUUUCAUAUUAGGUCCACUCGUGUUUAUAACAACCACCGGUCCGCGGUGUUGGCGGUUUACCGCGAUUUCUAUGAAAUUAACAUUUCACUAGCGCCGUCUACCGACCUAUAUACAUAGCAUACUAUAUAGGUGCAUAAUACAAUAUUAUUACAUAAAAGGUACACCUUUAUUAUUUUAUGAUAAUUUAACGAAUUAUUUUUCAAGUGUUUUUUUUUUUGCCUUUUUAAACUAUCGCAUCAUUUCAUACUUCAAACAUCGUACUAUAAUACAAAAUGUCCAUUAAAUAAUACGAUUAAUACUAUGAAAUAUGUUUCGAAGAACUCAACAAGAUGGUACCUGAUGCAGGGUGUCCUACAGUGUUAUCCUUAUGCAAAUAACUCUGUCAUUAUUAAUUGUUUAUUAUUUUCAUCCCUUAAUAGGUACGAAAAAAAUUAAUAUCCAAUAGAAGAUAAGGAAUUACUGUGCUGAUUGUGAUUCCUUAUCGCGUAACGUGUUAUUCUACUGACCAUUAAUUGUUUUCACGCCAAUUUUCUAGAAAUUAAAACGGCUAUUACUAAGAAAGUAUUGAUCGGAUAUGAAAUGUAUAUUAUACAUUAAAAUGUUUAGAAUAAUACCUCUGGCUUUCUAAAUAAUUAAGUGAUGAAAAUAAAAUGUUCUCUGGGCGGUACUUUAGAGAAAUCAUUUAUUGAAAUUAUCAUUAAUCUUGUAUAAUGAGGAAAACUUGGUUCUUUAGGUUAAAAAAGAUUGAAAGAUUAAAAAUAAGGUUGUCAUUGGCAACCGUUUUUAUUUAUGUUUUGAUAUCAUUAUAUUAAUUUUUUUUAAACAAUCAUUGUCAUCGAAACGCGCAUUAUUGAAAAAGCAAUACUAUUGACCGAGCUAUAUUAAAAUAAAAUAAAUUUCGAUUUCAAUACAUUCUUUUUAUUUUAAUCUUUAUAUUAUAUUUCUUUAUUUUGUACUUAAGCAUCACUAUCAACUAAACUCCGUUCAGAAUAGUUUAUCAUUGCUUACAGAUAUACUUUAAAUUCCCUUCUGUAUCCUACCUUCCCAACUUCCCACUUACAACAGUGGUUGCACCCACGUGCGAAGUAUGUCCGUCUUUUUUUAAAUUUAUUUGUGUACAAACAAUAUAUAUAAUUACAAUAAAAUACGUCACAUAUUUGUAUAAAUAUUGAAAGAAAAUGUCAGAAGUGAGGUUGGGAUUGAGGGGGAUAUACCGUACAUCCCUCCAAUUCCUCUGUUUGAACACGUCAUUCACGUGUAUACAUAAAUGACAUUGUAAUACAAUGAUGAUUUAUAAUUCAAAAAUAAUUUACCUCAUGACGUAAAGACGUAAAAUUACCAAAACGUUGAUUGACGUAUAGGUGAAUUCAAAUCAGAGCCGUGUUAAUGGAGGGUGGAGAGUAAUGGAGACAUUUGUCCCGGGGUGUCGAAGCUUUUAAAAUUGUUAAGCGCUCUGCUCAUUAAUACUCGAACUUUAAAUAUAAUUUAAAAUAACCCGGUAUUAUUAUAUCACUUGUUGGUCGUUUUAUUUUCAAAAACACUUUGUUUAGUGAUAAUGAAUAUUGUAUGGUAAUUAAAAGUGCAACCUAGUAACGUUUAACGCGUGUUCCUGUAAAAUAAUUUAAGACUCAGGAAGGAUCUAAUUAUUGGGGGAAUAAAAUGUUGAAAUUUGAAUAUAAAUUUAACGAAAUUGAAACAAACAAAAACAAUGAAUUUGCGUGAAAUUUUCGCCAAAAUCAUUAGGCUUAAAAGGGCUGCUGAAAAUUGAAUACCCCGUAGGUCACCAAAUGGCUUAACAUGGCUCUGAUUACAAAUCGAGUAUUAUAAUCCAUAAUGCAACGCCGUGGUGCGUUUGCACGGGUAAAUUUAAUUCUAGGUUACUAUAUAUUAUAUUAUAUCUAAUUGUUCAGACCCCGUGACCGAAAUAUUUUAUAAUAAAUACGAAUGCAGUACACGGUGUACAUACAGUAGUUGUAAAGCAUCGAUCUUCAUGGGUACUUUUCGCAAAUUUGUAAUACCCGUUUGAGUCCGUUUCCGUAAAAACCGACGAAUCGCAACAAUACGAGACGUAAUAGUAUAAUCAUUUACCCGCCCCCCCCUUCAUUAUUUUAUAUAUUUUAAUAUCGAUGGGUGCCGAUAAUUAUGUACCUAACGUGGAUUGGUAGUCGUAAAUAAUAAAAAAAUAUAUAUAUAUAUAUAUAGUUAUAACCGGGUUAUUUAAACGUUCGUUAUCGCUAUAUGCACGUACAAUAAGAGGUACUUGUAGACGUGCAAAAAUGACCCGAAUGCCCCUGUUUUUAUAUUGAAAAAAAAAAAUUACUCGAAAAAUUAUAAAAUCCUUCGACCGAUAAUAAAUUAUUACGGAAUACGCGGUACAGGAACGCAAAAAUGAGUAAUUAUAUAAUUUAAUAAUUACAAUAUAAUUUCGACCGCAAUGUUAUACAACGAAGAGCCCUUCUUUCCACCCGUCCAUCCGGGGCGAUAUUAAAUCUAUUAAUAUAUUAAUGUUUAAUCGUUUUUUUUUUUUUUAUCGAAAUUAAAGAAUAUUUUUAAACUAAUUAUGUAUGCCGAUAAAUAUAUAAGUACGCGUUUUUAUUAUAGGGAAAUUAACAAACGCGAACUUCAGUAACUCUAAAAUCGAUAUCGUACGAAAUUAUGAAUAUAUAAAAAAAAAUCCAAAGUAUACGAAACAAAUUAUACUUUUAAUUUUGUAUUUAUAUUUACUUUAAGUAGGUAUGUCCAAACCGCUCGAUUUAAUGGAUUUAAAUAGAUGUAUAUAUAUAUAUAGAAAGAGAGAGAGAGAGAGAGAGAGAGAAAGAGAGAGAAUAAAUAAAAGACAAAACAAAUAAAAAAUCAAAUUAAGGAAGAUGUUAUAAAAAAAAGGGAAUAUUUAAUAAUACAAAAAAGAUUAUGGAUAAAUAUAUACCUAGUGAAAAUAGUGGAAGAGAAACAAGAGUUGAGUAGGAGAUUGGCAUCGGAUAGAAACAGAUAAUCAAGAACUCGUGUAUAGAUAACUCAAUAGCAAAGUUCCCCCGACGACGAAAAUUGUUUUAGCUCUCCAGAGAGAUAAUACGUAGGGUUUAGGUACACGUAGGCACUAUUUUCAAAUAUUAAUUUAUCAUCUCAACAUAGAAACGAAUAUAUGCAGACUGCACGAUGCAGUUUAUUCAUAUCCUUUCCGAAUAUUUCGUGGAUGUAAACGUUAAUCUGUUUCAACGUACAAACCGUAUAACCGAUAUAAAUAAGUAUUAUGUAUAAGACAAUUUGUUUAGAACAAUGUUCUAAUAACGAUUGAAAUAUUCAUGAAUAGAAUUCACUUAAAAUCCUCCGAAAAAAAAAAAAUCUGUACGGUAUCGAACAUGAACAAUAUAAUAAAAUAGUAAGCUAAAAAAUGUAUUGUACAAAAUGAUGGAAAUUCGGAAAUUUUAUCGAAUGUAAUAUUAUGAGUAUAUUUCGUGAUUAGUGCACAAAAAAUAUUUUAUUGUGGAUCCAAUCGGUUUUUUAGUAUAUUUUAAUUUAUAAGGUAAACAAAUAUUAAUAAUGAUACAAUAUUUACCUACUAUACUGAGUCAUUGGAAUUGAUUAAAUCGCACACACGACAUACGCACUGUAAAAUAGGUGUAGGUACCAUUAUAUAUAUUUUAUAUACGGUACGAUGAACAUUUAUUUUUUUUUCACCCGCUUCAAGUUUAGUGGACCUUUUUUGAAAACAGUGUCUAAACGAUGCGCCAGACUAAAAGGUUCGAAUAAGUAGGUGUACACAAAAAAUAAAAUAUAUAUAUAUAGUGUAUUUCAAUGUUUCAUGAGUAAAGUACCGUUACUCUCUUACAAACAAACAAAAAACAAAAAAAAAUUCCCAUGUCCACGUGGACAGUUAUCAAAAAAAACAUAUAUAACUGUUAUUUCCGCCGAUUAUUUUGUACGCGAAAUGGUUGGAACUUUUCCCGGUUUUUUUUUCUUAUACCUACUACAUGGACACUCUUCGAGUAAUUCGGUCAGUUUGGUACAGUUCCAGAUUGUUAUCAGCAUAAUAUAGUAGUUCUCUUAUUAUUAUUUUUUAUAACGCAUUAAAGUAUUGGAUAUAUAUGUCUAUGCAUAUUUUUCAAUAUCAACACACAGAGGCGCCGAAAGUUGAUUUUGCCUAUGAUAAAUGGCAUAGGUAAAUAAGUGGGUGGGUCGGUUUAUAGGUGGGCAUAAUGUGAAGAAAAAUAGGGACUUCAGUUUGACUGUAAACAUUUGACUAUAUUAAGGUAUAAAAAUCACUGUUCUAUAUUGUUUCGAAGAAAAUUAUUUUUGUUAGUGGGUGGGAUGUGUGCCAUAGGUGGGUGGGUUAAUUGACUCAAAAUAUAAUUGUCAUAGGUGUUUCAAAAUACACCGGCGCCCCUGUCAACACGUACAAUUCAACCAGUUUAACUUGCUAUGUAGUUUAACGAUUUAUGUUCGUUUAACAAUUAAAUAGGGAUUAUGUAUAUAGGAAUUCGAUCUAAACUAUUACAGACUGAGAAAUUUAAUUAACGAUUAUUUUUUUCUAAAAACAUACAAAAUAUUAAUUAAUGUAUUCUUUUUUCUUUUAAGCCGGUAAACCCACAAACUACAACGAACUUUAUUAUUAUUAUUAAUACUCGGUCAUAACAAUAAUUAAUAUUGUGGGUCGUCAUACAAAUUUACUGAAAUUCGUUCACAAAAUGUAUUGAACUUUUUAAGAUUUUAGGAGCAUUACACCGGAAAUUUGUUUAAGACAUUUACUAUUUAAACAUACUAUUCGUGUUAGAUAGAUCGAAUUGUCUGUUUAAAAAGCGUUUGUCAAACAUAUUUUGUAUUGAAAAAGUUUUUUCCAGGAAAAACGAAAAACAAAAAGGCACUCGUAUCACCAUGGAUAGGUAAACCUACGUAAAACAAUAAUAUAUCAAAUUACUUUGUCUUGCAAAAUUUGAAAUAAUAUUGUAUCAAUGUAUAAUUGGUGUAUGAAUAAGGUAUAUAAUAGAUUUCUAAAGUUCAAUUUUUAAAGAAUUAUUGGAAAAAAAAAUGGACGAAUAUACUUCGCACAUGGGUGCAGCCACUGUUGUAGGUGGAAAGUUGGGAGGUAGAAUACAGGAAUUUAUUGUAUAUCUGUAAUAAUCAAAUAAUAAAUUAUUUCUAACGAAAAAAUAAUUCUAAACCGAGUUCAGUUGAUAGUUUAGCUUUAUCGACAAUAUAUAAAUAUUAUAUAAUGGUAACAUGAUUACAAAAAUGUCCGUUUCCGUGACAACAAUGAAUUUUUAAAAAAGAUUAAAAUAAUAAAAACUUAAUAAUAACAAAAAAUAAAUACGGUUUCCAAUGACAAUCUUAUUUUUAAUCUUUCAAUCUUUUUAAACCUAAAGAACCGGGUUUUCCUCAUUAUCUCAAAUAUUAAUGAGAAUUUCAAAAAAUAACAUUUUUAAAGUUUCACCCAAAGAACACCUCCUUUCAGAAAUGAUGCUAUACUUGAUAAUCGGAGUAAGCUUUCUGAUAGAUAAAGCCUUCACAAAAAAAAAAAAUAAACAUCUUUGUAAAACCACAAUACAUUCUUCACUAAACUCAGAAUCUAACACUGUAACAUCUUAAAAUUGUCCUAAAUACAAAAUACAAAAAACUACCCAUCUUUUACUGUAUAUACUUCACUACUGUGUCGAUAUAUUACCGAUUGGUAAUAUAACAUACCUAUAGUUGUUUGUCCGUCAUAUGACUACGAGUCAAAGCGGUUAUUGAAAUAAUGUUUAAAAUGGCUUCGGCUGAAUGCAAAUACUGCGAAUUUUUAUGGUGAAAACUCUUUUCAUUCGAAUUUUAAUGAAACCAAACGUUUUAACUUAAGUUUUAUUUCGUUGUUACAUUACGGAAUCAUAACGAAAUACUAAUAACAUUUUUAAAUAAGAAAUAAGAAAAUGCGUUACAGACGGAUUUCGGCUUUUAUUAUUAAAGAUUAUUUAUAAUUCAUAGUACCCAUCACCCAUCACUACCCAUUGACCUGCAAUGGACAUAGGUAUAGAAUAUUUAUGACUUUCAAUUAUUUGUAAUAGGCUGACAUGGAAAAAAAAAAUUGCAAUUAGGAGUGAAUCGGGAGUUGAAAUAAAAAUGUACUAAUUGGGAUUUUCGCAAUUGGGGAGUGGUGGGUUAACACCCAAUUAUCCCUCGCCUCUUAUCUACGCGUCUACUAUUGGCACUAUAGUGUCAAUAAUUGACGUAUUAUACAGCAGGGAAAAUCUAAACUAUAAUUAGCGAUUUAAUUUGUUUUUAGGAAAAUUCAUAUAUUUUGGAGAGGUGAACAAAGUUAUUUCGAGUAAAAUACAUUAUUUUCGCAACACUAUACACCUACUAAAAAUCUAAAAUUAAAUCACAUUUAACACAUUAUAAUAAACACGCUUGUUGAUACACUGUAAUAGGCACGCGCGUGUAUAUUUUUAUAAAAUAUACCAUCAGAGUAUAUUUUAUCAUCCUUAUAAUACCUCUUAUUAUACAGAUAACUUUUCGGAUAAAAACUGCAGUAUAUUUACAUUUCCAGAAUAUAAAUUCCUCGUAAAUACAUAAAAAUACGGCGUUUCUCCCAUUAUCGUACGAACCUACUAUUAUAUUUAUUAAUAUUUAUUAUUUUAAUUAAAACGCGGAUUUUUAUGUAAAAACUUGUUUUUAUUAAACGUAUAUAAACUGCAACUAUACUUAUGCCAUGAGAGUGUUACAACAUUAUAGUAUAUCUACGAGAUAUAAUUUUGUGUACAGUACAUUUUUUUUGUUUUUUUGCAUACCUUACACCCAUAUAUUUUAGUCGAUUUAGACCUAAAAGUCAGACGAAACUGAAAGAAUCGCGUUCGUUCAAUUUUGAAAUCGGAUCACGGUUAUUUAGAUUCUUUAAUGGGAUAUGUUGGAAAUAAAAAUGUAAUUUUUUUACUGGGAAUUGUAAACAAAUUUUAAUUUGUUUUUUAAAUACAUUCAAAAUUAUACUUGAAGUGUUUUGCUUUUUGCUUAUGACAAAGAUAAUUCAAAUUAAAUUAAUUACGUAGCGGUGUGGAUUAUACCAAUCACGAAAAUUGACCCCCCCCAAAAAUUUAACUAUAGGUAAAAUUUCACUGUGGAUAAAUUCCAUAAUGACAGAUAUUAGGAAAAUAUCGAUGUUUAUCAAUCCACUGAAUAUGAAAAAUUCGAGGUGAAAAAUCGAACAUGAAAAUAUGAAUAUAAAACUUAUAAUUUUAUUUCUAACAUUAAUUUGAAUACAGUUAGGGCCGUGCCGAAGGGGGUGCGAGAAGUGUCCUGUAUGCACAGCAAAGGUUUAUUUACGAGAGCGAGAUCCUUGGGGUCCGGACCCCCUCAUUGACCUCAUUUAUACCUAUCCAAACAUCCGUGCUAAUAUAAGUUGUAACCACAUAAAAUGUAAUCAUAAUUGUUAUGGAUGGUUGCCACUUGCUAGUUGGAAAUCGAUAAGGUGCUGUGAUAAAAUUCCUUUAGAGAAACAACCUCUCUAGAACAACCUGCCUGAUACCCCUUAUUAACUACGUAUAUAUAUUAUUGUUUAUUAAUAAUUUUCGUUUGUCAGCACGGUUUUAAAUAGAUUCCGUCUUUAUAAUCGUAUUUGACAAUUUAUCUGUUAUCCGUAUUCAUUCAGACAUAGAUUAUUUUUUUUAGAAAAAGUGCUAUCAUUGUAAAUCGGAGAAAAAUUGCUAGUAAAAAAUUUGUUCACAGGAAAAAAGGCCGAAAUAUUUUCAACUAAUACCUAAAUUGUCCUCCAUCUUUUCCGGUUUUUUCUAUUUAUUAGGAAAACUCCUCAGAAAAUUAAAAAAUGACCUCCUUAAAGUACCUCCCCAAACAGAUUUUCUUUCAAAAAAAAAGUGCUACACUUGUAAAUCGGAGCAAGAUCUCUGGUAGAAAAAUUGUCCACAGAAAAAAAAUUAAAUAAACAUCUUUAUAAAACCGUAAUCUUCGUCGCUCCACUGGGAAUCUAAAAUCUUAACUAACUCGUUUUGCGUAUUGCGUGUUUAUACCUAUUAUUCACGGGAACGGUUAAACGUUAUCAUAAUAAACAACUUUAAACUCUCUCGCGAAACUCAAAACCACAGCAUCAGACCGCGGAAUGUGUAGCUACUGCUACUGCUGCUGUUGCAGAAAAGUUUAUCGAACACUCAACACCGUGUGUACUCUAUAAGCUUUUUAAAAUCGCAUAUACGACCACACACAACACGUUUGAUAUAUAUGUAUAAAUAUCAUAUAAACCUUACGGUAAAGACGCAAAGUAUAUCAUGUAUAGAACCCACUGUAGGUGUACUUAUAUAUAUAUAUAUACACACACUCGACGAACUAUUACGGAAGUUUUGUACGAUAAUAUUAUUUCGUUAUACUUACGCGAAAUGAAAUAAAUAAAACACGUCCGCAAAUACUUUGUGUUUGUGAUCGUGUUGUACGGUAGGUACCUAUAUUAAAUAAAAAUCGAGUUUGAACAAUAUGUUUAUUUUUUUUUUUGUUUUUUUUUUGUCCGAACGCUAAUAGACGAGUGCAAUAUGAACUCGUAUCAGUGGGUAGAGCCAUAAAUUUUUUUCCAACAUUAUCAGCCUUGAAAAGUUUCGGCUGUCGAUGUAUUUUUCCAAAGUUAUGCGAAAAAUUGCAUAAAAACCAUCGUCGUCCAAGAACAAUUCGAAUCUAUUUUAAAAUUGAAAAUUACUGCUUUCCCAUGAACGUUGUAUAGGUUAUAACAGUUUAAGCCUUUAAGCAGGUACAAACAAACAAGACCCGCGGAGAAAGACGUGAGUGGCUUCUGAACACACAAUAAGAUGUUGUACAGCAUUGUUCACAAAAUUUGACGCAAGCCGAUACCAAUCAUGCAUUGCAAUCUCAAUUUAACACGCAAUUAUAAUUGCUCUAAUAGUAGAUAUCGUGCUAGGUAUUACAACAACAUUAUAUUCGAUUGUUGACUUUGUAAGUCUUUGUGGACGUUCGGAACGGCAAGCAAUAUGCAGCAGUGUUCUAUAACUUCUAAACCUAAAAAAGAAACACAAGUAUCAGCAUAAAAUAUAUUAAUUUUGAAAUAAAUAAUAAUAGGUAUGAGGAAAGUCAUACCGCGGUCCAAACCAUGAAGAAUCUUACCGGCCCGAAUAUACUUCCCUGCCUAUCCAUCCGGGUCAGUCCGUUCCUGCCUUUAGAGUUUUCGAAAGAUCGCAACUAAAUAACGUACUUUAGAUUCUGGAGUAGAACAAGGAAGCUUAUGGUUUUACAAAGAUGUUUUUUUUUUCUAUGAACAACUUUUCUACCAGAUAUCUUGCUUCGAUUUUUAAGUGAAGCACCUUUUCUGAAAGGCAAUCUGACUGGGGAAGUACUGUAAACAGGUCAUUUUUCGAUUUUCCCAGGAGUUUUCCCAACAAAUUAAAAAAGCCGGAGAAAAACGGGCAAAUAGGUACAAAUAGGUGAAACAAAUAUUAUUAAAGAAAUUAUAUAAUGCCUGUGUAAUUAUUUUACCGUAAUAUGGCAUAUAACAUAUUGUUGACACAGCAACACUAUCAACUGAACUCCGCUCAGAUUCGUUUUUUCGUUAGCAAUGGUUUAUCGUUGCUUACAAAUAUACAUUAAAUUUCCUCCAUACUACCUUUUCAAUUUUUUUUUUUUUUUUUUAAAUAUAUUAUAAUAAUAAUCAUACAAAUUAUAAUAUUAAUUAGGUACCUAUAUAGAUAUAUAAAUUUGUUACAUAAUAUAAUGCGAUGUGAUUUAUUUUACUUUACUUUCGUAAUGCGUGAUUCGGCGUGGGUUGCAGCAUCACGGUUUGAUGGAAUACUACGAUAGACAGUCUAAUAUGAUCUGUGUCACUAUACGCGAAUAGAUUUUAGGCAGGUACCUAUACCAGACCCAUAACGCAUCAAGACCAAAUCUGAACACCGAGCAAAUGUUGUCGAAUUAUUAUUAUCGAUUUAAUUAUAAACACAAGCCAUAUUAUAAUUAGUUAUUUUUUUAAGUACCUAUGUGUAAUAUUUGUGAUUUGGGUUAUGACACGGGGCCAUAUUGCGGGACGACGCGCAGGAGGCGUUUAACGUAAUAAUUGGUAUAAUAAUGUUCCUCGAUAAGCCGUGCCGUAUUGAUUCUGACCCUCCCCCCCCCCCCGUCCUGCACGCGAAAUAAUAAUAACGACGACCUAGGUUAGGUAUGUUAUAGAAAAGGGAAAAUUAAUAACGGUAACCGUGCUAUAUAUAGGUGUACAUUGUAUCUACCUAAUAACAGCAAUGUUCUUCUCUAUCGUCUCUUCUCUAAAUUAUCAUUAAUUUGAAACGGGCCAUGUGCUUCUUGAUUCUACUGCACAUCCACCCCCAGACUCGGACUUCCAUAUCGUCCGCAUUACACUUCUUGUACAGUAUGCACAUACCUCUACAGUAUAAUUAUAUACGAAUCGCAAUGCUAUACUAUGCUCUGAACUCUGCAGUUUAUUAUCUUACUCGUCGUAUCUGUAUCGAAACAUCGCGUCGUCUGCCCACCCGGCGCGUACUGGCCCGCCGGAUUACCGUGAACUUCCCGGCAGGCCCUUCUCACGCCAGGCCCUUGAUUGCAACUUUGUGAUUUCUUUUGUAGGUAAGUGGGUCAAUAGGCUGCACAGGCUGGUACUUGGAGAAUAUGUAUGAUUUGUGCUUAUAAGGUAGUCCUAUUUAAUAAUUUUUCGGUACAAAAAUAGAAUCCAGUACGCGCCCUUAACCCUUAAUAUAAACUCGUUCGUCAUUCAUACGCGGCGCUGUCCCUAUACAUCGUACAUCGUACUCUAAUAUUGUUUGUGUUCUCUGCAGGGAAACGUGGUGUGGAACAGACAACAGCAAGAGAACAAAAUGACCAUGACGCUGAUCGCGGUGGUGAUCAUGUUCUGCGUGUGCCAAACGCCGACGGCCGUGAUGAUGCUCACCGCAUCCGUGUACGAGCCGCAAGAGAAGUCGCCCGCGUACUACGUGAACCGCGGCCUGCACACCAUAUUCAACUUUCUCAUGGUGGUGAACGCCGCGUCCAAUUUCAUGUUGUACUGCGCCAUGAGCCGCAAGUACCGGCGCACGCUCAUGAUCACGUUCAUGCCGUUCCUCGCGGCCCGGCACGCACGCAACGCAACGCUCCGGUCGUCCGUCAGCUACCCGCGGACCGGCACCAUGCACCGGCGCAACACGGAAGUCACGCAGAUGACUGACAUCGGGCCAAUCAUCACCAGUGGCGGCGGCGGCGGCGGCGGCAAACGCGAACCCCUCAUCCGGACCAACAAGGCCAACAACAACAAGCUGCUGAACGCCACCGACGUCCUCUAAACUACACAAUACAUACAUACUAGGGUGACCAUCACACGUCCCUUUUUUCUUUUUUCUUUUUUUUUGAUCAUCACAUCCCGACAAACUAAACGAACGGGACGCUUUUUGUCUCGUUGGAAAAACCCCGUUUUAAAUCCCGUUAUCCCGGUAAUGUCAUGCGAAUAUCAAAAAAAAAAAAAAAAAAAAUAUCCUUCUCCAGUCCGCCGGUAUAUUAUUAAUAUCGAAAUCAAAAUUAUAACGUUUUCCGCGACAUGUUAAAAUAAUAGUUUAAAAAAAAAAAUAAGUUAUUUUUUAUGCAUAAAUAUGGUCACCCUGUAUACAAUAUAGGUAUACAAUCGGCUAACUGACGUUCACCGCGUCCCUCCUUCGACCCACAUCAACGAGCGUCUAGAGACAGCCCACGAGCUCCUCAUCAAUUAUAAUUGUAAUAUUUCUCAUUAAACAUAAAAUAACCUAAUAGUAUGCAUGACAAAAUGUUAUCAACAUGAACAAACAAAAUAAUAAUAAUAAUAAGUAUAUAAAUGUAGGUAGCAUAAUGUAAAUGGCAUAAUUUAUGUCUUAUUUUCCAUACGCAUAAGGAGACCCAUCUUUUUUCGUUCAAGCCGUUUACUAUUUGUUUUCUUACGUUUAAUGUUAGUUUAUUUAAUCGUUGUUCUUCUGGUAUUUUUAAACGAAGUUUUUUAGUUGAAAAAUAUCGCAACUGUUUUUUUUUUUUUUUUAAUAUUUUUAUUGGCUUGCAUUUUCAUUUAAUAAAACGGGAACAUUAGAUUCUUGUUCAUAUAGCAUUUUUAAAUAUGAAUCUAAAGAUAAAUUAAUUUUAUGUAGCUGUUCAUCAUUUAAUUUGUCUGUUUGCGACACAAACAUACCAUGAAAUUGUUGAAUUUUGUUUGCAGUGUUUACUGCAUAUGAAGCAAUAAUUUUCUGCGCAGAUUAUUUGAUAAUAAAUAUUACAUUAUAAUUGAUAAGUAAUUUGCUUGUGGGUUGUCACUAGACGUUCGUCCCACAUCACUACACAGUUGUACACGGCAUACAAACGGUUUAUUAUUUUUAUUUUAACGAACAAAACGGUUGAUGUUAUAAUAUCACGUACCUAUAUCCAUUCUAUUAAUAAUAAUACUAAUAAUCGAAAUAUUUACGAUUUCGAAAUAAUCAAAAAAAAUAUUUAUAUAUAUGUAAUCACCGCUGAUUUUUCAACAAAAUCCACGUACUCGUAUUUAAAUGAUGUACAACAUCCCUGUAGUAUUAUAUACCUACGUCAUCAUUUCCGCCAAUCCGUAUAACGCCAACCGUUUUUUGUUAGACGAAAAAAAGACAAGUAUAUAGUUUCGUUUUGAUGCGCCAAAUAUAGAAAUAUCGUAUUUGAAAACUGCGCGAUUUUCUUUUCAUCCUUCAGUGUAUUAUUAUCUAUUACAUUAUAUUAUUACACGUAUACAGUAUGAUUGUUUCGGUCGUCGUCCUCAUUUCGCGACUCGAAAACAUUUUGAUUUUUGUACGCACAAACUAUAUGUUACAAAGCGAUCCAUUUAUUUUGAAACGGCGAAUUUCUCGGAGGAUUUUAAGCGAAUUCGAUUUUAGAUUUUAUAUUGGUUUUACAACGAUGUAUAUAUAUUUCUUUUUUUUUCUUUUUUAUGUGAACAUUUUUUCUACCGGAAAACUUACUCCGGUUAUCAAUUAUAGUAUCUUUUCUGAAAGAAAAUGUUCUCUGGAUGAUAUUUUAAAGAGGUAAUUUUUCGAAAUUCUCAUUAAUAUUCGAGAUAAUGAGAAAAACCUGAUUCUUUAGGUCAGUGGCGGCGUGAUACCAAAUUUUCGGGUCAAGUGUCCCAUCUAUAAAUUGAAGUGGGUGGGUGGCUCGACCCGUGGGUGGUUAGGAAAAAAAAAUAUGAAGUUAUAUUAUAUAAUUUAUACUUCAAGUCUUGACGUAUAGUUUAUUACAUUACUUAAUAUACUUAAUAUAAUUUACAAAGUGUACUUAGUCGUGUAAUCAUAUUUUAAGCAUCGAAGAGUUAUCGAUAGUUAAUAAUAAACCAAAUUAUAAAUAAAAUCAAUGGAUUUAAAGAUACUAAUUUCAAAUAAAUUUUUGUAUCAACAAGUAACUAUUAUGACGACUGGGGCGCACUAAAUUCCUUCCUAAAUAUAAAAUUCUAGUUUGCCUAAAGGUGUCGGUGAAGUUUCAAAUGUGUUAUUUUAAUAAAAAUAAGUGGGUGUGUGAGGGGGUAGGAGAGGGGAUUAUAGAUCAAACGAAAAUGUUGCUGUCUCAUUCAUUAAAAUAGUUCACGCUGCCCCUGUUUUUGGUUAAAAAAAAAUUGAACAAUUCAAAAUAAGGUUGCCGUUGACAACCGUUUUUAUUUAUUUUUUGUCAUUGUUAAGUUUUUAUUAUUUUAAAUUUUUUUUUAAUCAAUCAUUGUUGUCAUGGAAACAGUAUCGUUUUUUCGUUAGCAAUAGUUUAAGUAUAUACCCAUUAAGAUUAUAAGGAAUAGAGGUAAAAAUUUGAAAAUAGUAUUUGAAAAAAAGCUUAAACGAUUCCAUGGUGAUUGGAAAAAAACAGCAUUCAAAUUCACUUUACAUCCUCCGGGGAAAUCGCUUAUUCGUGAUAAAUGGAUCGCCUUGUAUAAUUCGCGCGUGUUCGUUUUACCGAUGCGGACCUGCAUUCUAAAGUCACAUAUUAUAAUAUUAUAGUUUUCGUUUUUUAUUAUAUUUAUUGAGUUUAAGUAUAAUCAAAGUUGGGCAGUAGGCAAUUAUAUAGUUAAAACAUUAGACUUAGGUUAUAAGUUACUUUUUUUGACAACUUUCAACUUAAUUAGUU